AUGGAUGGCAGCGACGGAGAGGAAGAAGAAACAGAGGAAAAGGAGGGACUGACAGGUGGGGAAGGAAGGAAGGAAGGAAGGAAGGAAGGAAAGAAGGAGGGAAGUAAGGAGGGAUGGGAGGGUGGUCAAAGAGUAAAGGAUGGAGUGACAGAGGAGAUUUGACAGACAGAAAGCAGGAGAGAGGAUGUUGGGUGGAGGGGUUUUAUCUGCGACAUCCCUUGUCAUCAUAUAUGUAGAUGCUGUUUGAAGUUUGCAGUGUGCCGCUGCGCCUGUAACACAUCCCCCCCCCCACCUCCACCCGCGUUAGAUUGACUAAAAAACCCCGAGCACCUUACUGCGCCCAGUUAGGCUGCGGCGGCUAAUCGUUCUUGGCAGAACAUACUCUGCUUUAAUUUUAGCCAUAAUGACGUUGAGAGGGGCGAAAUGAUACUUUAAAGAGCAGAGGAGAGUGGAGGCAAAAAAAAAAAAAAAAAAAGAAGAAGAGGGAGAAGAGGGGAGUGAAAAGAGUGAAAAAGGACAGAGAAGAGAGGAGAAGAGUGAGGGAGAGAGAGAAGCUGUGAAGGUGAUUAGUUGUACUGGCGGAUCUUGGCGGUGGAGGAGGUUGGAACACUAAUCCUUGCUUUGGUUGGAGACAUUUUCGCGCAGUAGGUCCCUUCUUCCCGCCCCCUCUCAAUUUUAAGCCCCGUGUCAAGCUCAAGCCCUUCUUUUCCACAGCGCUCACUUGCUCUCAUUUCCUCUGCCUUCUGGCAAGCCCUGCUAUUUAUAAGAAAAAUCAUUUUUCUUUCUCUCUCCCUCUCUCCCUCUCUUUCUCCUUUAAUUCUUUCCUGGCGUGUUUGAUUUUCUGCCCUGCUUAGAGAAGGUGCCCAGAUGAGUGGCAGCCAGCCAGGGCUCGUCUCUUCUCCCGCUCUUCCUCUCCUCCCCUCCCCUCCCCUCUCCUCUCUUCCCUCCUCAUCCUCCCUCACAUGUGGCUUUUAACGGGGCUGCCGUGAGCACACAAACACAUAUCAAAUUUACAUUGAAUAACAGUAGCGGGCUGCUGCUGCUGCUGUAUAUUGAUGACUAGCUCACGUUCGAAGCAUUCCUGCUGCUUUGCAUAACCAGUGUAGCGAUGUGAAUUGGCCCUCUGCCCAGACAAUAAGCCAUAGAUUUUACAGUAUGACAUCAUUUAUCCAGUGCAUUAUUUGAUUGUUUUGGCUGCUUUCUAAUUUGAUGGAUCUAGCCGUUGUCUCCUAAAAUCAUCAGCAUCACUUUUUUCGGCUUAAUCCGUUCAGCUGAAAAAGGAGGGAAAUAUAUGUAUUUAGCACUCGGCAGCCGGUGAAAGCUUUACCACGGCUACGACUGCUUCAAAUGCACGUUAUUGAGCUACGUUAAUCAGGACAAAAUGGCAUAUAUUGUAGCUUUGGCCUGCUUCAGUGCACAUAAAGAAAACUGCACUUUUCACAUUUACAUUCAUGCCAAACACCGCAGGGCCUGUCAAUGCUUGGGGCCAGAUAUCAUCCAAACUGCCAUUGAUUUGUUUGUCCUUUGGCCCUUUUCCAUGGUUUGGGAAAUGAAUCAUGGCUUCGCUUUUUUUUUUUUUUUUUUGUUGUUGUUCGUCUUGGCAUCAUCUGUUUAAUCCAUACACUCCUCGUUUUCCAUAAAUAACAGGGCAGAACUCGGCUUGGACCGGCUUGUAACGCUGAGUGCUUUUGUUCUCGAAAGGAUGACAGCAGUGCUCGAGGUGCUUCACAAACACACACAGAAACGCGCACACACAAACACAUCCUUAACCGUGCUUUAAGAGGUAAAUUGAAUUUUGAGUGCACCGAAAACAUACACUUCUACACCGCGAGGCUACAAGUUCACAUCUAUAGCAUUAACAUGGCAGGAAGCGCGGCGCACAUGCAUGUCGGAAAUGUGAAACUAACUCAUCAGUUGUAAAAAAGAGAGGCAGUUUUAAAGGUCCAGGUUACUCAUGAUGUCUCAUUGUACUCAUAACCUCUCUGCUCUUCUUUCUUUCUACAACAUUCCUCGGCAACAGUGGGCAAAAUUAAUUCCUCUGACCUUUGAAUGGCCUGAACAGCAUCGGGUCAAAUUCCAGCGUUCAUUACGCUGCUGUUUUAUUUCACUGUAAAAUAUGUGCAACUGAAUAACGAGAGCUCUGGGAAUCACUGUAUAGAUUUUUAUUUCAUUAUCCUGGAAAAAAUGGAGAAAAUAAUUAAAGGAGAAUAAACAGCCACCUGAUCAGAUGGAGGGUUUUAAGAGGAACUUUAAAACAUGACUGAAGUGCUGGUGUUCUCCAGUGUGUGUGUACGUGGCGGGAAAUAAGAGAUGCAACAUAUGGAGUUCAUGUGAUGGUGGAGGUUGUCAUUAAAUGAUCUGUACGUCUCUUUGUGUACGUGCCUGAAUGUACAUGCAGAUGCACACAUGUGCAGACAGUUUGCAUGCACUUACGAUUUUUUUAAAAUCUCAUUACCUUUGAGCUUUGAAACUGUUUCAGCAGCAGGAUUUCUCUGUAAUCUCUUUUUAAUUUGGAGCUGGCUGCUAUACAUCAACCUUAAACUUCAAGUCUCCCACUUUUUUUUCCAAGGAGGGGGGGCUGGCUACGGCAUUGUAUGCAUUUUUUAGAGGUAGGUUUAUAAUGCACACUGACGCAAUUGUGCCAGGUGUGCGCCAUAGACGUAAACACUGUGUAAGCGCGGUAAUUGUUGCCACUUAGCAAGCUAAGCUGUGUGGGUUUACCUCCAAAUAACCUUCCCCAGCCAAGGAAUCUGUGGCCAACAGCUGCCACGCCGCCGUGUCAGGACUCCGAGCUCUGUAUUGUAAUACGAUGUAGGUGGGGAGAAAAAUUAAAAUCUUACAAUGUUUACACUUCAAGAUAAAAGAAGGUAGAUUGAAUCUUGGAUAACCUUACACAUAUGUUUGUAUGACGCAUGAGCCGCUUUUAAAGUAGAAUAACAGACUUAGUGACUAAACCUUGGAGAAAGAGCCAAAAGUUGGCCUACACAUUCUCUUGAAUAAUAGGAGAAGAACUAUAGCUGCAACUUUUAAGACUUAACUUUUUUUUAUCUGCAUUACCCGCAGAACUAUAAUGCUAAAGCUUGUUAAUCUAACAGCUUAUCAACUAUGGAUAAAGAAAGUUUUGAAGCGCCUUUUUCUUUUUACUCAGCUGUCUGACUGACUUUUUGUCUUGGACUGCAACAUGUGUGAAAACUCAUUACGUCAUUUUUAAGUUGGACAGUGUUUACAUCUGGCUUUUCAGCAAUGUCCAGGAAAGUUCUGUAACAAUGAAAAGCCAUCAUGGUUCUUAAAUCAAAUGUUAAAUAUGAACUUUGAUCCACUCAAAGCCCAGCAUCUGCAGUAUAAAGUUACUGAGGGACAGCCUUCCCUGAUCACACACGGCUGCGUUAACAAAACAGAUUGGUGGCUGACUCCGUGAUUUCAAAAAUAGUGACUAUUAAUACAUCUAUAGUCUCUGUUUGUAUGUGCAGGGCUUAAUGGACUAGCUUGUAGUUAGAACUGUUUAACUUUGGGAGGAGUUUACUAAUAAAUCGGCAAAGAAAGCGGUACUAAAAAGUUACACCCAGAGAGACCUUCAAAAUCUGUUUUACACUGUGAAACAGCCACAGUUUUAUCUGACUUCGGCUCAGAUUAGACUGAUUUAUACUAAAACAGUGUUUUCAGGUUUACUGUGACACCAUUCUUUUGGUAGAGAUAAACGCUAAGUCAUAUAUCAAUAUGUUUAUUAUGUGACUAACUUGAGAGAGUAACCUUACCAGUGGAAGUUACCAAACUUAAAGAGACAUCAACAUCUUAAGUCAAUAGUGUUCCGAUGUCAUACAAAAAAAGAAAAGCAAACUAGCUGUGGUAAAUACUGGAUGCUGAUUGGUCAUUAUACAUUCCAUAGCAUUGGUCUGUUAGCAGAACGCUGCCCUAGAGAACAGGUUUGUAGGAAAAUUGUUAGGGGUGCAGCUGUCACAGGCUCAGAAAGACCAGUUGUGACAGGAAACAAAUCCUGUAAAUUUGUUGUUUUUUCCGCAUCUAAAAAAAGGGAGGGGGGGGGUAAAAAAUGUAAUAAAACCAGUAAACACGAAACAAAGUCACUAAACCUGAAUAAAUGUUUGCUAAAUAAUGAAAUAUUCCCACAAAGGAAAUUUGGAUGUCUGUUGACCCAUGUACAGUGAUUAAUAAAUAACCCAAAAUCCAACUUUUAUAUUACAAUAACAGUAAGUUUAUUGAUAAAUUUAUAAUUCUGAUUUGUUAAAAUCAAAUAUUCAUGGUUAUCUUAGCAAUUUAAAUAUAUUUUUUUAUGGAUUUAAAAAAAAAUAAUAAUGGUGACAUGGUCCUUGUCAGAGGAUGAUGCAAAUGUGCUAUUGGAAAUUAUUCUAUUAUUAAUAUUAUACUAUUAUUCCAUCUAAUGCUAGUAUUAUCUCAGUAUUUUGGUCUGACUUGGAGAAAUUUUACUGUGAAAUCUCAGUCAGACAACCUUGUUUACAUGUAAUUUAAAAGCAUAGUUAUAGCAACAAAUAGAGGUUUUAGCAUCAUGUUAAUGGGCUGAGCGUCAACACACUGAGGGGAAGUGUGCAGCAGUUCUUUAUGCAGACUGAUUCUAUAUGAUGUGUGUUAUCAUGUUGUCACUGGCCUAGCUUCAGCAUCAAAGAAUUGAUCAUGGUCGUCAUUGGGUUUUGACCAAUCUGAACACAGCUGAUAAGGACGGCCUAGAAAAGGGUCAAAAUGACAGAUGCCAAUGAUAUAUGUUACAGCUAAUUACAGGAGUUUGGAUUUGAGAAAGGCUCAAUUCAUUAUCAUUCCCUAAAAGACCUGAUCGAGAACAUCUCUUCAUAUUUGUCAAAACUUUAGUCCCACCAGUCAGUAAUGGACUCCAAAGGUGUCAGAUGAAGCUUGAUUGAUAACCCCCCAGAGCCAGAGACUGCAAAUUGUCUCUUUGCUCAAAGUAACUUUACACAUCCAAAAGACGUGAGGAAAAUCUCUCCUAAUCCUCUCACCUUUGAGCGUCUGGUAAGAGUGCAGUGUGAAUAAUGUGCUCAGUCUGCCUAAAAAAAGAAGUCAUCACAUCCAAGAUUUAAAUUUUUUUCCUCUUUUUUUUGGAGUGACCACUGGGCUCUCGCAGUCACCGUCUGGCAGUGUCCUUGCCAGCCGCCAAACUCCAUCAAGUCAGCCCGACAGCUCGGGCCGGAAGAGUGCCGGACGAUAAAUGGAGUGAAACUUUUAGAGCUGUGUGUCAAAGGAGGUGAAGGGAGAUGGAGGAGGAAGAGGAGGGAGUCAGUCUUCAUCUUUUAAUGGCAGCGAGCGUGUGAAGGGAGGACGCUGGAGAAGGAGCGGGAAGGUGGAGGGAGGGAGAGCCAGUGAGCGAGCGAGCGUUUAGUUCUGAUAGAUAUUGAUAGAGAUUGUAAUGAAUGUGGUGAGGGCAUGGCACCCUAAAGCGCUGCAGUGGUAAUGCAGGGUGACAGUGUAUUUGUACUAAUAACCCUUAAAAGUGGUGAUAAAAUACUCCACUCCCCUACUGGAGCUUGCUGAUGGAUGUGCUGGGAGUGAUUAAACCACAUUAGGCUGCAGGUCCACUUACCCUGGGUGUGUGUGAGUGUGUGCAAGUGAAAGUGUGUGUGAGGGAAGUGCGUCUGAAUGUCUUAAAACACCACUCCCCUCAGGGAUCAGGCUAUUCCAGGUAGAGGGGCAAGUGUGCAGCCAUUGCCUCUGUAUGUGUGUGGAAGAGUUGUGUUUGUGUGGGGCACAGCAUGCUGUACGUAGCAUAGGAGAGUCUGCAGAAUGACAUGUACUGUACAUCAUUUGGAUCCGUGACGCUCUACACUCCGGUGUAUUCCCAAAGGUUGUGAGUGUGGUGUCAGUGUCAUUGUCAUCCAACACGUUGCUGUGUUUUGCUGUUGACAGGAAAGCACACUCCGCUACUGCUUUUUUUUUUUUUUUUUGUCUUCUUGUACCACAGGAGAUGUUUUGACUCAACAUUGAGCCAGGGGAGAAGCCUGCGGCAAAGACCACUGUAUGAGCCUCACAGGGAAUAGCACUGGUCCUGCAUCAUCUUUCUGCGUGUUUUCACUUGACAGUCAACCACACAAACACACAACCACAAAUAUACUCGUACAGCAUCUGACACGCACACAUAGCAAACUCAUGCACGUAAAAGAAAGUGGCUGCAAAUUUAUUAAUAGAUAGACCCUUGAGAUAAACCAUGCUGUUUUUGAGGCGGGGUUCAAUGUCAAAUCGGUGUGUGUUUUGAAGGUUAAAUCCAGAGGCCGAGGUAAUUAAAAAAGGUGACAUGUUCAAGGGUGAACCAUCAGUGAAAUAAGUGGAUAAGUUUGGGGAGUCGCCAAGGCGUCAUCCCUUCCCAAACAGCAUGGUACAUGACUUUUUAGUGUUAAAGUAGUUUUUUUUUUUAAACUGCUUCUUAAAAUCUUAAUUCAUGGAAAAUGGAAAAAUGUGGAGAAAAGAGAGUGUAGGAAGAAAAGCAGCAAAGGGUCAUUGGCUGGGCGUUGGACUAGAGACCACUACAGCAAGGACUCUGGUCUCUGAAUAGGAGGUGUAAAGUGCUUGGGGAACAAGCACCCCCUUCAAACUUCAAAGCUAGGUCAAACAUGUUUUCUAAAGAUAGUUUCAGUUACAGAUCUGUUAUUACGAGACAUACAAAUGUCCAUAUCAUCAGCAAAUAAUCAAAUCUAACAGUUGGAGAAGAAACUGGGAAUGUCUUUAAUAAAUAUGGAAAGAAGCAGAGGACCUAAAGAUGAGCCCUGUGGUACCUCAUUCUGUAUUACAUAAGCAUUUUGAAACAGCUGAGACUAAUGCUGCGUUUGAGUUACCUCAGAAGUCAGAUGGAUGUUGGAGCUGAAAAUGACGUCACACCCGAGUUACCAGUGUUUCAGUUACAGAGUCAGAAAAAAGCAAAAUCGGAGGCGGAAAAAAGAUGCCUUGUCCAUGCUUAUAAUCGGACAAGGCAAGCGCUAACAUAACUUUCGUAGUUGUAGCUAUCUUUUUUUCUCCCUCUGAUUUCACUUUUUUCCGACUUGGUAACGGAAAUGUUGGUAACUUGAGUGUGACGUCAUUCCCAGCGCCGACAUCUGACUUCUGAGGAAUGCAGCAUAGGACACAGGCCUGUAUGUGACAGUAUGAGUUAAAGCAAAGUUCAGCUUAUUUUGAGACAUUAAUAAAUGAAGUUUGUCACAGAGUAAAUAUCUAAAGUCUCGGUAGGUGAAGGAAGAUUGUUCCUGUGAGUGUUCUGAGACAGUGUUCUCAGAAGUGUUAAACACAUUAUUUCUCAUGAAGCUGUGGUAGUCGACAAUUUAGAUCAGAGACCAGAGUGGCGUGGUUGUGGAGUACUAAAGCCAGUCAAAUAGCACAGAAGUUAAUUAAAAAUAACUUUUUAUAAAACUUUUAGCUACAGAGUUAAUAUUUGAAAUCGGGCAGUAAUUAUAAAUGUCACGGUGGUCACCUCCUUGUGAAGCGGCACACUUUCAGCAGAAAGUAGGUGCACAAGAUGAGAGAGAGAGAGAUGGAAUAAGUCAGAAAUUUGGUACAUCAAAACAUGAGCUUUAAGUUUAAUGAGUUUAGUCUCAGUGCCCGCAGUUCAACAGGUAAUGCGUUGGAAGAAAAUGAGUUUCUACAAUUAGUAAAAAAAUCUCCAACCAUCACAGAAGAGCUUCCUUUACAGGAGAGGUGCUGUUUAAGAACAGAGAGAUCAUAAAUCAUUUCAUUAUAAUCUGGCUGCUAGUGCUUUUCUUCUAAUUACCCAAAACAUUGUUUAUAUUUCUCUCGAUCAGUUUCAUGGUAGUCUAUAUUUUCAUACAGGAGUUUUUCCAAUAGAAAUAGAAUUUGGCAUUUUUGUCUUGCGUUGGCUUUUUAAAGAUCUUGAUGUCUCCUGAUCAGUAGGAUCCCCAGUGUCCCUAAAGAUCCUCCAGAUAUGUCCUAUUGCUCUAAAAGACUUAUCAGAUGUGAGCUGUUUACCUUUGACUUUGAUUGUCUCUCUUAGGGACACAUUUAUCCAUGACUGUGGUGAGUUAAGAGUAAAAUAAUUACAAGCUUCCUGUCGGUGGGGUAAAAACUAAAACCUUUCCCAAUUCAUUAAGAUCAAAUCUUGUGUUAAAUUUGAUUUGGAUAUUUAUAAAUCCACCUGAGUAUUCUGUCAUACUCGGGUGGAUUUGGAGGAAGGCUGUCAAAUUUUUAUUUGACCUCAAGUACCAACCAAAAAUAAAAAAUACAACCAAAAGUAAAAAGAAUUACUUGAUGUAAAAACGAUUUUUAACAAGCAGAAAAACACUGUCUCUUAAAGCACAAAAAACUCAUCUUCUCUGCAUUUGAUUCUCGAGGCCUUGCAUCACUGCUGGCACCCAGGCAGGUCCGAUCUGCUUUUAAUGACCCUCCUGGGAACCCUUACCUGAUGGGCCAGCUUAGCAAAUGUGUCCAGGUGCAGCAACAUAAGCAUUUCAUUAAAAAUUGAAGCCAACGUUUUGUAGAAAAAGCUCUCAGUGGCUGCGGUGUGGUGUAAAAGAAGAUGGAGAGAGGACGGCAUGUUUAAAAAAAAAAAAAAAAAAAAAAAAGAGCGAGACGCUUUGGCACGAGUCCAAAACUAGAUGUAUGUGAGCUUCUUCUUCUUCUUCUCCUUCUUCUUCUUGUCUGUCUCGUUUCCUCCCAUCCUCCCCCUCUCCUCUCACUCACUCCCUUUCUCUCUGCUUUCUCUCUCUAAUCACAGCCUGACUUUACUUGACCUUUCUGUGGCUAAUUAGUCGGCUUGUGGAAAAGGAUUGUGGGUAGUAUAUUUCCAGUGAAGAUGAUGAUGAUGAUGAUGAUGGCGACGCUGUGGUCUUUAUACGACUUGCAAAUGUGCCGGUGAUUAAUUUACUCUUCUCCCUUAAACACACAAACUAUAAAACACGCUGGGCUGUGAUGACCUGGGUAUUGCCAGCGGGUGUAAAGGUGUGGCGGCGGAAACAUGACACGACUUUGAUGAAUGGUUUUAUUUUUACCACACGGACAAACAGUCAGGGUGCAAGUUCUGAUACUCCUCAAUCUGUUUUUGUUUAAUUUCUUUGCAGAAAACCUUUCCUAUGAUCACACUCUUUCGAAUCAUUUCAGUAAUUUGGUGUCACUUCAGCAGCUUUGAACACAUGCUUUAUUAAAACUGGAUGUAUGAUGGUGCUGUUUAGACUUAGAAAUAAUUAAACUAAUGCCAGUUAUUUGUCUCACGGGGGAAAUCACAGAUGAUUGCGUUAGUUGUAAUGAGUGGGUGGAAAAGCAAUGAAAAAAAAAAGAAGAUAUUUUUUAUUACUUUAUUCACAUCAAAUGUGUUUUUGUUUUCAUACACACAGAGAUACUGGAGAAUAUGUGUUUGUGUGCGCGCUUGUGCGUGAACAGCUGGAUAUGAGUCAAGUCCUGAGCUGAUGAUGCCUGUUCUUGGCGUGUUGACGUGUGCCUUCAGGUGCAUAGUGUUCUCCAUUUCACGCAUAAAAGAGUUAGCUCGCGCUACACAAACACACACGCACACAUAUGGAAGAUACACACACAGGGACAAGGUAAAUGCAUGCAAAACAUCCGCCCACAUACACAGACACACAGGGGGAAAGCAGAGGUAAAAGCAGGUGUGUGUGUGUGUGUGUGUGAGAGACGCUCAAAGUGGAUCCUGUGUGAUUGACUGUGUGUGUCGGCUGUUUCAGCGUCUGCUGCCUCAUUAUCACGACUUACAAAAGCUGUUUUUCAGAUUAAUAAUUGAUCUUACUUUAGCUGAGAAAGGAGCGCUUAAAUCAGGUUCAAGUGGAUCACAGUUUAUAAAAGAAAAACUUAAAUAAACAAGUUUAUAAUUACGGUCUCUAUAAUGGUGCUGAUAUGCAGUGUGUAAGUGUGUCAAUUGCACAGAAGCAUAGCUACAUAUAUUUGUUACAAUUUCAUGCAUUAUAACACAUUACUACUUCAAGACACAAACUGCAAAACAUCCAAUAACUUUCAUUGAAAUUAUGUGCUAAAAUUAUAAUCCUGUAAUGUAAAUUUAAUUAUAACGGGAAGACAUUUUUCAAAAUAAGAACCUGCCUUACUAAGAACAAGAGCUCAAUUAUUUUUUUUAAUAAUAAAUUAUAUAUGAAGAAUAAUAAAAAUUCAAAAAAUACAAGAUGCAAAACACUGGAUAGAAAAUAUCAUCUUUAAUAUCUUUGAAACCAAUUCAUACACAUUUGAUCACUUUGGGCUAUCUAUGCAAUGUAAAAUAUAUAGAUUAUAUAUAGUGUGUAUAGUAAACAAUAUUGAGAGUGUGUUAGUGUGUGUGCCAAGACAUAACGUUUGAAGUGUUUAUGUAAAGAAAGUUUACACCAUCAGAUAUCUGGUUAGAUAGAUAGAGUAAUAGGGAGGUUUACAAAUAUGAAGGGGGCACAUAGGGAUUUGUUACCAUAGGAUUCAGCCCUCAUUAUGAGGAUAUUUAUUUAUUAAUCUAUUUCAGAAUCAGAACUGGGUUUAUUGCCAAGUAGGUUUUACACCAAUAAGGAUUUUGUGCAAAAGCAACCAACAGAGAAGAACAAUAGAAAUAAAAAUAGAAAUACUUAAUGAGCCAAAAGCUUUCUCCCGAAAAGUCAUCUUUUCAGGGAUCUUUAUGGCCAAAAUUAUGCAAAAAAAUAAAUCUCAUGUUUGAGAAAUUUGAGCCAAACAGGUUGGAGAAGGAGAAGAAGAAGAACUUUAUUGAUCCCCGAAGGGAAAUUCAAUUGGAUGAUGCUCAAAAAGGUUUGUGGGGUCAGGUCACAAGAUUUCCCAUAUUUAUGAUGAUAAGUAAGAGCUGCCUAGACGCAAACAUCACAAAAUCCAGAGUGAGGAAAACAACUGGGUACUCAAAAACAAAAUGAUGUGUGGGAUUCAUAUCUAAAAUACACCCACUCUUAUUUUAUGAAUGCAUGUCACUGUUUGCUAUAGUUAAAAAAUAUUCAUGGAUUAAACUAUUCAAAGGAAAAUCUGCUCAAACUUUUCCAGAUAUAUCAUCUAUUUGUGAGAGGUGAGGAAGAAGGUAAACGACUUUAGAGCUAUGCUUUUGUCUAAAAUCACAAUGUUUUGAGGUUGACCUCUUAGCACUGUAUUUAUGACAUGACUUUGUCAGGAAGAGAAGGUGCCAGGGCAUAAAUGAUUUAUUUUUAUCAUCACAGGUGAGGGAAACUAGGAUGACUGUAAGAGUCCAUAACUGACAAAAGCCCUGAAAAACUACAACAACAGUUAUGUCCGUCAAUACUCAUCUAAAAAUUUCACAGGGCCCAAAACCUGAGGUGGAAUCUCUGUGUAUUGUAUAUAUAUUUAAGUAGUGAUAAAAUAUCUUUCACAUGUCAACAAAAUCCUUUCUCAUCAAUUUGCAUCCUUAACCUGCAAACACAGGGAUUGGAAGAAGAAGGUGGCAUUCAGUCCAGUGUGCAGGAAGUCUGACAUUUUUAAUCUUGACAUGACUGAUUUUGAGUGACUCUUUGGCUGCAUGACAGUAUGUGUCAGGUAGUUGGUGGGGCUGGGGCAUCAUUCAUUUUAUUUGUGUUAUCAGGGGUGGGAUAGAGGAGAAAUGUUAGAAAGAUUUUAGAGGUACACAUCGGACAUCCCUAAAAAGACACAAGAGCACUAGUUAUGCCUUUCAAUACCCAAAAGUGGCACCUCUAUAUAUGUUAUACAUUUUUAAUAAAUCAUUCUGCUGCAGCUUUUACCAACAACCUUCAUCCUCAACCUGCAAAAUGCCCCAAAUAAGUGGAGUCCAAAGAGAAGGAGGUAUUCAAUAGUUAUAAUAAAGGUAAUUAAAAAAAAACAGUCUUCACCUGAAGAAAGCAAUAAUAUGUGAGGUCUGUCAAAGCUUACAUUUUCAUCAUAUUUCACAUUAAUUUUGAUGUUGUUUUGGGGAGCCGCACAGACAUGAAGAAAAGUAUGUUUCUAAUAAGAAAGACAAAAACUGAUUUAACCAAAACAUGGAUCCAUGACUGACUGAAUGAAUAAAACCUUUUAAGGAAUUUGACCUUACACUGAGAGCUUAAACACACAUAAAUGACAAAGACAUCAUACAUGACAGCUCGCAAACAGUGAACAGAUUUAUAAAAAAGUGACAUCAUUAGAGGAUUGCAUGGUUACUGAAGAGGAAUGCCAAAUACAACAAAGUUCAGACUGUGCUUAUAAUUCUAGUUAUUCUCCAGCUAAAGUAAAACUUAAACCAAUUAUUUAAAAAAGAUUUUAGAAGUUAAUUAAGCCGGGAUGUCUAAGUGUCAUCUGCAAUAGAAAAAAAGGUUUUUAUCAAUCAUAGUCAGGUAACUUCUCUGAGUAUCUUCAGAUGUAUAAACUGAAGGUUAUGUGAGGCUACUGGAGAGGUGAAAAAGAAAUAAUGGCUGAUAAUAAUAAUAAUGGCUAACUAUUUGACAUUAUUUCUAUAGAUUAAUGUUCCAAUGAUCAUCCGUUUUGUAUAAUUUUCUUUGGCGUGUAAGAAAAAUUCUAAAGUAACUCUGGUAUUUGUCAAUGUUUCGCAGUACGUAUACAUCAUUAUUUUCGGACAGUAAGAGUAUUCAUUAAACAGCAAUGCACCUGUAAAUUUUGAAACACCAAAUAUCUACAACACAGGUAUACCGUGUGCAUGUUUUUGCCGCAUGGAUUUUUUAUGAUGAAAUUCAUAGUGAUCAGUGUUUCACAGGAAAAAAAAAGAUGUGAUUGGAAAGAAGUCAGAAAAGCAUCUUAAAAACCACCAAGUUCCCAAAUGUCAACUCAACCACUUAAAAAAUAUAUAUUUUGUGCCCACCCUGAUCAUAUUUUCAAUUAUGUAUUUAAAGACUUAGUGAUAAUAUUCUUAUCCUCCUAUCUUAUCUUGAAUAAAUGCUGCUUAGUGCAGAUCUGGUGCAUUAUGGGUAAUAUGCAAUAUGAUGACUGAGGAUUUUUUUGGUAUAGGUUUCUCUGUUUAUGCCUGAAUUAUUGUUGGUUUUCCUUUUCUAUCCAUCCACAGUAAAUUAAAGGCAGUUAAGUGCAGCAUUGACAUACAUAACAAAGUCGCCAAUACAUCGACAACGUCUAUCAUAUCGCAUUAUAUCGUGUCAUAUCGUAUAAUAUCGCAUUGUGUUGUAUUGGAUUGCUCUGUAUCUUCUGGGUCUUGUCAUAUUGCACUGUAUCGUAUCAUACUGUAACCAUAUUGAAUUUUACCAUAUCACAUUGCAUCCUAUCAGCCAGAGGUUUAAGGCCACUGACCCUUUGAGGAGUGUUUUCCUUUUUCCUGUGUUCAUACUUGCAUCCUCAGAUCUCACUUUUCCUGUUGGUUUAAUUUACUGCGCUCCUCCUUGGCAUUGAUCAUUCAGCAAGCAGGCAGCUUUGCACACCGCACCUUCCAUAAGUGGCACACUCUGCUCCAUCAAAUCACAAUUCAUCUUUUCACAGCCUCAGACGCCUCAAACAAACAAAAUGCAUUUUCAGUUUUUCAUCCCAGCACUCAAGGAAAUACCUGCUACUCCCCAUCAAACGUGCAUCAAUUCUCUGUUGAUGUGAGGAGAAAGGACAAUCUAUAGUUUGCUGGAUUUAUUCAAUUUGCAUUCGUAAUUGCGUGCAAUUUACAAACUCAUUAUUUUACAAUUUAGUGCAUUUAACAGCAGCUGGAGGGCAGAUAAUGGUGGGACUAUAGGGGGUUAACAUGGGCCCCAGAUGGACCCAAACAUGAUAUAAAGCUUGAAAAUGGAUGUUUGCGUGUGUCUGAGUUUAAAAGUGGAUAAUAGUGUAAAAGUAAAAACAGAAGAUAGCUGAUACUUGGAAAAAAAAAAGCUCAUUUUGAUGCAGGUAACGCUGCUUCAACAACAGAAUAGAGUGAAUCUAGAAGAUACCGGCUCUGAAUAAUGCAUCACACAUGUACAGUCACACUCUAUCGAUUAUUUCAUAUUGAGUUUUGAUCAACGCUUUUUCUUUAAAGUUUAAUGAAGACAUCGCAACGAGCAAGCCAUACAUAGGUAUAAAAGAAACCAGUAGGAAAUUUAUGGCAUAUUGCAGCCCAGUCCAACAACUCUGUGAAACCACUUUAGUCACUGAUACUUUGAAGGUGACAUAGCCAUACAGCCUAACAGCUCUUUGAGCUUUUAUUACAUUUGGCAUGUCCACAAAGCUCAUGAAAGAGCUCUUUUUCUGCAGCAAAGGUGGGCGUCUCGCUGCUUUUUUGAGGCCCCUUCGGAUUCUGGCUUGAUCUGCGGGUACGGCGGCCUUGUUAGGCUCUAAUAAAGUCUGCAUGUUUUCAAUGUGUGAUGCUGUACUUAAAAUUGGAUUGCCUCGGCGUGUCGCACCUUGUGAGUGUUUGUGUGAUGGCCUCUCCCUUCUCUCUCCUCUCAUAACUGAUUGUUUACUGAGUGCUUUCCACCUUUUUUUUUUUUUCUCCCCGAGCCUGUAAGUAUAAAAUUUUAAUUAGAGAACACUGACAGGUCUGGCGCAUGAUCCACAGCCUUGCAUCCAUCACAGGAGAAAAGGAGGGAGAGGAAGACAGAAAGAAAAAGAGAGAGGGUGAGAGAGAGACACUUUCUUCCACAUCUCUCUCUACUUCUACAUCUCCACCCCCCCCCUCGGUCUCCCCUCUCCUGACGGGAGCGCCGGACUUGAGCAGCAGGUGCCAUAUUACUGUGUACAGAAAAGCAAUUAGGCAGCAUAUUGGAUGAAUGAGGAGUGCAUUAAUAUUAGCAAGUGCAUUUGUCAGUGGCGUUUGAUGCGAGUCCUUUUCUUUUCUUUCUGCAACAUUAAGAUUGUGGCGCUCAUAAAUUCACUGCUUAAACCACCAUCUGCUGCGCUGUCAGCCCACACCGAGGAGAGAGGAGAGGAGAGGGGAGCCAUUUAUUCCCUUCUGUCUCCCUCACUGGGGAAAGAGAGUGAAAGACAGAUAGAUAAGAAGAAAAUGCAUUCAUUCCCUCCCUUUCUUUGCCUUUCUCUUUUUUGUUCCACUGGGAAUGACAGUGUAUUAGGAUUUAUGGAGAUGCUUGGCGCACACCAAGCGACAAUGCUCUUAAAUCUGGCUCUUUUCCCUUUUGUCUGGAGUGCUACCUUCUGCUUACCGACACAUGCGUAGACACAUUGCUCCUCAUUGUGCUCAACAAGGAGAUAAAUUCUUAUGUGUGCGCCAAUUCAAACAAGCUUAGGGAAUAACUUACAAUAAACAGGUGGUUUGGGGAUCAUAACUCAGCAUCGUGUGUGGCGAGAGGUCGGGCUCUUCUGUGACCUCUGCUCUUUCUUUUCUCUCUGGUCUCCGAUAUUCACCACAUUUGUUCUAAUAUUCAAAGAAUGAGAUGAAGAUAUUCUGUAUUUUUAUGAAUGAGAACAAUUCCCUCAGAAGACCAAAAACAAACUUAUCUGUAGGGUCUGGAAAGCUUAAUCCUUAUUGAACUCCUCUGGGAUUGAAUGACAUGCUCUCUAAUUGUCGUUGAUUUUAUAUUAUUUCGUCCUCUCUUCUUAUUUCAGUCAUCGAGUGGAUCUUUAUCCUUAAACCAAAUUGUUACGAUUUUAAGAGAGAGGACACAAUUCAUAGGGAAUUCAAAGACUGAACUAAAAGGAAUUUGUUGACAAUGUACCAACACAAAACAACACACAUCUUUUCUUUUCCAUGUGUUUCACCAAUUUUUCAUAAUUUUAUACCUACAUCGAUAAUAUGAUCUCAGAUGAUACACUGUUUUCUUAAUCUUCAACGAAAACCUCCAUGCUAUGAAUUUGGAUUUCCCCCAUUACGAGUCACAAGGGUCGAUAAUAGCAGGUUUUCCAACAACCAUGGUCAGGUGUAGUCUAAGCACACUAAUUUGCUCACCACCUUUGACAGCAAACAGAUCAGAAAAUGUAUUAAGCUCAUAACACUGUGUCUUCAUCAGAGUUUGCCGUACGUCUUUGUCCAUUUUGACUCUGAUGAAGACACCAAAUAUGUCAAACUGUGAGUCUGCACUGACACAUUCUGCAACUCAAUCAGCCUCGUUUUCAUUUUUCACUGGCAGUUUGGGGUGAAGCUUGGGUGCUUACAUCGCCGUGCACUCUGUGCAUCAUUGCAUAAACCUUUUAUCAAAUGCAUUGUGUGAAAGUAUUUUUAGAGGCGAGGAAGAUGAGGCAUCUCUGAGCUGCUGGCUGGCUCUACUAUUGCCGGCAUUGUGCCGCCGUGUUGUUGCCUUCUCUGGGGGCAAUCGUCUAAGUGUCACAGCACCUCUGGGUACGGUGGGUGGUUGGGUGUUCAGUGUGGAGGUGGGGUUGACAAUGUCCCCCCUCUCCCCCUCCACCCCACCUUAAUUCCCCCUCUCAACCCCCUAUUAAAAAAUAGAGGAAGAAAGAAAGAAAAACAGAAAAGUGUCACUGAAAGAUUACUGUCACACCGCUGUCACCGUGACGGUGCCCUGCGGGCAGUACGGGGGUGGGAUUGGUGGGGGUCGGAUGGUUGGAUGGGGAAGUGGGGGGCAGUUGAGCGCCACUCUCCUUCUUUUCUCCCUCGCUCUCUCUCCCUCUCUCUUGCCCCCCUCCUCCCCUCCCACCCUUUGCUUUCCUUGGUGAUUAGCUCGCCCCGCAGUGAGCGCUAAGCGGCCUAAUCUGCAACUGUGAGGUGGUGGGUGUAACAGCAGAGAGACAGGACGACAGACACAGAGACAGUAAUAAUACACAAUCCUGGGUGAGAACAAACACAUAAAAACUCACACACAAUAAUCGUAAGAAUGCUUCCUUUUCUUUGAGUGAUCUUCAGAGCUUAUUUCGGAGGGUUGUUUCACAUUAUCAGAACAAGUGCCACGUGUUAUUGUAUAAUUAAUGCUUCCAAACCAAAUCCUCUUCACAUAUUUCCUGUCUAUUGUUUCUGAUAAACAGUCACCACAAUAAAGCUAGAGCACAUUACCCCUGAAGUUAAGCUAGCCAGGAAAAAAAAUAUAUGCUCAGUGACCACUGACAAGUUUUUAACCUAUAGGCUCUUACAAUGUCCGUGCAAUGAAGCACCCAGGUAGGCCUUUUUGCACUCAGAUCUGCUGGCUGUGGAAUAACCUGAAUGGGAUAAAUCAACUCCAAAUAGUUCUAUCAUGUGUAUUCCUGUGCUGUGAGUACACUGUGAGGCCUGACCCAGGCUGCACUGGCCUCUUCUCUGAUUUAUGCUAAAAAAUAGAGCAAAGAUGGGAGCUUCUGUCUUGCACAGUCAGCUUAUUAACUUAGCUAAUCAUUUCUUUUUACUUUUUACAUUAUCACAAGUUACUUAGAUCCAAACAGUCUUAAAAAGUCCAGCUUUUUGGGACAGAAAAGCCCAUAAAUGUAACAGACAUAGUCAGAGUUUAUCACCAAAAAGCUGCUGGUCUCACAAAGUGAGUGGAUUUUACAAUCAAACGCUGGUCAUACUAUUCAUUAGUAUUAAUAGUUUUAUUGUAGACACAGCAGCGUGGACCACACAAAUGAUCCUACUUUUUCAGAUGCCUUACAACUUUGUACAUUUCGGUCUUACAUUCGGGACAAUAGAGUAAUGUCUUGAUAUUUCUAGAGUUCUUUCUCAGAUAACCAACACUGACAGUACUUUUCCUCUCAAAAUACAUGUAAUAAUGUGUUAAUAAAAGUUUCAUAUUUCUGCAGUCUUAUACCUUGCUUAUGUAUGUUAAUAGCACACUAGUAGUUAAUUACAUUCAGAAAAAAAUAACUUGUUUAUGAAAAGCAGGUCUUAUCUGUUAGCCUACACUGUGACUCCAACUAAGUGAUAUGGGUAAAAAGAACAACACUGAAAUCACCGGUGCAAGCAACUUCGCCAAGUGUGUUGUGCCAGAAUCUUUGCUGGUCAAUCUUUGUCAUCUGCUGACUCCUGAAGCUUUUCAUAUUCUUUGUCUUCCUUGUGGUUAAUUUGCAAACAGUGAAACAAGUUAGUUAUCAAGCUGUCCUCAUUUGCAGCUGCUUUCUGACAGUCUGCGGAUUGACAUCUUUUGAGCAACAUCCGUUAAAGUCAGAACAUCUCCGUGUGAGUGACGAUGAUCCACAUUCAGCAAUUAAGAUUAUCCAUGUCAGUUCAGAGGCUGGUGGUGUCUUUGUUUUGUCUCCUGUUGCUGUUUGUUCACUGAUUUAUUACCUCAACCAGGCAGGGAGCUCCACUAGCUUAGCUUGCUUAGUCAGGGCAGGGGUGUGUCUACAUGGGUGGCCAAGUGGAGGAUUGACUGACCAUCCCAUCAUCCUAAACUGUACUUGAGUAUCAGUCUAGUUUGAGGCAGGACCAGGAAGUACAUAGACAUCCUCUCCGUUUUGAAGCUCUUCAUCUGCAAUAUUAUUGGAAAUGCUGACUUGACCUACAAUCCACCUAACAAAAGGCCAAGAGGAAGCAUUGAGGUGGACUUUAAGCUAGGGUGACCAUAUGUCCUCUUUUACCUGGACACGUCCGCUUUUUUGGGGGGCUGUCCGGGCAAGUUCAUAAAAUCCUUCAAAUGUCAGCAGUUUUGUACAGAAGUUUGGAGUUUGUGUUACGUUGACUUACUGAGUUAGAAGCGCAUAGAAGACACUCAGUCCGACCCGAAAAACUCUCAAACUUAACUUUGUGCGACUCCAUAACUCAGUCCCUACAUAGUUGUGUCCUCUUUUUGGGAAGCCAGAAUAUGGUCACCCUUCCUUUAGCCUCCUCAGUUGCUCAUGUCUGUGAAAAAACACCCUCUUUUUUCCCCCUUAGAUUGUCUAAUUUUCUAAAAGUGUGGCAAUACAGGUUCUCCUAGUUCGUCCUGAGGUAGCUGUAGUGACUCUUUGUUUUUGUUUUUUAAUAUGAUAGCAGCAGCGAUAAAUGUAAGUCCUGGAUUUUAUAAAAAGGAAUAAUUUAUAAACUGAAGUGGAAGACUGAGGCAGGUGUGUUUGAACAUAAGGGACAUUUUUUUUUCCUCUCCUGAAGGCAAUAGUUUUCCAGUAGGUAGUGAAAAAUCCUCCAACUAAAGUGGGCCGUCCUGGGGUACUUUAAUAAGACUCUAUACGCCCCCCUGCCUCGUCGCUCCCCUAUUCAACUCAUCUGGAUGCCAUCAUGGGCAUAUGGGCACCAUAUUGUAUCUGAUGGUGGCAAGGAGCAGCGUGUGGUAACAUGUAGGCUCUUGAAGUGUUGUGAAUUCAGCAUUUUGUGAGUGUAGCCUGUUUAUCUGCAGCAGUCCCUGUAGACUGCAGACCACUGACACCUUCUUAUGUACACAUAUAGUGUAGUCAGCCUUAAACAGCCACACAUGCAGACGCAGAUGUACUCGCCGAGGCACACACACUGAUUCUUUUAUAAAGCUGGAUCAGCCAUGCGAGAGCCCUACAUCUGCCUUAAAUCAAAACUGAUCAGUCUCCCCAAUCAACCAUUUUGGCUCCAUCCAAAAGUCUCCAUUUCCUGACCCGGCUGCUCGCCAUUAGUCAAAGACCCUCUCUGCUUCUUUUUUGAACAAUCCUUCCCUAAACAGUGCUACUGCCAGGUUUGUCAGCCGGCCUAGAUUUAGCUGCCUUGUCAGGAGAGCUGCUGUCCUAAUCUCUAUCACAGCCUCAACUCUGGCCUCGAGGAAUGAUCAGACACAGAAUGAGAGAGGGAGAAGAGAAGAGGGAGAGAGGCAAAUUUUGUGCCAGAAUUGCUUUUUUCCCCCCUUUCAAAUAAGCAAAUGUGUAACGUGGCAAAGGCCCAGUGCAGACCUACCCGCGAGAUGUUUAUGACUAGAAAGCUGCAGCCUCCCCUUGGUCCUUUGAAAGAGAAAGGGUUGGGGAGGGUGGGUGAGGGAAGGGGGUUAGAGGAGAGGCAGACUUGGCACAAUGCUCCGUCUAGUGUUCUGAAUUAGCGAGGGUCCUAUUCCCCCCCACCGCUGCCCCUCUGUACCUUCCCUCCUUUAUUUUCUUUGUCUUUUUAUCUUUGAUAUACUUUUUUUUCCCUCCUCCUCCAGAUAGCUAGCGGCAUGUCAUAAAGUAGGCUAAUUUAUGAAAGCUCCUCUGUGCUGGCCUGUGAUUUUAAGGAUCACAUUAGGAGCAUGUGCUUGUUUUUGGAGUAGUCAAAAAGUAUGCAUGAUUAUGUUUAUGUGAUUAUUUCCACGGCUUCAGGUCAGAACUGUGCUGCCUUAUUUUCUGAACCCUCAACGCAUAAUAUCUUAAAAAGUAGACCACCUAAGAUCACUUUUAAAGGCACCUAGGACGCACUUAGAGGAUUAGGAAAUAGAAAAAGGAGAAACAUCCUGCUUUUGCCGAAAUGGCUGGCUACCAGUUUGUUUAGUCUUCUUGGUUCCCUUAAGUUAAGUGUUUGCAGUGAACCUUUGCUGUCCUCCAUCAUCACACUCAAUAGUUUUUAAUUUGUCAUUUCCUUCAUAGAGGAAAUGAGGAUCGCUGUCUCCAAUUGUCUGUGUUUUUCUGAGGUGUUUUGACUUAACAGACUGAUUUCACAUUAUUGCCACCUACUGGUCUGUUAACACUUAACCAUUUCUGAAUCGUCUCAUGGAUACAGAAAAAUUCAAACACACCUCUAGAGUGGAUGGGAUUUUUAAAACACUCUCUCAGACAAUUUCUUUUAUAACUUUGGACUGCAGAAAAGAGGCAGGGAAGGUUGGAGACACCAAUGCUGAAGUCCACAUGUGUGAAUAUUUCUGAAAACAGAGGUUGUUGUUUUUUCCACUGCCUGCUCAUGCUCAGGCACACAUGCAAACUUGCGGGACACUUUGAUAUUUGUUGCAUUUUCUUGCAUAUUUGUUCAGGAUUUAUUUUUGGACUUUUUGCCUUGAUUUUGAGAGAGCAGGAGUGUGGACAGAUAAGGAAGUGUAGAGAGCAGGGUGUGACAUGGGGGAAAGAGACCUAACCUUCAUUAAUGGGGUGCAUGCAAUAGCAAUAAUUUCCUUUUAAUGUUAAUACUCUUUAACUAUCAGCCGAAUCUAAAAUGUGAUGACAUGACUUUGUCAAAUAAGUAAAGUUAUGUAGAGUUAGGUCAUGGAAGGGAGCCUGAUGUUAGCCAAUUUAACACAGAACACCAAUCAUGUGAAACUUAAUUGCUAUUUUUUUUUUUGCUCAGUGUCAUUAUCAUUUAUACCUGUUUUUGUUCAAGUUUCAUCAUCCUGGAUAUCCAAAAUAAUGUAAUCUGUAAAGUUUUAUUCAUAAUCGUAAAGCAGUCUCCAAAAGUUUACACAUUUUUUAGGUGUGCUGCACAUGUGAAUGCAAACACAAAAAAAUGUCAAGAUAAAGUUGAACAUCCAAGAUUUAAGAAGAGUAAUUUUUGAUAUGCAAAUGGCGAAGAUAUGUACCGGGGUGGGAGAAAAAAAUGAUGCAGCAUAGUAUCGCAGUAUUUUGCCUUAUGAUAUAUCCUAUCGUCUCAUUUUCCAAGUAUCAAUUUUUCAAAUUAAUUGUUUAUAUGAGGUCAAAUCUAUCAUAAUGGAAAAAUAAAAUCAAUUGUUUGUCCAGUGAGAUUGGUAGAGGUGACGUCAUAGAGCAGGAGAAAGUUAGUACAACAAUAAGGUUUGCAAGAUGUGUUACAUGAAAAUAAAAAACUGUUUAAGUGAGACAAACAUAAAGGAAAGUUAAAUCCUAAAUUAGCUUAACAGUUGAAAAAAUGUGUAAAUUGCAGUAUAUUGUAUCACAAUACUCACGGUUUUGCAAAUGUUAAAAAUCACAAUAGUAUCGUAUCGUGGCCCAAGUAUCGUGAUAAUAUCAUAUUGUGGGGACACUGGUGAUUCCCACCCUUAAUAUGUACACAUCCUUGCAUGAAUCACUGAUGUAAGCGCAAAAGGAGAGAUAUCUUUUCAGAAACAGUGCACUGUGGCUUUUCCACAGUAAUUUGGAUGCCAUGUCCUGCCUCUCAAGACUUGGUUACAACCCAACCCAUGCAACUCUGGAAAGUCAAGGUGGUAGAGCCCCUCAAAACUUGUAGAGGUUUACUGUGUGAAAAGACUGAAUGGUCACAUUAAACAUGUAUCAGGAGUCUAAAGUGUAGUUCUACUAUUAUUUGCCACAUUUUUUUCCUCAAAAUCUCACCAAAAGUUGAUCUGAAACUUUUCCGUAACAAAAACAGCGCUUGAUCCAAACUAGCAGCCAUGAGGAAUGUUACAUUUUGCUGCCUCUGGACACAGACUAAACACUGGUUUUGCUUCUCUUAUGUUGGGUUCACUACAACUUGAAUUUUGACCUUCAACAGAAGUAGGCUGUUGUCAUAAAAAACUAAACUGUCGGUAAAAGAGAGAAACAGCCUGGAGAAUAUGGGUUAUAUUAUCAUAACAGGUUCAGUGAGCAGUAUGUGGGUUAAAUUCGGCUGUAAACGAGGACUACUGGACUGUAUGUGGGUCAUAUUAUACACUUUAAGUGGGGACUGGUGCACAUAAAGUGGGCUACAUCUCAGUUAAGUAAAGUCAAAUGAAUUCAGAUUUUAGUCAGCUAUACUCUGUCUACAUGCACCCAAGAGAUCCCGCCUUUUGUUGGUGAUGCUUUUUAUACCUGACUAAAAUUCUCAUCCACGAUACACAGCAAGGUCAUAGCUAAAACGUGUCUCACAUAUCUCUAAUCUUACUCAGACGUACAUACACUCACACAGAAGCAGUUCAUCCACAGCCCGGUGGCCUGUACGCCCUCAGGUAUAUAAUUUUCUUCAAAUGCACCUUUUCGGACUAGUUUGGCUGUAUCCUCUGUGCCCUUUUUCAAUCUGAGCUGCCGACUCAUCCUGUCGCGUCCCAUCUUUCACAAAUCACACAGCGGCAGGGCCGUGAUCGGAGAGGGACAAUUUGUCAGCUGUAUGCAUGAGUAAGCAACAGAUUCACCAUCCAUUACACUGACUGGACAGAGGGAGGCGGAGAGGGAGUGGGGAUGGAGAGACUGCAAGUGUGUGUGUGUGUGUGUGUGUGUGUGUGUGUGUGUGUGUGUGUGUGUGUGCGCGCACUCCCAUCCCUAUGAUUUUAAAUGCUAGACCUUCAGAGGGAGGGCAUUUCUGCACAGGGAGGACAUUUUGGCUGUUUGUUAUUUGCACAAGUAGUUUGGUUGUUAAACGUGUUGUCACUGUUGAAGAAAUUCACCAAGGUUUUGGAGAAGAAGUCUUAAUGAUUGACUUGAAGUUCAACAAAGGACACUUGAAAGACCAGAGGCCUGAGAGCUUAAAACAAAGACUGUAUAAAACACGGAUGUCGUUACAGUGGAAUCGCCGCUUGUUUCUGAAGAGAUUUCAUGACACACAAAGAUGCCACACAGGCACAAAACUCCCUAAAACUUCACAAAUUCUGAUGUCAAAUUAAUGAUGAUAAUUAUAAUAAUAAUAAUAAUAAAUAACUUUAUUUAUAUAGAACUUUUAAAAACAAGAGUUACAAAGUGCUUUAACAUGCAGGAAAACAGAGAAGAUAAAAACAACAGAACAACAACAACAAGAGAACACUUGGGUCAAAGAGCCUUGACAUGACAAAAACUCAGACUACAUGUUCAAAUGUCUCAAUACUGGCAAUAAAAAAAAAAAAAAAAAUUUGUGGAAGACAUAAAAAGCUUCGAUGAGUGUCACAAGAGUUGAGACAUCAUAAAAACAAAGAUAUUAUGAGAACCUGUGAUACCCAGCCAACACAGGAACCCAGUCACAAAAACCUGAGACCAAGGGGGCUAUUGUAAACCAUGAAUAAAAAGAGUAAAAAGGUUUUAAAGAAGACAAAAUCACAUAAAAGCAAUUCUAUAGAAAUUAGUUUGUAGACGUGAAUUGAAAGCAGUGACUGUUUCUGCCCACCUGAUCUCCUCGCCCUGAUGGAAAAGGCCCAAUCAGGUGGAUCAGCUACGUCCCCAAUCAUACAUAUCUGUGCAUAAAGCUUUGCCAUAAAGGAAUAGUUCCGUAUUUUUAAAGAUGGGUUACAUGAGGUAUUUGUCAACAGUACUGGUCAGCUCAACCUCUUUGUUGAGAAAACACCAGUGAACAGUUAAUGAAGCUCUCCUCAGGAGCUUAGAUUUCUUUGCUGACAUUUGAUUGAAUUGGCUCCAUUUCAUUUUGCUGUGAGGAUAUAUUUUGGGCACUUAAACAUAACAGCUGAAGAGUGAGCAGAGAAUAGGGGGGGGACAUGGUCGGAAAUCGCACCAGCGACUGCUGCGACGAGAACGAAACCCUCUAUACCUGGAGUGCUUUGACCACUGGGCUAUCAGUGAGCCUUUUAUACAGCUGUAGAGGGGUUUCUGUUGCAGUCAUUAGAAGUUUAGUAGGUCUCAUGCAGUCACUCAGGGUGCGUAUCUCACCGAGAGUCAGUGGGACAUCACAGGCUGUUUUAGCUGACUGGAAAACUACAAACUGGCUGUAAGGAUGAGUGCAGGCAUUGAUGCAAAUAUAUUCCCAUACAUUCAAGCAUGAGAACAAUGCAUCACAGUGGCUUUGCUAUACAGUACAAUGUAUUCAAGCACUUUUGAAUCGAUGGGCAACAGGGUGUUAAAAGGAGAGAGAAAGAGAGAAAAGAGGGAGUGAAAAAAAGGAGAGAUGGAAGAGGCCGCAACUUUUUGCUGCUUUGACAUCUCUCUGCCAUUUCAUGAAUAAAUAGCAGCCCGCAUACAUAUAUGCGUUCCUGUGAAGCACAAUGCAUGUGUAUGUAUGAGGUUGUGAGUGGAUGUGUGCUCCAGUUGGACUCAAAGAGGACUUUGUGUCUGUGGUAAACUUUAAGCACUUGUUUAUGGAUGUGUAUAUGUAGGUGUGAGUGUGUGUGUUAGCGCUCGAUCUCCAUGUGAAGGUCGUUUGAUGCCACGCCUCCGAGACCCUGAAUAGAGGAACAGACACAUUUCAUACAUCUGCUUUUGUUAGCACUGGAGAGAUGUCCACACUUGUGCGUGUAAGUGUUUUUUUUAUUAUUAUCUGUGUGUGUGUGUGUGUAAAGUAUGUCAGAAGGAUUAGCGGAGAAGCAGCCAAGUUUUGUAGUUUUACAGUAUAUGGAAAAAAAACCUCCAGUAGUCCCACACCAGCAGUGAUGGAGAACCUCUAUGAGCUUGUAAAGCUCACAUCUGAACUCCAGAGUCGACUAACGGCUCAAAAAGACUUCACUGAGACUUGUUAUAGCAACGUGAGCCCAUGAUUGAAUGUCUGCUCAACAUUAAAUUAUAUCUUUUAUUGGAGUCGGUAAUCUUUUCUUACACAUUGGUGCAAAAUUGCCUCUGUGCUUUGUGAGAUAUAAACAGUGUUAUGGCAGAUUGGGUGUUGGAAACACAUCAGCCUUUGGCAGGUAAUCCUCUUGAGGCAAACAACCAGAAUUAAGAUCACAAAUGUACCUGUUUUAUGUAUAUUACUUUGAUAUCAAUGCUAUUAUUUAUUUAUUGAUGCAUUUCAACCAAAAGUAACCGGAACUUUUGGCUCCGAGAACUUAAUAGAAGUUCAGGCAUACGUUGUAGAGAACUUUUUGAAGACAGGUAUUUAGCAAAUUAAGUCAGUUUUUUUCAUUUUUUUUAUUGAAGUAUCAUAAAUAAUUUUACUCUUUCUCACAGCCAGUUGGAAAGCUCUUACAGAAGUUUCCAGCAAAAAGAUUGUUUCCUGAAAAGACUAAUGCUCAAAAAAGAAACGUAAGAAAAGCAUCCCUGGCGUGGAAAGCUGUACAUGAAAUGGAGUCAUAUUUUUACUGAUCAAAUAACAUUAGAUUACGCAGUAAGAUCUAACAAAACUAACUCCGAGUCUGUUUUGUGAAUUUCUGUUAAAUGCUCCACAGUCUACCUUUAAAAUUGGAACAUAUACCAGAGCAUCAGUGUGAGUGUUGUUGUAAUGAUGAAGCUGUUUCUCUGGCGGUUUAACUGUGUUUUUCCCGUCCACACGUUUACCUUUUUUUUUCUGAAGGAACAGAGAAGGAGCUCAGUCAUGAGAGAAAUGAAACAAACCUGAUUGAAGGACUGAAACAGCUUCAGAAAACAUGCACAACAACAGCACUGCUGCUGUCUAUUCAUAAACUUACAGUAUAUGUCAGUGCGAAAAUACUCUCCAGCUUAGACACAUGCACCUACACACUCUCUCUACAUCUGCACUCCUGUGUCUGUAUACAAAGACUUCCUACACUCACACACACACAAAUACACGCACACACCACUGGUGUGAAUGGCCCUUGGCCACAGGCAGAGUUUUCACAGUAAACUAACCUUGAUCAAUAACCUGCUAUGGACCUCAGCAAAACCCACUGUUCUCCCUACUGCUGGAUUUCAAUAUCACGCCUGUUUGAACACUCUAGCCACAGGCUAACUGUGUGUGAGAAUGUGUGUGUGUCUGUGUGCGUGUCUGCAUGUGUGUUUGUUUGACUGACUGCUGCUGCAUGAAUUUACGCGAGCCUCUGAGCAUGUGUGAAUGUGUUUUUGGCCCCGUGUACGCUGCAUGUGUGUACACAGAGGAGUAUUUGUGUGUAAAUUUCAGCCUCUGUGUGUAUGUGUGUGUAUAUGUGUGUUUGUGUAUGUGUGUGUACGAGGAGAGCCUCAGGGUCCGCUGUGAACGGUGCUAACUGGCCCUCUGAACUCUUCCCUGUGAAGAGAAAGAGAAAGCCACCGGGCAUGUGCAGAGGACAGCAUGCCAUUUACCUGGGCUACGGAUGGUUUUUAAAACUGGCAUAAGGGACCUCCACACACACACACACACACACACACACACACACACACACACACACACACACACACACACACACACACACACACACACACACACACACACACACACACACACACGCUGAAGAUACUCCUGCCUUUUGCCUCAAACUCUAAAGCACACCUUUGCUCCCUCGCCUCAAACACAAACACACUUCAAAAGUUUUUUUUUCAUUCUUUCUUUUUUAUUUUUGGAAGCGAUACAGCCAGUACUACCCCUGCGUUUAAAGAGCCUAACCGCUCUCUUCAUGUGCCCUUUUCUCGCUUCCUGCCUCUGCAAAAAGGCCCCACCGCGCCAAAAAAACUUGCUAGUUUACAUCCAGCUACAACUAGCGCGAUGACCUUUCUGGCUCUCCAAGGUGUUCAUCUCACAGUGCUCUUUAUAUACGCUGAAGUGGGAAGAGUAUACGGCCCCUGCUCCAGCCCGAGCUGGGCCUUUCAGAAGAGCCUGAUGGUAUUUCAUCCUGGGUAAACACUCAGGAAAACUACGACUGCUGAACUCUGGGUGUCCUGAGGUGGAUGUGGAACAAUGGUUCAGUUUAUCACAUGGUAGCCUGUGUCACUAAUACAGAGCUUUUAUCAUAAUGAGAAGUAAAAAAGACUUGAUGUUUCCAUUAGAGUGCUGGAGCAUGUCUGCCUUAUAUGAACCUAUGUGUUGUGUGCGUGUCUGUAUGUGUGUGUGUUUUUACCUGGCUCAGCUUCAGUGUGUGUGUGUGUGUGUGUGUGCUGGUGGUUGAAUACAGCUGACCCAGAUGUGUUAAGUGGGUCAUGGGAACACCACCGCCCACACAUUGGGGGUUAUGGGUAGGCAGAUGUGCUCUAGUGUGUGUGUGUGUGUGUGUAGACGGGGUUAGGACACUGGGGCAGUGCCCUGAUUAUACUCAGAUUAGUUUUGGGAAUUCAUCGCUCCUCCUCCUGAGCUUUACCCCCCUUAACUCUGUCUCCCUCUUCUUUUUUCUCUUCCCCCUGAUUCUCCUCAACAUCCCUCUCUUUUUUUUUUUUUCGCUCAUCAUCCAUGUACAAUUUUUGUGCCUCUCAUUUGUGAUUUUCCUGUCAAACAUUGGACCACAAAAAAAAAAAGGUUUUCUAUGCCUGGUCUGAGGAAGUCAGUUUUCCCAAAAACAAGACUUUGAUAACUUCAUAAGGACUCUUGUUCAAGGAGGCUGCCAUCUUCCACCACCAUGUUGCUACAGUAACACCGAACAGACAGACUUUGAACAGGCACACGCUUUUGUAUUUGGUGAAUGGCAGCAUGAAGUGCACUGGUUAGAACACAAGGAUGAGGACAGAGGUUGAAUGAGAGUGGUAGAGAGGAUUUGUAUAGACAGAAGUUUUAGAUAGUAAAAACUUGACAAAUGGAGGGUCAUACUUAUCAUGCAUCACAGGUGCUUCUUGUCCUUGAAGGCUACUGUAGCUUCACUGUCAAGAGGAGUGAGCAGGGCAGAGUUUUUCUUUCUGCAUGCUUUUACUUUUGAGGCACAACAGCUGCAGCGCCAAGUAACACCCUAAAGGGGAACUUUGGUAUUUUUCAACCUGGGUCCUAUUUCCCAUGUUUUUGUGUGUGUUUGACUGAUGGGGAGAACAAUUUCUGAAAUUGGUCCAGUAUUGAGGCAAAGUGGAGCACCCAUGAAAUGGAGCUAAAAACGUAUCCUGCAUCGUUAAACAGUGUCUACCAUAAGUGCUUUAUCUGACCGCUGACAGGCUCAGAUUGUUGUAGCAUGUCCUGAGAAUGGACUGGCAAAGGUUUCCCUCACUUCCCACUGGUGCUGGUUCAUGAACAACCAAACCUUGUUGGUGAAUGAGGAUCAUUCUGACAUGGGUGACUUCUUUGAAUGCGAUGAUCAACUGAUGAAGAGCUCCUACAAAUCAAUGGGUCAACAAGGCGAGAGAAAGAGAAUGUCAACAUUUAGAGGAUGAGUGGAACUUGUUUUCAGCAGAAACUUGCUCUAAGACUGCAAGGGAAGCUCGGCGUCCCCUAAAAUGUAAAACAAAAAAGGGGGGUGAAAUGUGUACUGCUGUGUGUACAUUUCAUUGACUAAAUAUGCGCUAGAACGGGUUCAUCUUUUGUUCAGAAUCAGUUACUUAUCACAGGUAACCGACACGACUUCCUUCUCAUUAAUCCCUGCUGCGCCAUAGUGUUUUACACAGUUGGACGCUGAACAUCUACUGACUUUAAUAGGGAGGUGAAGAGUGGGUUGUUUCACUGUGCGAAACUGGACAGUCAUUGGAUAAAUGCUGGGCUUUGUCCCGCCCAUCGGAGGCUCAGCUUCUCUUGGGGCCUAUGGGGCAGUGGGCUGGCCUGGCCACUUGGCUUUUGCAUGAUGAGUGGAUGAUCUGUUUGAGGCGGAAUCCCUUUUUGGUUGACAGCAAAAUGAGCCAGUCAGCGACCUUAAAGUAUAAGCGUCCACCGGAGCAUUUUCCAAGAUUUCAUUGCGUUGUUCUGAACUGAUCCGGAGACUUUACCGAUCCCCAGCGACUUUGUUAAAAAUGACUAGCGUUGUGUUUCUCUUCUGUCAAGACAGGGUCACAGAUCAUUUUCUCAAAAAUUAACAAAGGGUAGAAUUUACAUUCAAAUGAACAAACACAAUUACAAUGUGGAUGGGGAAAAAUGAGCUUCCCCUCCUUGAAAGACCAGCAGCCGCCACUGGUGUCCAGUUUUGAUACCUUGGACAUACAACAUUGUGUGACCACGUCUGAAGACUUGUUUUGGUGAAAUAAGGCACUUGUAGUGGACGAGGGUUAGCAAUGCACAAUCAAACUAUGUUUUAACUUGUUUCUCAGCUGCUGGAUGCUCCACUGUCCCUAAAUACUGGAAAGCCUCAGAAAUUGUUCUCCCCAUCAGCCAAGCACACAUAAACAUAUGGAAAAUAGGCCCCAAGUUGAAGAAUACAGAAGUUUCCCUUUAAGUCACUUAAUUAAAAAAUAAUAAUGAAAAACGAUAGAACACAAGUUUCAAAACAUCAUUAUUCCUCCUCCAACAUUAAAAACCAUCUUAGUCCACGCUGUCUGAUGCUUUAUGUUUGACCUUCUCAUUGUUCUUCACAAAGAUUCAUUGUUAACAGGCAGUUAAUUAUUGAAGACGAAGAGUAAGUGUAUUUACGGCUUCAUGAUGCCUUUGAUGGAACCAUCUGUGCUUCGAUUCUUAAAACUUUCCUGAAAUUACUUCCAAAAGACUUUACAACUUGACAAGGUCUUGAAUAAACUUUUGAGUUUUUGUACAAACUCUCCAUCAUGUUAUAUUCAUUUUAUGCCAGUUUUUGUUCCUUUUGUCAACUUCUGUAGAUGUGUUUUUAUAAAGGGGUGAACUUUUUUAUGGAAGUGUAAGUCAUUGCGUAGCCUCAGCACAUUGUCAUAUUUUCACAUAACAACAUAAUUCCGGACCUUUUGUAACCCAAGACCUUUAAUUAAUUACAGCACCUCUUCCUUUUAAAAAAAAACGUGUCAAUAUGACAACCACAGAGCACCUUGUAAAGAAUGUGUCUAACCACCUGUGAGCAAAAUUUCUAGCUGCUUAGUGAAGUAUGAAGAAAAUAAAAAAGUUUAACGUUAGACUUUGGUUCAGAAGUUGAUGAACUAAAAAAAUGGAAGUAAUAAGGGCACAUGUUUAAAAAACCUUCAUGUCAAGGUACCUGCUUUUUCUUCUACAACAGAUAAAAGACUUUAUGUAAUGUGUCACAGUAUGAAAUUGUACAAGCUGAAAAAGAAAAGAGUGAGGAUGUACGAGUAGAGAAAGUCUCCAAUGUUAGAACAAUGUUAGCUCUACAUGUAUGCCAUCCUUUGUUAUCAAAGCUGCCAAGAACACUAAGUAUCUACUUGUCUUCCUUAUGUCCCUGAGGUUAUAUUUUCCUUUACUUCAGCUUUCUUUUAUAAACUGUUUACCCAUAUAGCUGAUCUGAUACUGUGGGCUGCAUGCUUAAGAAUACGGUAUUGCUAUGUGGUUAAACCGCCCUCCUCAAAGUCACAAACAAUCUUCUUUUAGCUUCUGACAGAGAAGAGAGCUCAGUUUUAAUUCUUCUGGAUUCAAGUGCAGCUUUUGACACAGUUGACCGUGUUCACAUGGUCACAACCCCUUAUCUUCUAAUCUGUUUUUAUUGUGAUUUGAUGUCUUUAUCCUUUUACCUUUUCACUUUCCCUUUCUUUUUACUGGAAAUCUUAAUGCCUGUUCUGUGACUUAUGAUUUAUUUCUUCUAUGCUCCCAUAAUUGUUAUUUACUCUGCUUUGUCUGUCAAAGCACUUUGUAAAUUUCUGUUUUUAAAGGUGCUAUAUAAAUAAAGUUAUUAUUAGUAAAAACAUAUACCCACAACAAAGCAAUCACAUGCUUUCAGUAAAGCUAAAGUCUGGAAUAGUGGUCAGCUAAAACUGGUGCAUCCAGACAGCCUGGCCUUCAGACGUUAAACAACAGGUUUAAAUAUGUUCAGGCUUCCUAGGUUUUGCAGUAGAUUGCUCAAUGAAAAAAGGUACAGAAUACCAAAAAGCUUUUGUUUCCAACUCAGUUUGGACUUGGAGAACAAUAAACUGUACAAUGUCCAACAAACGGAGGUUAUGAAUCCAUCCUAAAUGGUUCAAAGGGGGUCGAGUAUAUAUCAUAAAUAAUACAUUUUAAAAAAUGAAGACGUAAGUGUCCACUGGGGGAUUGCUCCAAAAAUCCAAGGAAUUCCCAUCGGAGCCGGGAAUAUGAAAGCCCACAUUUACAGCAAAAUUAAACAUGUUUACAGCCUGGUGCAAUAAAAACAUGUUGGUCUCUAUACCUGAUAAUUCUUUUUGUUAUGACUGUGGAUGAUUCUUUUAUUUAAGGUUAUAUAAGGAGUCUCAAAGUCGGACCGGCUCUGGGCCACCAAUGGGGCUGUCUUCUUAAAGGAAGGCCCUUCAAUGGCAGACAAGGAUAAGUGCAGACAGGGUGUCGAACAGUUUAUGCUGCAGAAUAAUGUGCUUCAAACGACAAAGACAGGAUGCAAAAAGCUGAAAAAAUGCAUUGAUAUCACUUGUGCUGCAAAUGACGCAAAACCAGAAAGCAACUGCAUAAGGGAAAUGCUGUAAAUCCAAAAAUUACACGAGAAUACUUGGUUUGCAGGGGUGCCAUUUGAAAAAGCUUUAUUAUUGACAGGACUGAAAAGAAGACCUUAAACUAUUUUAUGUGUUAUUUGACGCUGUGCAUGAUUCAUUUCUGUUAUUUCAGUAAAUAUGAUUCUGCCAUGAGUUUUGCUCUCAAACAGGACUUAAACUCUUGUCCUUCUGCAGCGCUGUUUGUUUGACUCACUCAAAGCCCUGCUCUGCUCUCGCACUGCUUAACUCGAGACUUUUUCACUGAUGGCACAGAAAAUACUUCCAGUUUAAUAAUUUGCUCAGAAAUUCACUCUGAUACCAAAAUGCUAAAUAAAACUAUCCAUGUAUCCUUGAUUUAAUUGUCUAAUAUCCUCAUUAACUGCAGUUUGACACAGUUUAUAAAACAGUGGGGUUUAUAUGGAUAAGGAGACAAUUAUUUUAAAAACAAUCCACUUCCUUUCAUUUGAAUGUUCUCCUUAUUUUAGCUGAGGGAAAAACACAAGCUUCACAUUUUACUUGGCAAACUCUCAGAGCUUUGAUGAACACUUGCACUUCCACUUUAAUGGAAACAAAGCUGCCGUCUGUUUUUUUUUUUUUUUGGACUUACUCAGACAAAUAAGCUUCACUACUUCUUGUCAAGGAGGCUGACUCACUUUUUUUAGUUACUCAGAUAUUUCUCAUGAGGAAAAUGGAUCAGGCAGGGUGCUUUUUCUUUAUAAAUACAACUGAAGUCUGCUUUUCUAAUAAGAUAAAGUCCUAGAAAGCCGUUGAUUUUGAGGAAUCAUUCCCUCAGUAUUUCUACUAAAUCUUAUUCAGUAAUUGGUCAGAAUGAUGUCGGUAGAGAAAUAUGAACACCUGACAGAGUUUCAGGGCCUAAAUGGCCUUCCUUUUCUCUGAUUAUCACAGUUUUACCUGCUUACUGACAAUCCUCAUCUUGUCUCUUUCCAGUGCUGUUCUGGUUGUGUCCCCAGUGAGACUGGAAAUGGGACACAGAAGCUGGGCGGGACGCUGGGAGGAGAGACGGCAGCCAGGGUGGCACACUGACUGGAGGAGUGCCAAACCCUCUCAACCAGGUAGGGAUCUGUGCCAGCUCUGCCUCCAUCUCUCUCUCUCUGUCUCUCUGAGCCAGUGGCCGUCAUGCUCGCUGACAUUCAAAGUUUGUUACCCGCAGUAAAGAUUCACUUCUCUGUUUCUAUUACUUUGUAACCCCUCCAGUUGGAAUAUGAUACAGUGUGUGUCACUCUGUCUCAGGCUGUGGUACUAGACUAGCAGAUCAUCAUCUCCUGAUCGCCAUCACUUUUACAAUGAAAUCUAGCUUUGUCUCAUCAUUUUACCAAUGCAUGUUGUCAAGUGACUGUAUUGACUUAUAUAGUUUGUUAUGCUUCAAAGAAUGCAGUUUAAAAUUGCUGCUAGCUCAAGAAAAUGUUCAAUUCACAUGAUCGCUGUGCAUUUACACUGCGCAUGACAUGAGAGACUGAUUACACGUCAUUGCACACUAUUAUGGACCUCGCCGUCAGAGUAGAGAGAGGGAGAGCACUCACUGCGACCCCGUUUGCUGUCCCGCGUUUUACCGCUGCUAAGUUUGGCAGUAUGGCACAAAGUCUAGUAGCGCGACGGAUUUUGCAAAACACCUCAAGGACCGGCAUCCUGGCCUUCAUGAUGAAUUCCAGCAGGUUAGUAAAGCUCCUGUUCAUCCAUGACCUUAAUGUAUUAAACUGAUUAAUGAUGUUAGUCUGGCUGGUGGCUAGCAGUAAUCUGCGGUAGCCACGGUCGGCUUUAUGCUCAGUAAAUGUUGGUUCUUUUGUGAUUAGCUGUGGCUAGCGCUUCACUGUAAUCCACGGUAGCCGCGGUGCUCAGUGAAUGAUGUUUGUUUUGUUAUUAGCCAUUAGCCGCGGGCCCGCUGCUAUCAGCUCGCUAACGUAACUCAAACGUGUUGUCUUCUCUUAAAGAUGCAGAGAGAAGUCCACCUGCAACUAAACCGAAGAAACCGCAGCCUACUCUUUCACUGCUAUUUGAAAAACAGAGAAAGUAUGACCCCAAAGUCUCCUGAAGCUGUCAAAAUAAACAGAGCUGUAGCAGAGUAUAUAUGUGAGGACCAUUCUCCCAUUUACACAGUGGAGAAACCUGGGAUCCAAGUGAAAAAGUGAUUGUCUUGUUUUUCUAUUUUUUUCUAUUUUUUAUUUUCUGAUUAUUUAAUAAUUUUAUUUGAUUGAUUAUUUAUUGGCCCUUCUGUUGUUCAUGUUAAUAAAAAUAUUUUUUAUGCCUUUUAAAGUGUCAUUUUUUAUUCCCACAGUUUUAAAAUUGGUAUAGAGUAUCAAGUAUUUUCCUGGGUAUCGAUAUUGAGUUUGAAAUUUUAGUAUUGUGACAACCCUACAAUCACUAUGAACAUUUUAAACUACUGGUCUGAGAUCUUUAGAGGCAACAGAAAAAUUUUUCCUUGAGCAGUAAUACAGUAUUGUUUUGGAAAGCUCGGUCACUCUUGCCCUCACUAAAUUACAAAGCUGACAUUUCCAAUUUCAUCUCUUCUAAAAUAAAGGAUUUUGAAACUCUGUCUCUGCCUUUUUAGUUUGGGUUAAAGGCAAAAAUGUCUCAAAAAAAAAUGUGCUCGAGUCAAAAGCGUCAACUCUCAAAGGACCAUGUAAUGCUUCACUGGAGUUUCUUCAUUACGGAGUCGACUAUGAAGCACUUUGGGCAGCAUUAGCUUGUUUUCAUGGAUGCACUCAGAGUAUAUUACUAUCACUUAAUGUUUCUAUCCACAGGGUGUGUUCUGUGUGCCCACACUGCCAAAGGACAGUGGCAGUGUUACUGGCUCUGAGACAGAUUGAGAACAUCAGGUGUUUUAUUUCAACCAGUGUCAGCCUGUUAAACACGGCUGCUUGGGCCAAACUGGCCCACGGCUAAACUCUAAUGUUUAUAUGUCCGACUAUGAGCCAAACACAUCCCCUCCACACACGGGUCAAAAGCUAUGAACUCAGAGUGGGCAUGUGCCAGAGUCUGAGCCGGCCUGCCAAUUGCUGCAAGCCUGUGGCCAGACGGCGUGUACACAGAGGUCAGGAGCAGCCAAGUGGUGUCCAGUGAGGGAUACCCUGGUUCAGUGUUGGCCAAACAACGCCCCCAGGCUGGCUGGACUGACUCAACAUGAAUGCUGAGUGUGGAAAGUGAAACGGAGACUGUGAAGCCUGUCCUCUGUGGAUUUGAUUUGCAGUUUAUUGGACAGAGUAGAUGAUGGGAGGUCUGUGCUGGAUUACUGUCUUUCCCUGGACACUCAAGUUGUGUUAACAUUUAGUUUUCAUUUUUUUAACCUUGCAAUGAUUGUGUUUUGAGAUUGUCUAACAUUAUGAUCUACUCGAGGCUUUUCGGAAAAAAAAACUUUUAGUUUGUGUUUAUUUCUGCAACCCCAGUGGACUUAAUAGCUUCAAUGCUGAUUUAAAACAGUAUGACUAUUUAUUUUUUUAUUUUUUUGGGGGUGACAUGCACCAAUCAUACUGGGAUAAGGAAUUGGCCCCACUACCAUUAUAGUGAGGAUAGGCUCUUUCCAUGCAUGAGAGGACUCAAUCAGAAGUCAGUCCUAUAGGAAAUUUUGUUUUAUCCAAUGAGUCGUCCCCCCCUGCUGCAAUGGAAAUGGGUCCCCACAAUCCAAAUCCAAAUCAAGGUUUAAUCUAAAUACAUUGUAUCUGGAAUCCACAGAAUACCUCAGAUCUGCAAAUGCCUAAUGAUCUUGCUCAAGCUGUCUGUGAUCCAUCUUACCAUGUAAGAGUGGGGUUUUGGAUUUUUUUUUAGAUAACUAGACAGUGCACCUUUACCCUAUCACCUUAUCAGUGGCUCAGUUGUUAGUUUUAACAGCUUUAACAAAUAAUCCCCUUUACAUGGCUGACAUGACAUGAUACAGGUAAAUGUGGAAGUGAGGUCAGGAUAGAUGAAAUGAUGACUUUAAAGAAACCUCAAUACAAAUAGGAAAUAAAAGAAAAUCCCACAAACAUGAUCAACCAAGAGGUCAAAACCCAACAUCAGGACCUUAUAUUACAAACAACUGGAUGGCAUGACUUGGGCAAAAUUAGCCAGUUUCUAUCUAUCUGUAAAUAAAUGCAUGUCCUUGCAUCUGCCCCAGAGUCUUGAUAGGUUUAUUUAUGGAUCAGUGGACAUCAGCUGCAAAUAUCAAGUAGGAAUGAGGCAUCAAAUGUAAAAAAUGCUGUAACUGUAGUUUGAUGUCAUUGUCCAUGGUAGCAGACAAGAACAACCUCAGUACUUUGUGUCAGGGCAUUGUUGGUGUUUUUGAAGAUGUGUUUUGCCUUUAUUACGACUAAUCAUCUGACAUUAAAGCAGUUGAACAAUCCUGUAUGUUCACCCAUCAUAUUAAAGCUCCUGCAUCUGUUAUAGACCAACAGAAGCACAGUGAAACACAGUUUUUAUUAAAUAAAUUUUAAAUAUAUAUAUAUAUAUCAUAUAGCCUAUAUUUUUGAGAUUUGUGACUUUGUACAGACUUUUGAAGUACUUAAAUGAACAUGCUGUUGAAGAAGCAGAGUCAACCCCCUCCUCUGGGCAGUCGGCGCCUCUCUUUGGCACAUUGCUGUUUGGUACAGGUCCAGAGUCCUUGAGGUAAGAUGGCACAGGCCUGGGCUUGGCACACUGGAUAUGCAGUGGCUAGUGUCUAUAGUAGCCUUUACACACAGUACAGGUGCCACUGGGCCAAACAAACACACACUUACACUCCCAUACUCUCAGUGGCUCAGGAUAGCCAAAACUGAAUCCACCGCCAAGUCCACUUACAGGCCAUGAGAGGAUAAACACACACUUCGGCCAAAUACACACACACAAACGGGGCCAAAACCAACCUCGGCCACUCUGUGGCCAAAGGCAUUUGCAGCACAGUUCCACUCAGCGGGGAAUCCCAGCGCUUGGCUCUCCGUCUCUCCGGGAAAAUCCAUCUAAGAGGGACGAGAGGGAAGAAGGAGGGAGAGAGGGGAGGGGGGAUGACUGUGGUUAGAAAAGCCGGACAAUCAAAUAUUACACAGUGUUUAACACUUCAUUUUCAAUCCCCGCCGAUUCCAUUCUGCGCCAAUGUUAAUUGCCGCUGUGCUACCUGCCACCAGUGGUCCUUUAUGAAAUGACUUUUGAAUUGAAGCAUAUGGACAAGGAGCCGCGACGGGAGUCGGGAAUGACUUGAGGAAGGGUCCCAUUAAAUAAGAGCCGGCUAAUUACUUUGUCCUCCCUUUUGUCCUGCGCUAUCCAGGCCCUCGCUGCCGUUCAUAUAUCUUACUGUAAUGAGUAAAGCCAGGGCCCGGCACCUGCGCUCGGUAAUUAAACAUAUAAAUUCUCCCCUCACGGAAAUAUGUGUACUCACCAGGAUUGAUUUAUAAGGCUCUCUAAAUUGCACUGUUGAGCUUAUUUUCAUUGGCUGUUUUUUCAGAGGGACUGUGAAGGGGAGAGUCGUCCAUCAGCUCGGCCGGAAAGGAGCUCGAUCUUUUAAAGCACUUGUCUCCUUUGAGUCAAGUUUCCUUCUUUCCAUUGUUGCUGUUUAUGUUGUGGGUGAUGGUGGUUACGGGGACUCCCAGGAAGGCCUUUAGGAUACUGAAAUGAGCUGUUGCAUUUUCGCAGCCAAGAACCUCAAUGAAAAAUGUCCUCAUAAAUGCAUACCAUGAUAAAAUAGAAGUCCAAGUGAAACAGGUCUGUGACUCAUUUAUAGUUCUCACUGCUCAUAACUCACUCACACUGUACGGUCACUAACACGGAGAGCAGUGAUCAGUUUUUUCAAGUGAGAGCUGCUGAAGUUCUCGGCUCCAGUUUCCUUGUUCUUGGCGUGAAUGUGUAUGAAAGGUCUGGUUUGCUGAUUUUUAAACCAAGAUCCUGUUUUUAAAGAUGUGUGCCAAUGCCAUUGUGCCCAAUAUUUAGAUGGUGGUAGUCAAAUUUGAAGUUUUGUGAGACCUUCAUUUCUUGUUUGACUUGGGACAGGGAUCACUGUUUGGAAAAUCUUGGUCUGGUUGUGGAAUUAUCAGCAUUUUUGCACAGAGUUGUCUUUGCCAUAGAAGAAAAAAAAUAUCAUUUCAAUCCUAUUCCGGAUCCCAACGACAAGAAGGCCUUAAGAAUUUAAAAGAAGAGGACACUUGACUGCUUUUCUGUUGUGUUGUUAAAGGAAUUUCAUCUAGAAAGGGGGCUUUGAGGAGGGAUAAAGGUCUGAAUUAGGGCUGCUGCAUGUACAGGAGUGGGUCUCCUUCCACAGAAGUCACCUCAUAUAGUAGCAAUAGAAUACCACAAUAAAAAUAUUAUUGCAAUAUUUAUAGCUUUUAUUCUUGCAUUGUAAAAACAUGCUUUUAUUUUGAAAUUUAUAGUUAAAUUCUAUUCCAGGUUGAUCAUAGGUAAUUUAAGUGAAUGGAAACAGCUGAGGUACAGUUAGAAAGAAUAAAUGUUUAGUUUAUUGGAACCUAUGGAAAAGGCACAAGCUCUUAUGUUGUAUUUUGGAUUUACAAUAAAGUUAAAACUACAGUCACAGUGUCCUACUAUCUUUUCAAGGGCUGCUACAGUUAGCUAACUAGUAGGUGCUUCUUCUUCUUCUUUGUCCCCUUCCAUUUUAUGUAAAUAAAUCAAUUGCUUACACACUAUCACUGUAUGACUCUUUCUAAAACAAUAUCAGUAUUUAAUACAUUUCAAAAUAUGCUUGUCACUGCCACAUGUUCCAACCGCCCUCCUCUGCAUGUUCUGUAUCUCAGUCUCAAUGUGUUGUUUAACCACUGGGCUCUAUUAUGUACUUGACUCUCUGUCUCAUUGCCUUGGUGUUCAUCUUAGCAGAGUAUGAAUCUCUUUCUUGAAUUUAAGAUACAAUUUACCCCACUUGCUAGAGAAAGUGGCUGUUUAAGCCAAAUGUAAAUCUCUCAGUCAAACUGAUGAGAUUUUAAAUGACUAAAAUAAAUGAUGGAAAUUGACCCCUGUGCAGUGAUUAGAAAUAAACAAAUGAGGGAGGGUAAUCACGCUAAGUUUGGGUCAUUUUAACUUGUACUAUAACUGGGUGUUAUUGGCUUUUGCCUGAAGUUGACACUUGAGGAAUUUCUCAUACUUCAACAUUGUAAUGAUGUGAAAUGAGCCUUUUACUGUGUAUCUAAACUGGGUUGGGUCUCCUUACACAGAGGCCACCGUCUUGUACCAUAUUUCUACAGUAGUACAGAAUGAACAAACUCGCGACCUGCACAUUUUAGGAUGUAGUCAAAAAUGCGCUAAUCGUUUGUCAAAGGAGAAGAAAAGUGGUUGUUGUUGAUCGUUUUGAUUUAUGUUAUUGAUCAGUAAAUAUUUGCCAAAUGGAGGAUGAUACUAUUCUUGCUUCUUGACCUUGAAUGUAACUGGUACAGUCCAAGCAGAAAGGGUGAGCAAGGGGGCAUUUUAGUCGUUACUAAAUGUACCUAUUUCUACACAUUGCACCUUUGAAAACAUAAUAGACGCAGACAGACUUUGAGCAGAUGCUGCCUUGUUUGUCUGUAUCACAGAGUGUUAAAAAGAAAGAACAUGAAUGAACUCCCUGCGACGUUCAAAGUUGGUAAUGCUAGCAAACAUCAUAAUUUGAUGAUAAACAUUUUCUGUUAGGUGUCAUGUGAACUGAGAGGAUAGAUUAAAUCAUCAUGUUUGGUGUAAGAGGUCAAGCUGUAGCCUCGGUGUGAAGGUCAGAACCCGGUCUCAACUCUUCCUCCUCUUCUUCUCUGUUGCUGCUGCUGUCGUUUUUUCCCCCCUCUCGUGCAGACUCUGUGAAGCAGCAUAUAAAACCAUAUGAGGCUCAUUCUCCUCUAUGGCUGAUGGAAUUCCCUAUUAGCCGAGUGGAGAACGUUUCCCAGCUGGGAGUCUCAGUUUGAAUGUGCUGUGUUAAAACCUAAUGAAUGUCAUAAUUAACUGGAUAUACUUUACAUUUAAAAUGGGCUCUGCUGUUAUAAAACUGUCUACCUUUUAACCCCUUAUUCCCCUGUCAUCCUCCCUCUCUCUCCUUUUCUCUCUUUAUUCAUUUGUAAAGAUGACAUUUCUUUAUUUGGUUUACAUUAUUUUCUCUCUGUUUCCUGCUCAGCUUCCUUUUUUAUUUUUUUCAGGUUUUGGCCCAGGCCUGCAGCUUUCACAGCAUUCCUGACACUUUUGUUAAUAAAUCAUUGGGAAGUUAAUGAAAACGGCAUUCAGGCAUAUCCAAAAUGAUUGUGUUCUUUGUCAUGCUAAUAAAGUGAAAGAUGUUCGUCCAAUGGGUGAAUGCCUGCACAUUACCAGCAACUUCUGAUUAUGUGCGUGCCUGUUGCACCUCCUUCUCUCUCCCUCGCCCUCUCCUUGUUUCCUCUCACCCUCUCCUUCUCACAGGCGAAUGUUUUAGCAUAUUUAUCUCACAGGUUAUCAACAUGAAUCCAAUAGGUUCCCUGAAGCAGACAUUUGUGUCGCUCUAAAUUGCUUAGAGGGAAAUAAAAGAAGAUGGUCGCCUUGACUUGUUUUUGACCUCCACUUUCUAUUCUCCUUCACACCUCCUCUCCUUUGCCGUCUCCUUUUUUUCACCUUCACAUACCAGAGAGCAGGACUUCUUUUACCUCAAAACUUGAAAAGUUGGCAGGUCCUGUCGAUGAGUUUGAUGGUUGGUGACUAGCAGAGGGAGGCCAAGUUCAUUGUCAAUCAAUUCAGGUAUCAACAUUUUCUGAAUGUUUCAGGACACGUGAAGUAAAAUCACAUUAAAAAAAAUCACAGAUGAGGUUUCAGCUACUUCUGGACGCUACUGUGGAUAAACAUUUGCAAAAUCUAUUGAUUUGAUUUGCCUAUUUAGUUCUGAUUACAGAUUUUUGUUUUGUUCAAUCUUGACACUUGAAUGCAUAUUUCAUUUGAAAUGGAAUAAUUUGCAAUUUUAAACUGAUUCAUAGUAAAUACAGCACAGUAUGAUGUAACAGUUUUUAUCCAACUUAUUCCUCGUUAUAAUUUGACCAGGUUGAGCUGCAGUUUAGCAAACCAUAAAAUCCAUAAUUUACUGAAUUGGUCCCAAUAAAGAACAACAUAUUUGAGUUUUUGCACAAGACUGUCUAAAGACAUUUUUAGUUUUCAUAAAGAAAAAAAAAAUACCAAAGACAGAAUAACUGUAUUGAAUGUUUUAAAAUUAAAUCAUCAGAUUUAAAUGAGAUAGAUUGGGAUCCAAGAGUAAAUGGAGCACCCGAACACAGUACAAUGUAUUUUGGUGGGUGGGGCUUAUCUGAAGGCCCAAUAGUCUUUUAACCAGCACCAGCAAGUUGUCUUUAGAUUAUAUUAAAGAACUGGCAAUGAUCUCUCUGAAUAUGUGAAUUGACUUCUUGUUCAGGUCUAAGGAUGUACUCGAACAAGUUCACACUGACAAAUGGGGACACACUGGCUAACUUUACCUAUCAGGACUGCCAAAGGCGAAAUGACAGGACAUUUACACCUGAUAGAAAAACCAAGUGUGAGCGCAGAAAACUGAGGGGACAGUAGUUUAAAUGCCGAGACUGCACAUUCAUGUUAUUGUGUUGAACCCAUUUUGUCUUUUUUUGUUAUAGUAACAACACGAACAGCAUUAUAAGACUUCCUGAAGGGGUGAAAUUUCAGUGUCACAUUCUGAUAAUGGGUGAUGGAAGGUUACGAUGACUGUCAUUAUCGAGCAUGCCCAUGACAAAGCUAGCAUGCAGGAAGGGGUGGACUCUUCCCUCUUGUGUAGUAUUUGGACUUGUUUGUAUAAAUGCUGCCUAUUUUUUUUUUUACAUAUAAAAUUGUUAGAGUUUCUUAUACAUCAAAUUUUACAGAAAUAGCAAGAGAAAAUUGAGAAAAAUGCAUCAGAAUGUUGAUCGUCAGUGGCUGUUUGCUGCUUGUCUAGAUCACAGAUUGCAAUUUUUAGUGCUUAAAGAUAUGAACAAUGCUAAACCACUCAUGAAUAUUUCUAUGCAAUUAUACAGAUUUGUUUGAAAAAUAUAUGUCCCCUUCUUCUGUCCCUAUCUCCUCUGUCUCCAUGAGCACUCUGUCUCUGUCUCUUUUCUGUCUCUUGUUCAGGCCUGAAGCUCCAGGUACAUUGGUCUGAUUUUUUUUUUCUUCCUUUUUUCCAUCAUGAGGCUCGAAUGUGAAAAAAGGGAAUGGAAUAUUUGAUGGGGAUGGGCUCCCAUAAUCAAGCCGAAAUCUCCAUCAUUAUCCUUUAUCAGCCGAUCCCUUUUUAAAAAGCACCGGGAGUUACCGGUGUUUUACAUGAAUUUUGGGGCUCAGCGGUGCUACUGGGAGCCGAAUACAUUUGUCAGGUCGAGCCUCUCUUACAAAUGCACUGCAUGCAGUCCCCCUCUCUUUCACACAUACAUAAAACCCUUGGUAAUGGCAAAAUCACAAAUGAAGGGGGGUUGGCUGAAUAAGUGUGACUCCGUGUGUGUAUAAGAGGGGUAGAAACAGCAGAAAUGUGUGUAUAUGAAUAUAGAUGCAUACAGUUUUUGAAGGCAAGUUUUUUGACUUCAUUUUCGGAUGCAAGAAGAAUAUUAUGCAUUUUUUUUCACAGGAACCCUCAAAGAGACUCUCUCUUAUAAAUUUCUGGAUUUGAGUUUUUCUCUAUUCCGCUGGACUAACACAGACGUGAAAAAGCGAUGCAUUUUUGGCGCCAUUUUUUUCUGGUUUCUAAGAGGUCAUCUGCAAAAAUGCUGCACGUUUUUUCUUUCAUUUACACGUUUUUGUCGUCUUUAAUAUGCUUCUGCCAGCCACGUGUAGUCAUCCACACUAAUAUGAUGGUGCGAGACUCCACAUAUGUCAGAUUAAAAUAUCUUGCUGGCAUGUGAGAAACUCAGAUUUGUAAUUGUGCAUCCCUGUGUAGUAAAAAUCAGACUCAGAAGAUUCAAGCUUUGUGUCACAUUUGAAGAAGAAAUCUCAAGUGGGACACAUUUAGCUGCGGCGUGAACCGAGCCAGACAGAAGACUUCAUUUCACAGCCUUUUGUGAACAUCCAUGUUGCCUGGGAUGUGUGUUUGUGUGGACAUGCUAGCUAAAGGGGACAUCUGUUUGCCUGGAGGUGGGGGCUGACUCUCUUAGCGUGUGUGUGUGUGUGAGUAUGUGUGUGUGUGUUUGUGUCCAGGUGGCCACAUGGGAACGUGGAUGCAGACAGAAACACACUGGAGCCCAAAUGGCAGCGCUGGCAGUUUGUUCUGGAGUCCACGUCUGAGCAGGUAGCUGCAGGUGAGGGCAGGGGGGCUGGAAGACAACAACAACACUUCACUUAGGCCUAAUUAGGAAGGCAGCAGGGUCAGAGUCUGAGCAAUAUGUUGCACAUACGCCUCUGCGCUUACACAAGGUGGAUUAUGGGAUUCUUGACUGGGAGGAAGCUGCAGAAACUAGCAGAAUGGUGCAGAAAUUGUGCUCCCACCUUUUUUGUUGAGUUACAAAAUUCAGAGAUUUAUUUCCCAUUUCCAUUUUUGUUGAGGCCUAAGCAUGCAAGACAGGGAGAGAGCCUCACUGGAUUAUUGUUCUCUUUCUCUUUUGCCUAAAUAGUAACAAAAUGGAGGUCUUAACAUGCCUGAAAAUUAACCAUUUUUCGACCCAUCAAGCUAGGGCUGGUCGAUAUGGGAAAAAGUUUAUCACACUAUAUUUUUUUCAUAUCAGUCAGUGAAAAUGAAAUUUCACAGUGCUUAUCGGCAAUAAGCUACUGCAUCUGCGAGGUCUUUCUGAUUCUUUGACGUUUCAUCGUAAGGUGUUGCGCUAGAGAAAGCAGACUGAACAGUCGGCUGUUUCGGUUGCACAGGCGCCAUGGGCUCCUUUCCCCGCUUGGGGUUUUUACCUUUGCAUUGCGUGUGCUCUGCCGCAUGGCACUGCUUCAGGUGGUGAAAAUUAUUUGACUUUGCGAGAACAUGUACUCGAUAUAAUUUUCAGUGCACAUUACUCUGCUUCAUGUCUAACCUCAAAAUACUAAAAUACCUCCACACCACCGACAUUUUCAUGUCAAUGUUUUUGAUCAUCUGUUGAGACUUCAUCUGCAUUUCAGCCGCAGGUAGCACUCAUUUUCUUUUUUUCUCACCGUCAGUGCUGUCGGCUUCACGUGUUAAAAUGCUAUGGUUGCGUAUAGUUGCAGCCUGCAAAUACACAGUUGUUUGCUACUUAGUUCUAGUUCAGCACGAGUUGGUUCAGCGCAAAGUGGACCCAGGGCAACUCCCCUUUUCAUUGGCUAUUCAUAUAGUCUACCAAAACAUGGCAGAAUGCCAACUAUCGAAAAGCAUAUUGACCAUGUUUUAUAUUGAUAUUGAGGGAAAUUAAUUUUUCGAUAUAUAUCAUAUCGUUUUAUCGCCCAGUCCUACAUAAAGCCAUCUUAACAUUUAUUAAACAUCGACGCAGUUUCAGUGACGUCACUCACCAGUUUCUGAAGCACAGAUUUGAAGCCCGCUGGCGGCAGAUAAACGCUGACUCAACCUGACUUUCGGUUGACCUACCGUGAGACAAAGAAAGUUGGGGCGAGGCUGCAACCUGCUCACUAUCAGAAAAAAUUGUGUCUGCUGUGCAUCUUAUUGGCCUAACUACUUUUUUAAAUCAUUUGCUAUUUUAAAAAAGCCCAAAAAUACCAGUAAAUUAGAAUAAUGAUACAUGUUUAACUACAGAUAACUUUCUGCAUUGAUGUAUCCUGGUGUUUUCUGAUUUGCUCAAGGAUCACAGUUAGGUUUUACGAUUAAACAAUACUGUAGAACCACUGUAGGAUUUAGUUUUUUCUGCUGCCUUUACUAUCUGUUUUUUUGUGGAUCGUUCUCUGACCUUUAGCAAAAACACACUUCAAACUUAUUAAAGAAACAUUGAUUUCACAGGCUGAACAUAUGCCCCAGAAUCAAACGAGAUAAAAAAAAGGGGAAUAAGAAUAAAAACAGAGCGCAGGGAUCAAACAGAAGUCAUGUGAUCAGAGUGUAUUGCUCCUGUCCUGGGGCAUGAUUUCCUGUGAGCACCUUGGACCACACUCUCAAAGUUGCGUGCCAAGUCCCCUCCCCCGACCGCCAAACAGUCUCACUCGUCCAGGGCCUUUGACCAGCUUGCUCCCUAAGUGUAAAGGUCAGGGUGCUGAGACGACGGCUGGGGCUGCCUCUGAGCGCCGAGACUCAGGCCAGUUUUCCUCAGUCUCUCCCUGCUGCUUAAAGGUUUGAGCCGGGGUUGGGUGCUCCUCCCAAGGUGCUUAAAGAAGGCAUUCUUCUUCACCGAAACACCUCCAUAGUCAGACACCAGGGCAGCUAAGGCAGCAGCCGGCCAACAUUUAGCUUCCUGCUGCUGCGCGAAAAGUGGGAAAAGGUCCUCCAAAGUUCCACCAUCUGACUACAAACGCAGCAGACAUCGCCCCGAACCACUCAUCAGAGGUCAGCUAUUUUCUCUUCCCCCCUCCUCCUGCCUCCUCCACCAGGCUGAGGUUAGGUGAGUCUGAGCUGAUCCUGUGCCGGGGAGGGCAGCCGUCACCCCGAGCGUCAGGCUCACACCAGCAUCCAGCAGCUCCAGUGUGGCCAGGAUGAAAGGCAGAUGGAGGGGAGCGGACUGUACCGGGCUUGGCAGUAUUGAUGUCGGAGAAAAUGAACCGACUUCUCCAUCGAUCCGCAGAGGGAAAAUGUAGAAAUAGAAACGGUAAAUCUGGCUCUCUUGACUAACAGCUUAACAGCGGCCAUCUUUUUCUCCCCCCUCUUGUCUUUUGCUCUUUUUUUGUUGCCUCCUAUGUAAACCGGGCCAAUAUUCCUGCAUUGAUGUUGUCUAGAGGGCAGUAAAGCAUCCGAAAGCUAUAUUGGCUUGUUUUGUUCUCCUCUAGAUGAAGGGCUGCUGUGUUUUCAUGAUCAAUAGAGCAGGCCUGAGAAACUAUUCAAGUUACAGUUAUUUGAACAGGAGGGCAGUCGCACAGAUCAGGGAGCUGUGGUUUCAUCAGAUGUCCCAGGAAGGAUUUUAACUCUGUCCAGCAGCAGCAGCAUCAGUGAAGAGAUGAAACGCUGCAAGCCUCCCUUUUAUUCCCUUUACAUGGUGAUAAAUACAGUAGCAGUAAACUGUGACCUCUGUUUGCGAACAAAUACUUUAAAAAUUAAAGGCAACGAUAGUUUUAGUGUGGUUCAAAUUUCUACACAAGGGAUCCUCCUCCAUCUGCACUGGAAGCUUUCAAACCUGUCAGCAAAAGCUAACAGGGGUUGAUUUAUAUUUUCCUCCAUCACUUCUCUCCUUGACAUACAGAUUACCUGGUUAAAAAGCUGCAAUUUAGAAGUUUAGGGGUGAUUAAAAUAGAGCCAGAGAGCAGGUUAACAGAGUAAUAAGUAGGAUUUCCUCUCUAAUGUAUCAAGCAUUUGCAUCUGCAGAGUUUUAUCUGUGAACGAGUCUUGAUCAAUACCAAUUACCCUGAAAGUUUCUUAGAGUUUCUAAAAAGUUUUUUUUGUUUAUGGACAAAAUCAUAACUUUGCAAUUUUCUAUGAUACAAAUCUGAUUGUCAAAAGUCUAAGAAUGAUUUGUCUACAGGGGGCGCCAACAUUGACACACUGAUACAAAUUGUAGGUUAAUCACAGGAGCUUUUUAAAGCUUAAAAAUACUAAGUCGACAUUUUGACACCAAAUACUGAUUUGUACAUGACUUGACUGUUUUAAAGUUGUAAUUCCUUUGUCCCAGUAUUGUAUGAUUUACAGAUGUUUCAUCUCUGGCAGUGUAAACUCUUUGAUAACUUGCUAACAUCAGUGUCACUGUAAUUAACCAGACUUUAUAAAAUUAAAACAAAGUAGCUCUGUGACAUCAAUCAUUAGAUUCUGAAGAGACAUUUUGAACCCAAACUAUGGUUUUUACAGAAUGACACAAGUGGCAUUGAUGACACAAACUAAUUUUCCACCACUCAAAAGGUGGUGCUGAGUGGGGCAAGCUCAUCUGUCUGACAUAACAGCCACACCCUCAAAUACGGAAACAUAUGUAUAACUCUAACCCCCAAUUUCCAUCGCAUCCGGAACAGCUAGGAAAAGACUGUAUCCGCCAAUCACAGCUGAUCGUAACCAUUCAAGUUAAUGUGUCAAUUUCCACCGACUUCUUUACGGAGACAAACAAGCGAAAGGUUUAUAGACAGCAUUUCACCCCGAUGACACCAUGGAUGACGAGAUGCUGAUUCUAGAAGUCUAAAAGUGAAUUUCCUCCUUUGGAAGGACACAAUUUACUACUUACGGCUGUCUUUAUAGAUACAACUUGUUAUUGCGCAAUUCCACGUGAAUCCGUGGAUUCUUGCUGUCAGUAAUCCGACUCGAAAUUCACCUCACAAAUGGAUCCGGUAGGAAUUGGGGAACAGCGAAAAUCGGAUCGGAGCUGUUCCGGAUGCAGUGAAAAUUGGGGGUUAGCCUUGAGGAGAAGUACUGUGACCACUUUGAAGAAAAGUAAUCAGAUUACAUGUGAUCUGAUUACUUGCCCCCCCCAAGAAAAGUAUAUAGGCAUUAGUUUCAUCACACUUGAAGACCUCUGUUGACAGAUUUGGUCAUGUCAGUAUAACUUUCAUUUUAUUGUUACACCUGUAAGUAUAUUUUCGGAAACUUCUGGUUAUUUUGAUAGUCUGUGUGAAAAAACUCUUGACAUAAAAAUACUUUGAUGAGGCUAAGAAGAUAGAAAAAAAAGAAGUGUGCAGUAUUUGUGCUCUCAGCAAACGAUCAUCAGGAAGACUGAAAAAGAAGCGACAACAAGACGGCUAAACAAAAACAAUCAACAGAGAUUUGAUUGACAGGACCCAGGGGUGUCUAGCACCCAUGGGACUAGACCUAAUUGUUGGAGCCUCACAGGGUGCAAAGUCAGCACUGACUCUGAUCAACACAUAAUAAUCAAACUUAAUCUGUUAGCAUUAGUUAUGCAUAAUAUUCAGUGGCAUAUGAGUAAUACACAUUCUCUAUUCAGCUCAGUGUUUAGCUGAGUCGUUGAGUCUGAUUCAAAGAUACCUGGUUCACCGUGGGUACAGCCGAAUAUAAAUUCAUUUUUACUAUUUCAUAUUUUUUUAACACCUUCAAAUUUGAAUGUUUUUAUUAUUUGGGUUUGUUUAUUUUAUUCAUUGUUCUUUUUUUGUUAUUAAAUCCAAUAAGGUGUUCAGAGUUUAUUCUAGAGGACACCAUUGGCACAUGUAAUGCAAUGAUAAUCCAUCAGAUGCAGAAGUCAUGUCACGAGUAACUUUUAAUGACACGUGGAAAAUGGUAGAUCCAUGAGCCAGAUGGGAAGUUAAGCUUUCAAAUAGUUUCUGAUGCUUCCAGAGGAAUAUUAACUCGACUAAUCCAGUUCAUGAUUUAACCUGAUACUUCAUAAAAUCUUGUGCAAAAUGUGUUUUUCAUAUUACUGACAUUAUUCAGAAGCUCCAGCAGGUUUUAUUGGGUGAUUUAUCCACAUUUAUCGUUUAAGCCCUUGAUGCACAAUAAGCUUUAUAAAGCCCUUGAUUGUUAAAGUAAAUAAAUCUGAUUUUGAAAAAAAAAGUUUUUAAAAUUUUUGAGAGUUGUAGAGAGACUACCGCUUGACCUUGUCUUAACUUUGUAUCCACACACUUGGUACAGUUUUCAUGUUAAUGCAGUGAGCUUUCAGGCGUUCUUCAGAGCUUUUCAAACAAUGAAAAGGCAGUUUUAAAUAAAGUAUGCUGUAUAUCUGUGUGCACACACUGAUAGUGGAGACCACACCUUUUAGAAGGUGUAGUUUGGGUUUAGGUGCGAGUCAUCAAAAUCCCAUAAAUCUGUCACCAUUGAACAGGCAUCUAAACCUGACUGUUCAAAACACACGUUCCCUUUUUUAACUUAAUAUUCUUAAACUUUUUUCUUUUUUUUUCUGUCUGUAACUUAGUACUUCAUGUUUGUUUUACAACAUACUGUUUCAGUCUUCAUUUUGUGUAUUUAGUUUGUCUGAAUUCAUAUAAAUAGAACUUUAUGGAAAUAAGAUCAUACAAACCUUUAUUCGUACUGCGGUGGGCAAAAAUUUCAGGGUUAACAGCAAUAAAUGAUCAGCAUAGCACACACAGAAGAAACAAGUAAUCAUAGAGCUAAAGCACAGAUAAUCAUAAAAAAGUUUUUAAAAUGAACAAAAUGUUAAGUUUGAUAGAAAAAAAAAGUUUCCUGUUAUUGCACUGGAGUAAAGUUUUAUGUAUUUUACAAAAUAAAUAUCAAGUUUGUGUGUAUUGCACAUGGGUGGUAGGACUGAGUUUAUUUACUGGAGCAGGAAGGAAGGACUUAGAAUGUCUCUUUGUCAAAUAAUUUAAUAAUUCAGGUGUCAGAGAGAGGAGCAACCUCUUUAAAAACGGCACCCUUUAUCAUUUAAAAUCCCCAUUACUAUUACCAUAACCUCACUAUGCCAAUUGACAACCAUAAAAAUAAUAGGCCUGUACUAAUUGCUGUUCUGUGUCUAGAGAAAAAAAAUGAUUUGAUCAACGUUUUAUCCUCAAAAAUGUCUGAUUACCAUGAUCUCAGAAAACAGAGCCAAAAAACAAUAGGUGUGACCCUUGUUUCAUAAUUAUUACAUCUCAAAGCCUUUCUCAAAGAAACAGUUGAAACUCAAAAACAAGAAUAAAGAAACUAAGAGGCUCUUUUCUUUCUUAUGUGUGUAAAUCCAUGAAAUGGCAGACGGCUGUAAAUAUAACUGUUGGAGAUGACUGAAAGAGCAGAGAUAGCUCAGACAUAAUUCAUUGCAGCUAGAAAGGGUGCUUGCAGAUCACAUGACACAUUUAGGGGGUUUUAAUGCAAACUUUUAGUCAAAAGUUUGUGUCUGAUGAGAGAGACUGAGGUGUUGCUGUGGUGCAGUGAGGUAAAAACAGUUUGUACGCAGAUUUGGUUUUCUCUUUCACACCACUGUGUUGUUUCAGAUUGAAAAAAAAAAUGAAUCUCAUUUCUCCUCCUAUGCUACAGCGAGCUCUGAGCAGAGUGCCCUUAGUAUUUUCAUCUCGCACAUCAUGCUUUUAAUUAUGGGACAUAUCGAGCAGCGUGUCCAAUUCACAAUGGCUCCGCUGGAAUAUUCAUGUCCAAAGUUAGAGGAAAGUGGAAAGGGGAGGGAAGUGAGAUGUAAUUGUAAUUAGUGAAGAACCUGGUGCUGCCAAUUCUCAGAGGAGCAUCUGAGUCACCUGCUGUGUGUAUGUGUGAGAGAGUGUGUGAGAGUGUGUGUGCGAGUGCAUCUGUCCUCCUGGCUUAGUGUACCUGGACACACCAGGGAGUGUGACGAGCUCUCUUGGCUUAACUAGGAGAUGUAACUGUCUGUCUCCUCGCUCCGGGCUGAAGUGGCUAGUUAGCAUAUGCGCUGCCAUGCGUGCGUGUUUACCCUAUACCAGAGUGUGUGUGUGUGUGUGUGUGUGUGUGUGUGUAUAUCUGAGUGCACGUGUGUAGGCCUCAUCUCAAGUCUCACCGGAGACUUGUUGUCUAAGAUUAAUGAAGGUCACCGGAAUCCUCCAAAGUAUUCCGAUAAUUAAGGCUUUGUUUAUCAAAAACAAGUUAUAUUAAGAGCAAAAAGAUUCAUGGUAAUUAUUCAUAAUCUUAACAAUUCAAGUGUAGCCACCUCAUUUGUGCCUUUAAUUCUUCUUGUUAAUGUUUUGCAUAAAUCUGCAUAAUUACUUGAGAUGCCUGUUGUAUUUUUGACAGCUACUCAGUUCGUGUGCACUAAAGGGUAUCGAAUGUGCCGCGCGCUGCAUACUUAAAAAGCGGGCUGUAUGGCUGCAGCCGCCGAGCAUAUUUCAGCCAUCAAGCUGGCAGCGCGGGGCGGCAAUGCACGCAGAGAAUAGGGUGUUUUCUAUCAAUCGGGGUAAAUGAAUGCUUCUGCUGCUGCCGCUGGUUAGAAUGAGGGCUUUUAUGAGCGAGGCGUCCCCCAAAUCACGCCGCUAAACGAAGACAUUGGUGUAUAAAUCAACAAACGCCCUGCAAACAAGAGCUGUUGAGAGUUUGCUUUUAUUUUGAAGAUCAAAUCCCCUCUAUAAUUCACUCUGCCGAUAUAUUUCAAUGUGCCUGUGUGCAUGCCCUGAGCCUGUGUAUAUAGCUUGACAUAUCAAGCAGCCCUCUAGUAUAAUCGCUGCAUAAGUCUGAUGCAGUAAUCACAUGUAAAUGACCACUGCAUGGAAACACUCGCUCUUAGUUUACAUAAUCUUGUAAUGACCUCUUGUAACACUCUGCCUGUGAUAUUGGCCUUAAUAGAUUGGUCUUGCUCUAAAUUUUUUUAAUACUUUUUUUUUACUUGCAGCGCCGGGCUCUGGAAUUACACGGAAAGUGAGGCCGGCCUAUUAGCACCAUGACAUGAGUGAUUUAAUUUACCCUCCGUCUCUCUCUCUCUCUGUCUCUGUCUCUCCUCUUAUUUAGCAUGCGACAGGCGUGGACAGCAAUGCCUGUGUGAUUGGGUGAUGAUUUUAAUAAACACACACACCGCCGGAGGGGCCACAGGUCAACAGUGUUUGGAUUCAUCAGCUGCACAGGUAGGAUAGAGCUGCGAAUGAUUACUCGCACACAUGUACUCACUUUUAACAAGCGGUCAACAUGCACUGCAGAGACAACACUGACUUUAGCUCCUUAUUUCUGCUGUUUUGUUCUCUGCUGCACUCGUUCGUUACACAAACUCUGCAUAUUUGCAUGCUAAGUGUAGGCUAAAGCAUCUGUGCAUCCUCUGUGUGUGUGUUUGUGUGUGCGCGCUCCGGUUGUCCACUGCGUCACACUUCUCUGCGUACCCAGCCCUCCGUGCAGGCCUUGUGCUCCCGCUCAGAGAAACAUGUGGCUCAGAUGUUAAUUGAAAUUUGUCUAAUGAAGUAAAGUUAAGAAAGACUGAGGGAGAGAGAUUUUAUAGUUGGAGAGGUAGGUAGACAAAGAGAAGGCAGGGAAGAGAGGAAGUGAGGAGAAAAAAAAAAAAAAAAAAGAAAGCCUCAACUUUCUUUAAUUAUGUUUACCCAACAGGCUUUGCUUCCUCAUUUAAAUAGCAUAAACAUCUGGCCGUGGCGCGCCACUAGCAUGGCGGCAGUAGUCAAGCAAAUCUUGUGGAAAAUAAUGAAAUUAGAUCCCUGGUGCUGUGACAGUGGAAGGGCAGAAGACAUCCGCUCCAUGUUAAUAAAAUUGCCAUGAAUGAGUGAAUACAAUUAGGAAAUUGUCAGUGGCAGCAGUGAACUUUUGUAACUCACCGAUGUUUGCAUCAUUCGAUUAAGGCAGCAAUUUGGACUUGUUUAUUUGCGGCCGGUGUGGCUUUUAUUAAUUGUGACCCGGCAGUGAUUGGCCUGCGAUUAAACCAGUCACAUAUGAUGUGGCUGAGGGUGAGGGAUGGAUUGCUGGGCAGGCUGAUGGAUGACAUUUUUUCUUUUAAUUGUUGUUUAUCUCUCUGUGAGAGCAGAGUGAGGGAGAUUCGACUCUGAGUGUUUGUGUCAUGUGCGCACUCGGAGGAGAGUGUGUGUUUGGGUUUGCAUGGGAGUGAUUUUGAGUUGAGAUAGUGAGGUUGUCUGGUUUUAACUGUGGUUCUUCAAGAGUUCAUUUAUACUCUAUGCAAGAUACACGAUACAUAUACGGAUAAAGCCUUUUGUCUGCUCUUUGCGUUCAUUAUGUCCAUCUUUCUGCUUGUUCUCUGCAAGCUUGCUUACAUGGACCAAAUGUUGCUUCACCAACAAAAAUCUGGGGCGGUACUGGGCCAAGAACUGAAGUCAAUAGUUCAAACCAUAGACUAUUAAAAUAAAGAAAUAUGUCAUACAUUGAAAAAAUACAUUUUUUUCCAAUCUGUCCGCACUAUGUAAAGUAUUUAAUAGCCUCAUAGACUACCUCUGUCUAUAACGUCCCCUCAGUGUUUGCCUCCCUCAAACAGAAACAAUAAUAUCUCCCCCACGGUCACCAUGUCCGUUGUCAUAAACUGUUGACUGUUCUUCUUUUGGGGAACAUGAGACAAAGGACAUGACUUUUUGAGACAUGACAAAUGAGACUACAGACAAUUCUUAAUCUUAUUUUUGAGGCUAAACCCCUAAACCCUCACAAUCCGUGUUGAGUGUGUUCCAUCAGCGUCUUGUGCUACGCAGCAAAUACGUUUGCAUUCUAAUCAAUGCAGCAUUGCACAAAGGAUGCGUCCCAGCUCUGUCUCUGCACCGUGCCAGAAAUGUCUUGGCACGCCACUCUGCUAAAGAUAUCCUUGGAGUCUAUUUUCGACACUCUAUGCUUCCAACAUGCAUCAAUCUCAACAGAGCAGAUAGCAUCAGGCAGGAAGUCGAACACAAGCAGGAUGUAGUGAAUCCAGUAAAUUUUAAAAUAAAACACCACAUGCAGAUUCCUAAAUGUUUAUCAGUAUGUGUUCAUGAGAAAUACUUCCUGGUUAUGGAUUUAUCUUUCUUGUGCUCCGUUCACCAACCAACCCUCAUGAUGUAAUCAACAACGUCACUUCAAGAUGGUGGCUCGCUAGGUAGAGAGCCAACUAGAAACUACGAAAAUAAACUUAUUUCUAUAGUUUUCGCCAUUUUUCAAAAUCCAAUGUAAGCCAAGGUCGUUUAUUAAAAUAUAUCCUACUACUACCAGUAACAAAAUAUGCACGUUUCAUUUCCACUUUAACACAACAAGCCCAUGGCCUAUCCCUGAUCCAUGUUGACCACAUCACAUUGCCCUUGAGGGCCACCGUUGCUUGUAAAGCCUCACCAAAUAGAGGGUUGAGCAGGGGCGCAUUUCAGUCUUGACCACUAGAUAUAUUUCAGGGAAGAGUUCCUAAAACUAACUUUGAGUAGUGCUAAUUAUUUGAGCUGGAGAAGCUGAUUUUAUAAAGGUUAAUAAAAUUGAUGGGCAAAAUGUCCAUAUCUAUCUAUCUAUCUAUCUAUCUAUCUAUCUAUCUAUCUUUACACACACACACACACACACACACACACACACACACACACACACACACACACACACACACACACACACACACACACACACACACACACACACACACUCAUAGAGAGAGACAGAGACUGCAGUACUCUCAAAUAAAUCCUUUCAAAUGCUCUCAGUCUUUAUCAUCUUCACUCUUGGGUCUGACGUUCACAAAUCUGAGCUCCCUUUGCAAAUAUGAAGCAGUGGGUCUGUACCCUCCUUGCUCUGUGCUUUCUAGAGAGAGGACUGUGUUUACUUUACAGCCUCACGCAGGCAAGGGAAGGGAUUACAUUUGUGGAAAUGAGUUGUCAUUUCAGGAGGUAAUAAUGGAUUUGGGCCUGAGAGCUCGACAAACACAACACGGGGAGAGCGGAGAGGAUGAAACAUGGGCGCCGAGGUAGGGAAUGUGUGUGUACAUAGUGGAUUUGUGCGGCACAGAGGAAAGAUGGAACACACACUCUCACACAGAAAAGUACACAGGCGCACAUGAACUAUUUGGCUGGACAUCUGUACAAAUGAGGGUACUGGUGGAUUCUGCUGGGAUGCCUGGUUGGGGGGUGGAUAUCCCACCACAAGAUUCCUCCAAUCUUCAAAGCCCCAGUCCAGUUGGAAGUAAUGGUUUCCAUCCUUUUUGCCAGAUUGGGUCCGUCCUGUCAUCACCGCUGCAUUUUCUGACAACUGUGUUUUAUCUUUAGUCUCGGCUGCCCUCAGAAUUGCCUCUGUAGUACUGUACGCUGGCUGGAAACGUCUCUUUUGUCUUUGGCUGAAGUUUUGGAAGUUCCAUCCCCGUCCGCCAAAGGAAACAGACCUUUUGGUUUUACCUCCUGUCAGUAAUGGUGACCUUUGGACUUCACAGUAGUAUGCCAGUCACAUUAAGUCCAUCAUCAUCACACAGGGCCUCUUGUCUCCAUAUUCCAUAUGUAUAAUGUGUCUGUCAGUUGAAAUAACAUCACUGCUGAUUCAAAUAACAAAGCUGAAUCCAUGGAUUAUUCUGGGAAUUGACCCGAUUGGAGGUCAUGGCAUCUUAACAGGGUGUGUGAAGGAAUAAAGUCCAACUGGUUUAUUUAAUUUCCAAUCACCAAUAGUCAACUGGGACCUUAUUUGUUCAGGACCCAGAAAAUAUUCACUUUGAUCAAGAGAGAUUUCUAUAAAGCCGUAUGAAAAUCCAACAAAGACUAGAGCAGGAGCAACAGCAUGGCUAACUUUUGUAUUUGCAGAGAUUCAUAAUGAUUUCUGGCAAGUGAGGAUGGGUUCUCUAAAAAUAAACAGACAUCGAUCGACCUGUUGUCCUUUGACAGUAAAAUGUCCCACGUAAUGUGAAAACUUGCCAUGAAAAAAUAAAAAAAGUUGGGUUAAGUUGUUUGUUUUUGGACCAUUUCCGCCUGUAUUGGGUAGGACAGAGAUGGGAAAUGUGAGCUGAGAAUGGGGAGGGGCAUGCAGCAAAAGGCUUUGGUCAGGAAUCUAACCAGCAAAGACUACAGCCUUUGUGCAAGCGGCGCACUUUCACAUUAAUUAAUCAUCUAUUUAUUUUGCUUUAGUCUGACUGAAAAAUGAUGUGAACAGAUUUGUCUGAUCAAGGUCUGUCUAACAUACCUUAAUAAUGCAGUUGAUUGAUUUUCUCUCUCAUGUUUUCGGCUUUGUCGAACUGAAGCUAGCCUGAGCAUUCUGCAUGUGCUCUAGUGUUCACUUGCCUGGCUUUGAGCAAACAAAGAAAGGACGCUAAAAAGCCGAAACUCUCUAUUAUUCGAAGGACAUUACAGAGCUGUGGAAGUGAUGUUGUUUUCAUCGUUCAGCAUAAAUCCUGUUAGCCUCCUGCUAACACGUCCCAGUGACUGUUUUUACACAUUACCGGUCCAUUGGGAGAUGCCCUGAUAGUAACAAACUGAAAGGGGGGAAGUCGCCACCUAACCUAACAGAGGCGGCACACUUCUGGCAAUCAUUUGAUUCUUGCCCAGUGCAUGUCAACUGGGACGAGGACAGUAGUCCAGUUAAAUUGCUCAAUUGAGCUAUGAAUAUAGCUCGACUUGUCUAUGCAUGUGAAUGUACUGACUGAAAAGCUUUUUCAUGGUAUGCAGAAUUAGCUUAUUUUUCAUAAAAGUUUGAAGCUGUUGUCUUGUUUGAUAGUUGUCAUGGACCGUAAUAAGAAUGUUCUGCCAAGUGAAGUUUCCAGUCUUUUUGGCUUAGAGGGAUAUUUCAGUAUUUUUGAUGAGCCACUGUAGUAUACUGCAUUAGAUAGAUAGAUAGAUAGAUAGAGAACUUUAUUAAUCCCCGAGGGGAAUUAAUACUAGUUGCACUGAUGUAUAGGAUGCAGUUCACUUUACAGAUGGGUUGAACUAAAGCUUGUGUUGUACACAGAAUUUUACAGCACAUUUGCCACCAAUGGGUGAAACCAUUUGUCACACUAGUAUUUCCAGGAAGAAGGAAAAAAUGCCUCUUAAGUCAAAGCUCUUUGUCUGUAAACUAACACAGUUAAAGGCAAAAAAUUUGGACAUCUUUACUUGAUUAAACUUAUUUGUAUUCUUCUGGCACGCUGAUUCUAACUUGCACCCUGAGAUAUUUAAAAAUUAUCCUCAAACUUGUAAAAUAGCUAUCAUUAAGUCUUUGCCCUAUUAAGGCAUUAAAGGGAUCAAAGCAUCUCUAGGGUCAUACGUACCAUCAGGAGUCUAAGGCAGAUUUCUUCCUCUAAAGCCUUUAAAUGCGCCUCAUACUUAAUGACAGAGCCAUAUGCUAAAGCUAUUGAGAAUGUAUGUGCUUUGAUGUGCGUAAAAUGAUUGUUCCAGGUUAUGCAGAGGUGAGGGGCAGAGGGGUUUGGGUUCUAAUACAACUGGCUUUGUUAAAUACGCUCCAUAUACUAGCAAAGACACGCUGUCACAUACAGCUGUGAAAUCUUUUCUGCCAUUAAUGCUACACAAGGUAAGGACUUACAGGGACUGCACAUUCCACAGACAUUAUCGUUAGCUUGAGUCCCUCAUACAGAGAUUUUCUAUAGGUUAGGUGAUGGGCUGGUUGUGUAUGCGUUUGUGUAUGUGCAUGAGAGGGUGUGCACGCUUCUAUGUGUGUGUGUGUGCCCCUGUGCCGGGGAUGAAUCUGUGUACAAGUAUCUACUCUUGCAUAUUUGAGUGCUUGCAUGCCUGCACGGAUGCACGUGUGUGUGUGUGUGUGUGUGUGUAUGUGUGUGUGUGUGUGUGUGUGUGUGUGUGUGUGCGCACAGAGACAGAUGGGUAAUAGCCCCUGUGCUGAAAACGGGGCCCUGUGUAACGUGCAGCCCUGAUUGCAGACCUGAUUACCUGCCAUAUGCUAGCUGAAGGGUUGAGGGCCGGACCAAAUGAGAACAGUAUGCAAACGUUAAAGCAGCGUUUUUAUAGCGCAGUCAUUAUGCCCCCGCUCUGGCAAAUGAAAACGAGCGUGGCAGGGAGGGAAAAUAAUGAAGUCAUAAAAAAACGGACGGGUCACGGUGCGUGGUCGCCUCUGCCGCCACCUCCGAGCUGUAAUCCCAUUGGCUGGAGGGAAAGGGGAAGGGUCCCCUGCUAAGAUGAUGGUAAGGCUUGUGUUAGACCGCAGGGUGGCCCUGUUCCAUCGGAAAGUCUUCCAGAGAGGGGCGACGGCAGUUAAAGAUCAAACUGUAUUAUUUUCCCUGGUGCAUCACCUUUACUUGGGGAAUGAGUACAAAAGCGUGUGUGUGUGUGUGUGUGUUAGAGAGAGAGAGAAAGAGAGAGAGAGAGUGUGUUCCUGUGUGUGAUGUGAUUAUGUUCCUAUUAGCCUUUGCAUUCUCCAUUAUGCAUGCAGUGUGCGGGGCUAAACUGACCUUGUAAGAUGAUCAUUGACUCUCCUUGGAAAACACUUGUUAUCCCAGGAUUAACACACACACCAAUUACUACCUGCUUGCCACAUGAGCUCAGGAAAUAAAACAUUUCCUAUCUGUGUCUCUUACAAAGGGGGGACAUCCAGCCCUCUGUGUAUUCACACGGAUGCAGGGGCACGCAGAUCCAUACGUAACUCUUUAAGAGUCAACUUAUUUUACUGCGCGGUAUAUUAAUAACAGAAACACUGCUGAUAAAAGCAACAUUUAAGAUUAUAUUUUUAAAAAAUCCUGUUCAGUCAUGUUUCCUGGCUGGAUUAAAAUCCCAGGGGCUCUGCAUGAAUAAUGUGCUGUGGUAGCUCCGCCCGUAAUUGGUGGGUUUCCUUCAAAAACAUGAUACAUCCAUUUUAAAUAAGAGAGCUCUGAUCGCAACUAUUAAUGCAGGAAAAGGAGGCUGUUAGUUCAUCUUGGUGAUGUCUCAAUUAAAGAAUGGGCUUUCAACAAUCAGGAGACGCGAUUUUGAUCCUUUUUUGUUCAUUUUUAAGAAUUAACUGUAUUGAAAUAUACUAAGCGUCUGUGUCUCAUUUUAAUAUUUUACAGUGUAUCUAUUUGAAAAUUAUGAAGAAAGUUACAAUAAGAUCUUGUUUGAAAGUUUUUUUUUUUUGUUAGUAUUUUUAGGGAAAAAUUGUCUACUUAUUCAAAGCAGUCUAUACCUUUUUUAACACAGAAUAUUACACAAUUUUGAAAACAAAAAAAUUGUUGCUAAAAGUCCUUAAGAGGUUUUUAAAUAUGUAACCAGGCACAAUCAUUUUCUGAUUAUUUAACAACUUUGGUAGUUACUGUAGUGUAACAAUAUAAGCAUUUAUCUUGCUUCCACUGCUUGUAGAUUGAUUUUUUUUUUACCUAUCAAUGUAUGUUGCCUUUGCUUAUAAGGCUGGGUCAGGCCCUGCCCAAGACACAAAGUAUAAAAAGACCAAUUUUCCUCAAGUCCCAAGCAGCCAUAAUGACGUAUUAAAGGUAUAGGAUUAACAACAUUAUAGUUAUUUACAUAAAUCAUAUUUAUGUAUAAUGGCGAAGAAAUGAUUUUGAAUUACCAAGGCCAAAGUGUCAAACAUUUGUGACUAAAAUGAACCAAAACACAUUAAUUCACCUCUGUAACCAACAAAAACGUGAGGCAGUAGAUUAAAUAACUUGUAGUGCUUGUCUAUUGGAGUAUGUAUAUGCCAUCUCUGUGAAGAGUCAAAAACAAAGUGGCUUCCUGUAAAGGGCUAAAACAUGUCAAAAUUGAGCAUAAACAUAACAUAAGCUUUAGAGGUGCUGACUUUGUAAAAAGUAGGUAAAUUACUAAGUUCAGUUGACUCCAUCAGGUCUGAAGCCUUGGUAGUUCUCCACCAAGUUUCUCUACAAAGGGGCUGAGCUGACCAGGAUCCCUGUGGGUCAUACCCCUCUUAUCGACAAGUAUCUUAUACAACCCCACUGAAAAAAUCUUCCUUUGGACUUGGAUCAAAAACCUUUUUUAUAGGUCGAGUUCCUUUCUCAGGCCAAUGGAAAUGACAUUAAAAUGUGUCUAUUCUGUUUGAUGCUGGUACAGGAGGUGAUUUCUAUUCUGGUUCUGCCCUAAUCAGGUUGUAAAGUGAAUACUUGCCCAUCUUAAUGAGGUUCAGUGUUUGUGUACCGUGUGUAUCACUUUUCUGCUGUUUUUGGCAAAGAAAACUGAUUCCCAUUUAACAAGCUGAGACUCCCAGCGUACUACAAACCUGUUCGUUGCAUGUAAGGAAUGACUCCUGUUGCCAGGGGCUUCCCAUCACUUUUCCCAUUUCCAUCCAUCAGGAGAAAAGGGGAACUUGUGCAUAAUCCUGAAGCCCAUUGUGGCCUACUUAGUGGGAAGGGAACACGUCUUUCCGACUGGUCGUGCCUUUGUAUGUGGGUCAGCUUCAUUCAAAUUCUCUUUCAUUCCAGCUCCUCUUCCGACACUGUGGCCCAUCAUUAGCUGUAAUAUAGGUCACCCCAGGCUUUGUGAGGCUCCAGCCCCAUUUGCAUUCUUGAUUCAGAUGAAGCAGUCAUAGUGACUGUAGGUAGGGAGGUGGGAAGCUAGGGGGGAAGGUGGCAUCAGAAGUAAAGGCGAAGCUUUUAUCACUUUUGAUGAAAGGAUGGGGUCAGUCUGGAUACAUGCUUAAAAGGAUCAGGGUGUUUUCCCAGUGGUGGAGAGAUGAAACUCUUCUGCAGGUUGAAAUUUACAGCAGGUACUCUCUCUCCCCUUGUGCCGUGGUUAAAAACAGCAAAAUGAAGAGGAAGUCUAUUCAGACUAACAGUCACAUGUCAUUAUCUAAGAAAUAACCACUUAAAGGUAAAAGUCACUACCUAGUCAUUAUUUAAUGAAGACCAAAAGUACAAAGCAGGAAAAGACCUGUGGUGGAGUUGCCUCUGCACUUGUAAUUUCAUACAAGUCCUGAAUUAACUUUAUAACAAGUAAUUUGAGUUUUAAUGGAGAAGAGUGAGGAUGUACUUUUCUCUGUAAAUUGUAAUUUUGUCGAUUUAAAAGUUUUAGUUGAAAUGCAAGAAAGCUGUCUUUACAUUAACUUGUAACUCGUGAAAACUUUUCCCAUCUCUGUUCUUUUCAAGUAUUGAACAAUGGGACUUAUUUCUACGAGUUCGAGUUUUAAAAGUCGCUUUUUCAGUCGUUUUUAAGGACUUUUUACUUUUGGUAAUAUUAUAGCAUGAACCACUCAGUAUGCUUACCAAAGUGAUGCCUGCAGUGUUGUUUGGCAUUGCCUAGCUGAAAUAUGAAGGUCUUCCCAGAAAAAAUGUGUUGGCUGGAUGGCAGCUGUUGCUCCUACUAUUCAGCAUAAAUGGCGCCCGCCCAGAUGUGUAGCUACACGCACCACGGACCCUUCUGCAACUCCAUACCAUCAAGGACUGUAGCUUUUGAGCUGUGUGUUGAUAACACACAGUGUGGUCCCUCUCCUUUGUAGAGGGGAGGACACAGGAGUCUGUGAUUUCCAAAAAAGAAUUAAUUGAAUUUUGAUUUGGUCUCAGGUCCAGAGAAGUUGUCAGUGUUUCUGGAUCAUGUUUACAUACAUUUUCUCUUGGCAUGGUACAGUUUCAACUAAACAUGCACUGAUCGAUCAGCGCUGAUUUCCUCAAGUUUGGGGAAUCAGUGAUCAGCUGAUCCUUACAUAUGAAACCGAUUUUAUCCACCGAUCUUAUCAACCUCUGCAAAGGUCUGAAAGUCAGCCGUUUUUUGUUUUUUGCUUUGCCAGAAUGGCAGGCCCGCCCACUAGGUCAUGUGCGUCAGCGCAAGUGGCACACACAACAGUCUUCCAGAGCAUGAUCAACUAAGCAUGUUGAACCCACUACAAGGAAACAUCAAACUCAGGACAGUUUAUUGGUGAUUUAAGUCGUGUUGUUAGUUUGUCCUGUAGAUCAUUAUUUUACUAACAUUGUCAAACCUUGUGAUUUCCUUUAUUUGUUAAAGCAAAAUACUGCUGUACACUUUAUUUUGGUAAGAGGCUCAAGCAAGCCUGCAGUGUGACCUGUUGUGCAAGUAUUGUUAAUUUUUAAAAUGUGGAAAUAAAAGACAGAAGAAACUGAUAUAAUUAAGUAGUUUGAAAAGUGAUAUUUUAAACUUUUCAUGUAUAUUAGAGAGAACUACCUCAUGUGCAGUUAAAACAAACACAAAAAGUUUGUAUUGUUUCAAAAGUAUUGCUCAGUGUUUUUCAUCAAAAUAAGAUUGGAGCAUUGAAGGUGUAUGUUGUCAGUUAUUAAAAGAAAAUAAAAAAAUCAGUAUCAGCCAAAAUCGGUAUCGGUAGUUCAAGCUUUUUAAAGAUCAGUGACCGGCCAGAAAAUUGCGGCGAUUUCCACUACAGAGUCAAGUCUGUUUUUAUGCACUGCUCACUGAAGGUCUGAAGGUCAUAGCCAUUCAGUGUUGAUUUUUGGCCUUGUCCUUUAUGGUCAAUGGUUUCUCCAUAUUCUCUGGGACUUUAUUUAUUUGAUGACAAUUCAAGUACAGUUCAACAGAUUUGCAAACCUUCAUGUUUAAUAAUAAGUAAUAUAACUAAGUGAAUAAUUCAGUAAUAAGGUUUUCAAAGUAACAAUAUUAAGUGUUGUGUGCUGUCUGGGGUAGCAAGCUGGAUUUAAGUGUCCUUAAUAAGAUACUUUAUGCAGAUUUUUUUUUUUUUUAUGAAUGUUUCUCUUUGCACAGGGGAGUCUGCGUCUCUGUCCUGCAGGCAAAAGCAGAAAGUGGUAAUUUAGCGGAUGGGUGUGGUCAUCUAAAAUAUUUCCACGUAGGCUUUGGGCUGCUUUUCCAUGAAAAUGGAACAGUCCAGUUUGUUUGCAGUCUGGGGUUGUACUGCCGAGCUGAACCACUUUUAUACUCAUCAGUAGCCUUUGUGUGUAACUGAAGUAGUGCAUGGCAGACGCACAAUAUGAUCCAGAAGUAGCAGGCACUACUUUUUUCCUCUCUGACUGGUUGUAUACUCGAUAGCAGCAUAAGUGUCUGUCUGCGAGGAUGGUUGUUUUAUUCCAAGUUUGCUAUGCUGCUGUGUAGCUUUGAACACUGCUAAUAGUCUUUUCAUCAUUUGUGUUGUAAUCCUGGCAUCGAAACGGGUAUCUAUUAAUAGGUUGUGCAUUUAUUUUUAUUUGCAACUAUUCCCUGUAUUAGACGGUGCACUCCUUUUUGGAGGGGGGCUGUGUUUGGUGUAAAAAAGGCAGUUAUCAAAGUUGUAAACUCUUCAGCUCCAGGCCUCUGGUUUAGUAUGCAAAGGCACCAGAGUGUAUUGACAGUUUUUUUUUUCCUCCUUGGCAAAUUACAUGUUUCCACCUUAAUUGUUAUUGGAGAUGUUAUCAUGAAGAGCGGAUGCAGCCCUCGCUUCCGAACCUGUUAAAGCCUGACAGUGGCGUGAAGGGGGCAGAGGAGAGGAGUUAUGCAAAAUACGGCCUAUGUAUAAUUAAUGACCCCCCCCACCCAUCUCCUUCUCCUCCUCCAGCCCCUCCACACACAACCCUUCUAUCCUCUUUAGGAUGGACAGCUGGCGCCAGGGUGUCUUUUUGACCUCUAAGGGCUGUGGUGUUAAAUUGAGAUACUGAGGGCGAGGAGGGAAUGGGAAUUGAAUAAGGGCAGACGCUGAAGUGGAGACACACAGUCAGCUUAGAGUUAUUUAAUGAAGACCUUCCACGUGGUAUAAUACCCAUGUGCCAUGGAUUGAAAGAUUAUUUGAUCGUAUCAAUACACAGACAUGCAUGUCAUUAAAUAUCCGUAUUGAUAAAAUUCAGUGAAUAUAAAGGAAGAUGUGCAUUUAUUUAGAAAUCUGACCAACUUAAUAUCUUGAUAUGUUUGGUUUUACCUUCAGUUUAUUCUGCCCAUCCUAGAUAUAUGUUCUGGUUAUGUACACUGCAGACACUGAUGUACAUCUGCACAGUUUUACAGUACACAGUACAGUAUUGUAGGACGGUAAAUGUGUGAAAAAACAUAGUGGAAAAAGGUUCUUGUGUUGAUUUGAAGGAGACCCUCAGUCGUAGGAAGUUUAAUGGCUCAUGUGUUCCUCUUGGUCACAUGUUUCUCCACCAUUCCUUCUCUGCUCUGCUGAGCCGGUACAGGAUGCUGCAGGAGUCUGAUAGAGUUGUCAAUCAUGAAGCCACACCCCUUUUUCUAAAAUAUUUGUUUCAGUCAGUGAAUGCUUACAGUGUCCAAAUGAAUGUACCGUCCAUUGUUGUAUCACACAGGCAGUUGCUGUAUAUGUAACCUCAUCAUUGACUAUGUAUUGACAUGUAUCAUAUGGCCUAGACCCAAGAUGCCCAAUCUAAGUAUAGACCCUGGACUCGUCAUAGUUGUUUUACACAUCCUCUCUUACAUAUCCACCACCACCUUGAAGGAGACCUGUUAUAGUCAUCUUUACCCUUCAUCUGGAAAGUCCUGUGACACGUGGCCUUGUUCGUAGCUUAGCUGGCGCUUGUACGAACCCAAUUCAGCACUAUUCAGCCUGUGCCUGAAACACUUCUUUUCUGUGGUAAAAAGUCAGACACAGCUUGUGGGUGUUACUUCUCACACAGUUUGAGAUCUGAGGUUAACUAUCAGCUCCCAUUUAGCUUCACAUUUUGUCAUGUAAGCAUAAAGCUAGGACUGGGCAAUAUGGGAUAUUACUAUAUAUUUUCAUAUCAGUCGAUAUCGAUAUAUAUCACAAUAUAAAAAUGGAAUUUAACAGUGCUUAUUGGCAGCAUGUCUUUAGCAAUACAAUAUCACACAAACCUGUGAUACUGUCCCUUUGAGAAGUGUUUCCUUUUUUCUACUCAGGCAUAAUUCAGUCAGCUAUUGAGGGGCCUAAUCCCACAUGUUGUCUAUUAGAGUCAGUUUGACACCUGAUAGCAAGAAGUCUGUAGUCGUUCGUGAAGAAUGAAAUUUGAAUGUAAGUUACCAUUUGAUGGAUAAUUUGCAUAUAUUGACAUUAUUUGGCCUAAAUUAUAAUUUAUUUCUUCACCCAUGGUUUAUAUGUUAGCCACAGUUUUUGUGCAUUAUACAUGUUAUGUAUCCGAUAUUGGUUAUGAUAAAUUAGUUUACAAAUUCCUGAUAUUCCUUUUCUGAUAUUAUUCUGUUUCAGCAACCAUACCUACCUGUACUCUGUGCGCAUCAGGACCUUGAAUAAACGUCAUAAAAUGCAUACCUCCCUGCCUCGUGCGUACCAACGCCCCACAAUCGAUAGUCAGAUCCUUAACCCUGAUCAGGCCAUCUACCUCAUCUUACUAACAGUCCUUCACAAGCUUCUUGGAGACACUGGAAAACCUGUUUGGUGACUACACCACCAUCAGUGUAUCUCAUGUUACAAAACUUUCCUGAGGUUUAGGGACACAAAACACUGAAACAUUAUUUGUAUAUAUUAUAAUAUGGUUUAGCAUAAUAGGUCUGUUUUUAACUCAGCAGGUGAGCAAAAUGACGUCAGUGUUUCAGACUCAUCCUACCAUCUUCACCAGAACGUAUAUUUGUAUUAAAGCACAGGGACACACUCCACACUCCAUUCCACGCACAGCUGACUUUUGCAGGCUCUCUGCAGUUUACUUACUGUACUCCCUAUCUCUCCAUUAAUUGAUCUAAACAGGCUCAGAUUAUCUCGGCUCUUAUGCAAAAAAAAGCCCGAGUCACUGCCAACUCUUUCAAGAUAGCAGGAGGCGAGACAGACAGAACUUUGGCUGAAACUCCUCCUGCGCCUUAAUUCCUGACGGGGAACACGUUAAUAUCCAACCACUCCUCCGCCACCGCCACCACCAUCACACGUCCCCCCCUCCCUCUUAUCUCCACCCUGAGCCGCUUUUGAUGUCCCAACUCUAAUCAACUCGUCCGGGCCGACGGAUGUGCGGCUGACACGGGACAAUCGUCGGGAUCUAAAUCGUUACAUCUCCCCUGACAUUACCGUGGCAUUUUUGUCGUGGCAGAGGUAAGGAGACUGAGGAUCGGUUCACGGGGACCAUAAUUCUUUCCACUGGGAGGAGGGGGGUGGGGGUUGGCAUAUUCAUAUUAGCGUGGAAUUAGGCCCCUUUUUAGAUGUGCUGGAAAUCCAGUGUUGGUGAGGAGUCCACACGCGUCCUUAUCAGGGACAGCGUAGGCCCUAUUCAUACAGACUGCUAUCAGCAUAAUUCUUUUUGACAUUUCAGAUAAGCAUCUUAACGGAAAGCUCCGAACUAGGCGGACGGGGGAGUUGUCAAAUAAUGAAGGAAUCCUACAUGUUUACUACUAAAAUAUCAACCUUUUAAAUAGGAGUCUGGAUUUGACUGUUAUCUGUGAACCCUCGUCCUACCGCUCCCUGUAUCUCUGUGAGGGACAGGGGUUAAAGUGUGAGAGUGUGUGUGUACUUACUGAUAAUUUACAUCAACACGAACACACUGCACUGCUUCUGCGUAUGUGUGUGUGUGUCUUUACUGUAUCAGAACAUGCCAUAACACGGCACAUUAAUCCUAUCCGCUUCUAAUCUGCUAAUAUUUCCUGGAGAAUUAUCUGAGGACACUGUUUCAUAUGCAAAUACACCAGAGAAACGAGUAAACACGCCGCUCACUGCCCAGUGAAACAUCUCCUGUAGCCAGUGUUGGUUGGACAGAUUAGGCUUCCGCGGCACUGAAUGUUUGUGCGAGGUUAUAACAGGGAGUAAACACAAACAAAUUAUCCUUGGAUUACGGAUCAACCUCUAAUCAUUGGUCAGCAAGGACAAAGGCCUCACUCGUGUUUCAGAUUAGCAGGCUGGAAGGAGCUCAAUAACAACACAAGUCCACCAAAAUUUCACAGUUUUGAUCCACAGUGUGCAGAACAUGAAAUGAACACAUGACACUUAGUCCGUUUGAUUCUUUGCAACUGAGACCUGACCCUGGGCCAAAUCCAGGCUGGGUCCGGGUUAUUUUCAGUCUGUACAGGUCAUGGUCGGCGCAGUAGUCUCAGGUCUUUGUGUCAAUAAUUCCGCUGUGGAUCUAAGAGGUCGAUAUCAGCUCAAAUCAAAAGUGAAGUUGACAUUGUUAUGUAAGGGGGAUGUGUUUUCUUAACCAAAAUAAGGAUUUAAUCUACUUUCAUAAUAAAGUCUCCAUAUGGUUUAUCACUAUACUUUGACAUGUAGUACAGCAUUCGACUCCUGCUGGUGUUUUCUGUCCAAAACCAGAAGAGUGACCCUUAAAAGUAUCUGCGAAACUAGAGAGAGAAAGUUCCUCAAAGGACCUUUAAUAACUUAAAGCCACAAGAUAACUUCAAUAUCAUUACCUUGUGUGCACAAGAAAAUUGUCAUUCAAAUUUUAGGAUAAAAAAAUGUAAGUCAAUAACUUGUUGUUGUUGUUUUAAGAUAAUUAUCUUGUCCCCACAGAAAAACUUAUGCACUGAAUAUGAAAAUCUUGUGUGCAAAAGGAAAUUGUAGUUUGUGUCGUAACAAAGUUGAACUUGUUCACACAAGAUAACAACUUGGGCGCAUGAGGAAGUUAUAUUGCAAAAGAAAACCAGUGACUGUUGUAACUAAAAUGAUAGCCUCAGUUAAUGGGGCUGUAUUUGGAUGUUGAGACUUGAUUUGUAUUUUGAAUUUCUGCUGUUUAAGAUCCCCUGACGCAGCAGUAUCUAUGACCUGUCGUCCACACUUGUUUGUUUUCUUGCUGUUCCUAAGGAAUGAGCUUAAGAGCUUUUAGAAGCUUAUCUGUGGUGUGUUUUUCCACUCGUCUUUGUCUAAUUAUAGUUGAAUUAGUUGCAUUGGUGUGUAUUUUCUAAUAUAUGAAAUAAGUAAAUCAGCAUAUCUAAACCAACGCCCCUAUAGACGAAUUCGAACUGGUUGCCUUUGGCCUAAAAGAUCACACAGCAGCCAUUAGAGCCUCAUGAGGAAGGGCUCUCACAUCAGAAAACAAAAUCAUACCCAGGACGUUUGUUUUAUUCCUGUUUUACAUUUGAAAUAAGCCACAUUUUUACCCGACAAGCCCAUAUAUUAUUUCUUACUUCUGGAUAUCACAAACUAAAAUGAAGGCCUGAACUGCCUAAUUGAGGUAAAAUGGAUGUGAGAGAAUCAAAUCAGUUCUUUUCUUGAAAUAAGAUAUUACAUGCUAGUAUCUCUGUGUUGCUGUGUUUUUGCCCAAGAUGUCCAUAAUGAGAUAUAAAAUCCAGGCGUGUCCAGUGAUGCUGAUUAUAUUUAGUGUAUUGAGAUUUUUUUGGCUUGAAAUACGGUGUAAAAAUACAAGAAUCCACCUCAAAGUAGACAAAAGCAGCCGCCCGAAUAAAACUAAAAACUCUCGUUCACCUAAUCCAAACAGGAAUAUAUCAAAAUAGAAAGUGCAGACCCACGGAUGAUGACAGAAUUAGUCAUAAUCAAACCAAAUCAAAUGAAAGCAGCCAACGUGACACUUUCAAGAGGCAUCAAAUGUGAUUUUUAUUCCCAACACAAACAGGUUUUUUGCAUAAAGGAAAGACAAACUGCGGUGUGUCAAGGUAAAGUAUUUAUUCUGUUCAAGCACAGAGGGAAAGAAGAAGCGGAGUGACUGAAGGAGAAUGUCACUAAUAGGACAGAAAUAAUCAACAGCAGCGCCUGAAGAAAGCUGCCACACAUGCACGUUCAUAUGUUAGAGGGCUGUGGCCAGUCAGCCACAUAAUAGAACAAUCACUCUGUCACUCAUCCUCUGCUAUUCCUGUGGCUGUUACUGCGUUUAAAAAUUACAAAAAAAUCCUGCGUUUCAUUCUCUUUUGUCCUUUUUCUCCUCCUGUCAUUUUCGUCUUCCUCUUCUGUCCUGCUCUUUGUUUCCUCUGUUCCACUCUCAGAUGUGUCCUUGGUCAACGUCUCCCAUUAUUCCUUCAUCAUUGAUGCAUUGUAUGUCUUUGGCAACCAACUAUUUUAAUGCGUCUUCCUCACUCCCAAGCACAUUUUGUCCUACGAACACUUAGAUGAAAAGAAUCUCCUUUGAUAUGUCAGGAUGAAUCGCGUGGUGGUGAUGAAACAGAUCAACUAUUGUGUCUUUUUUAAAUUAUUUCAGUAGUUAUGUGCAGGUUUUUGUGGGUGUGACAGCAUGAAACCUUUCAGGCGUGUAAAAAGCCAUGUCAAAUUCUCUUUGGAUUUUCUAUGAAAAAAAAAAAAAGAAAGAAAUGCUUAAUUACUGCAGCAAGGAAAGGGAAAGUUUCUGUCUGCGGCAGACUGAUGCUUUUUCAACAACACACAGCUGUGGACUGGUUUUCAAUGUGCAAUCAUCCUGUCUUUUUUUUUUUUUCAUUCUCAUUAUUAAAAGGAGAUUUACAAAGCCGCUACAUUUUGAGUUACUAAUAGAUCACAGUGAGAAUUUCAAUGCAAUGUUUAUCAGAACAAAUUAGUAAAAACCCGAGGAUGGUGGAGUCGUUUAAAUCAACACAAGAGUAAAAUGCAGUCAAACUUGAGGCUAAAAUAGAGCAGAUUUUAAAAUGCUCUUGUCUCCAGCCUUUACAGCAGCACUACUCACUCCUGACAACAGACAGCAUCAGCACACAACCCGUUAUCAUUGACAAGCUAAAUACUCAUACCUAGAGGUAAAACCCAGCAAUGAAAUAUUAAUAAAGUGCUGGAAACAAGGAUACGGUAGUACUGUGUAGCUAACUGGUCCAUAAUAGGGGGAAGUAGUGGUUCCUGUACAGGCUGGCAUCGGCCAUUAAAGAGACAUGAACCAGUUUGCAUUAGUCGAGUUUAUGGUUUAAUGUUGCUACCUCGAUUAAUUAUACUUAUAAACCUUUUCUGAGAUCACCCUUUGGUUGCUCCAGUCUGCAGGAGAUGCAAAACAACAGCAACAACAAAAGAGGGUAACACUGCCGACCUGCUCACCUCCAUUUUUACCUGCACAGUUUAUUGUGACAGAAAGAGGAAGUUGAAGGGGUUGAGCUCUGACAACUUAUUAUUCAUAUUUAAGUCACUUUUUUACGCCUCACAAUUAUCUUGGCCAAAAUGGUAUCAUAACAAUAUUACGCUGAUUUUUCUGGAAAAUAAAACAACACCAUCAGCUUGCGGAAAGACGAGACAAAAAUGAACCAACAAAUGGCUACUGUAUGCUUGUUUUAGCAAAAUAUCAGUGUAUGUAUUUUUAAGAGAGAUGCUUAACAUCACUACCAGUAUGAUUAUUUCCAUGUCAAAACAAGACCUGGAUCUGGAUUUGUCAGGAGAGUCUGGUUUAUAUCCAGUCUUGUGAGACAUUCAUAGUAGGAAUUAGCCUGAAUACUUUGUUUCUAGUAUCAGUAAUGUGUGGGGUCAGUACAGGUUUGUUGUUUGCUCCAUAGAGCCACUGUAGGGUGGAUUUAAAAUGAUUACUACUCUUCAUUUGUAUCUGCAUUUAAACAAAAACAUAGAUCAGACAUUUAAACACCGUGUAUUAUUGAAACAAAAUAAUAAAGCCCCAUUAUUAAGGUGACAGCUGAAAAAUAGUGCUGAAAAUAAAUACCAUUUUUGGACAUUUUUUGAUCAAGUAUGCUGAAAAUGAUGGGGUAUAUUUAGAUAUAACUUUCUUAAUCAUUAAAGCAUGUAUUCAUACGCAGGAUUAAGUCAGAAUUUGGACAGUCUUUUGAUUAAAUGAUGUAAUUUUGGAUUGUUGAGCCACAGAAAUUAAGGUUAAAAUAAAGGAUUUUGAGGUGGGAAUACCUGCAUCAACUGUCACUGAUGUUAACGCAGAGACAACGAAAAGGUUGAAGAUCUGAUACCCAAUCCACCAUGAAUAACAGGUUUUCAUCUGCUCACAGGCUGUUCAUGUGGUUUAAAUAGCUGUAUUGAGUCUCAUAGCGGCUUUGAACUUAUUUUUUCUGUCCUCCUGUAAUGAAGCUUCUAUUCCAAAAAAAAAAAAGUGGUAUUUCUGUCACCCUUUUUUUUUCAAAUUUCACUUCAGUUAACACUUUUAUUAACCGGUGAGGAAAUUUAGUGACAGUUUUUGUUUAACAGUGAGUGUUUUGUCUCCUCAAACUAUCUCAAAGGUCACCGUCAAAUUCACUUCCUCACAGAAAAUAAAGGCAACACUCGACAUAACUGAGGGGAAAAAAAAGGAGCUCUUUAAAAAUAUCAUUUUUCUUCUGUUUUAUGUGAAAUGCAAAGAGGUCCACACAAAUCACCCAAGCAGGUAAAAAGGAAAGGAAAAAAAAAACCUCCUCUUUUGCUUUUUGCAUUUUGUCAUAAGUAUGCCUCCUCAGUCCGGUGGCAUAUUUUCAAUCAUUAUUAGAAUGCCGGCAGCUCAAGGCUCGCAGGCUUUAACCUCUGCUGUGUUUGGUGUGUGAUAAAAGGCGAAAGCACUAUCAAUCUUUAUUGUCUGGCCCGCACACUGUAAUUGCAUUCAAUAGUCCACUGAUUCUCUUGUCUGCGCUAAUGUCGGGGAGCAGAGAGGAGCCAGAUGCUCUGACUGCAUCGCACACACACUCGCUCGCUCACAUGCAGAUAGACACACAGGUGCACAAACACACAGUUCAAGCUUUUAGACUCAAAAAUACCAAUGCAAGGGCGCUCGAACGGGAGAAUGCUGCAGGAUUAUUCACACAAACACACACCAGACACGAGCAGCGCCCCGCUUGAUAAAUUGUUGACAGUAUAGAUUGUGAGCAGCUGUGCAUCCAGAGUGUGUAUAGAAGAUUCAUCCUCUGGUUUCCCUGUCAGGUUGUUUUUCUGUAUGUACAGUAUACACGUGUGAAUCUGUGCCCGUGUGCCGGCGACGUCACCGCCAAGCCAGGUCAUGUAUUAUUCAAAUUUAAGCAAGCCGAAGGAGGGGAAAGAGGAGGGGUGGAAGAGCUGGAGGAGUGCCAAACACUCGAUUGGAUCUCAAUGAAUAGUAAAGAGGCUGACGGAGGGAAGGAGAGGAGGACAGGAGGGGGUGGAGGAACCUGGAGAGAGAGAAAGGGGGAGACAUGAGUGAGGUGGCAUGAAAGAGGAAGAGUGGAGGAAUGAGGAAAGGAAAGACAUAUAUGAUGUAGCUGAAGGACUUACUCAGAUGGCCUCUUGUAAUUCUUCACUCACACUCAUAAUGAAAUCCAGCUGCUGUGUUCUGAUGUUCCUCUACACAAGCCUGGUGGAGUUUACCGCACAAAGAAGUGUGUUUGCGAGCUUUGUUUGUGCAUGUGAAGUGUGCGUGCAGCCGAGUGGUUUGAUUCCAUAUUACCAAUCUGUCUCUGCGAGUCAGGUGGAGGUGCAUAUUGCGGCGCCUCACCACACUGUGAGCAGCCCUCGAUAAGAUAGACACGCCGGGCUCCAGGUAAUAGAUUUGGGCUUGUUGUCAUAUCCACACAGAGCGCACAAAGCGUCCAACCCCGAGGAUCAAGCCAGAUGAAAAGCAGGGCCUUUGAUAUUGGUUAUGCUGAGACCACUCAUACUUUUAUUUUGUUGUAUUUUGAGCAGCUUACACACUGGAUGUACAGUAUGUCCACAUGGAUGUUGUCCUUCCUUCCAAGGUGAUCAGUCAGAGAGAUGCUGAUUUUUGAACAGAAAUUUAAAUUCAGUUUCAGUCUUAGUCAUAUUCAGAAAAUCAAAGUUGACUUUAGUCAUAUUUUUGUAUUUAUUUUGUGUUGUUUUGAGUCAGACUUUUAUUUUAAACUCAUUUAAAUGGAUGUUUUACUGAUUAUUUUGGAGAGAUUUUCCUCGUAGAUGUGAAAUCAUUAGUAGGGAAAUAAAACUUUUCCUUGUUUUGUCACUGCAGUCAUAUCUACCAAAGAACGGUUUUCUUUAAAAUUUGGCUUCCUUGAAAAAGAAAAUUCCCCAACAAUGUGAAUCAAUCAAUACCUUGAGUUUGACUCACAGUGAAAUUAAAAGAUCUAGAGCUCCCCCUGUUGACUGGCUGCAGUAAAAGUCUUAAACCCUGCCUCCUCCAUGUGAACAGAUGGGAAACUAGUCAAAGUAUUAAACUGAAUUAGAUGAAUAACUAUUUUUUAAACAUGAUUCCCAUCAUUAUAGUUAGUACGCAAUAUGCUAAUUUAUGCCUAAAUUUCGGGUUUCUAAGAGGCAUAGUUUAAAGUAAUUGUGUUACUUUAAAAAGAAAAGGGGGGAGAUAAGGUCAGAUCAUGGUGGAGAGAGGGUUUAGAUUAGUCGGGUAGAGGAGUGACAACCAAAGAAAAAACCUCCAACAUAGGAAUCAAUUAACUUUCUAUCGCCAUGAGUGAGUGCUUCAAAUCAACACCAUAACUUUUUUUAUUAUCAUUUUAAACUGUCCCUACCUGAGUGAUCUUUGACAUUUUAUUGGUUAAAGGCACUUCUGUGCAUGCCUUGGCUGCACCAUUGCCUGUCUGCGCCCAAAAAGGUGGUCUUUUCACUUCAAAACUCACAAGUGUCAGAAAUGAUGUGAUGUUACAGCCAGUGGAAUUGAUAAGUAUGUCAUUGAAUCAACAUACAACAUCGUUAUUUUCCUGUCUUUUCAGUUUUAAAGUGUUUUUUGCUUCCUUUGAUCCACAAAGUACCCUGUUCUAAUCUCAACCAUUUGGCUCAUCCUUAUGUCUAACAUAAAUAUGACUAAAAUUUGUAUUGUCUUCCCUCACCCUUUACAGGCCACUGGUUUGAAAGAGGUGCUACCUUUGGUAGGCUUAUGAUAGGACAGUAGCUGGCUAGUUUUGUUCUUCUGCCAUAUAAACCAACUUCUUUACAAAAUGCAUCAGGUAAAAAUCAUCCAAUCACAAUGGAAAAGCUGCACUGAGGCGGUAAAACUUGAUACCAGGUCACAUGUUGCAAUUAAAUAGAGAGGGAAGAAAGAAAGAAAGCAAAUAUAUCUGUAAAUGGUUGUUAGCCUGAACACUCAUUAUUUGUCAGGGCAACAUGAACAAAGAUACAAUUCAUUGUUAGAUUUUUAUUUCCCACUUACAUUAUAGUCAUAAAAAAACUACUAAUUUAGCAGAUACUUAACAUUUUCGUUGACAAAGUGACUGUGCCAGAACUUGUGUGAGGAAGUUUUUAUCAUUGGGUCACAUGUUUGGAGUUGUUUUGUUAUGCAGACACAAUGCACUCACGGGGUGUACGUGGUGCUAAUUAAUGCUUUCAGUGGCACUGUUUUUGUUGCUCUUUUAAGUGGGCCAAGGCUAACAGGCUAACUAGCAUUUAAAUCCCUGCUGAAUUAGAAAUAUCCAAGUCUGCGGUUCGUCUUACAACCUCCAGUCAUGCAUUCGUACAUUAGAGGUUAUUAGGAUUAUUAAGAUCAUGAUCGCACAGCGCUGCGUCCACUCCUCAUGAUGUUGUUUACUGCUAAGCCUCCUUUGUGCGGCUGUCUGUGUGUGCAUACAUUUGCAUGUUACACACAUGCACUCAGAGCCAGUGGGGCAUGCAGCCUGCACACUACAUACAGUAAUACAUUGCUGAAUAUCAAAGGAAAUUACCCUUCACCUUGGUGCAUGGAUCUUAGAGAGUUCCUUAACCAGAGGAAUGGGCUUUGAACCAGGCAGAUUCCCCCAGGGCCCGUAUCCCGGCCCCUCCCCGGAACGCCGCACCGGAUAAGGGCCGUAAUUCCCACUUUUAGGUUUCCAUUAAUCUGAUCCUGACACAGGGGAGACGGGCUGCUUUGCAUAUCGCCUUCCCAAGAUGGAGGGCUAUUUACAUGAUCGCCUCCAGAUUGAAUAUGAUCAGUGGCCCACCUCCUCUGCCGUCCUCUGCAGCUGAGACAGAAAAAUGCAGAUUUUUUUUUCCGAGGGUAUUUGCUGCAUUAUCAUGGGUGAAAUAUUAUUCACUCAGGUAUGGUCGCCAUAGCGUUUCGAUAUGUCUCAAGUUAGACUUGAUGGAUACGUGUUGCGGAUAUUACAGCGCCGUGCUUGAUUCCCUUGACGAAGGCCAAAUUUCUUUUAUGAAUGUGACAGGAGAGAUGGAUAGAUCGACCCAUUUAUCAUCGCUCACUGAUAGCGCUAAUGUGAAGAGAACUAACCUCCCCACACACAGCCCGCCCCUCCCUCUCGACAAAUGUGAGGAACACCAGCGAACAGUGCUCCAUUUGAAACCAUGAAGGCAAACCCCCAUGUAAAUGUAUCUGUAAUGAACGCCGCGUACAGGAGGUGCAUUAUUCUCUUUCUGCUACAUUUAUUUCUGAAUAUCAAAUGAAUAUGAUAAAUGUGGAGCGAGGGGGCGGCAGCGGCGGUGGCGGGGGGAAGCAAAGUAAGCUGAGGAUAUGAGAUGAGUGAUAUUGUUAUUACACCACCGACGAUGAGCAGCAGAAGUUGAGACGCUGUGUGAGACUACAGCGUUGGGGGGUGAACACACACACACACUCGCACACACACACCCUGUGCCUCACACACUUGCUCUUUCCCAUGCAAACAUGUCGCCUCCAUGUCCGUCCGUCAUUAUCCAUCCUUUGAACUACCGUCUUUUUUUCUGUGCUUUUCUUUUUUCAGCACGUCAAGCUGAGACACAAUUCCACACUCACAUGAGUCCCAGUUGUGUGCUGAAACGCACCGAGACAACAACAAUGGGAUGUGGAAAAAAUAGAAUAUCACUGUACAAACACCACCGCUGUUUAGUGUGAUGAAAGAGCAAAUCCGCACUCACGCGGUGUCGAUGAAAUAUUGGUGACAAGGCUGAGGAAAUGCGCACGCUCUUGUGUUACUUCAAAGUAUUUCUACUCUUGGCAGGAAACUAGUAGGUGGCUGUAAUCAAACCAGAGGUGCUGCUGCUUUUUUCCUGUGAAAAAUAGGUAGGGAGUAUUUUUCAUCGCACCUUUACUUCGGUUCUGUUUCAUGACAGAGAUCAUACAAAGUGUGAACCACCGUCCGACUCGAUAAUCACCAACCAAGAAUUCGUGCAUGGUACUAAUUGUCACUUGGGCGCACACUUCACGUAAACAGUGUGAUAGAAACCUAUCAUACCAGCUCACUCACUUUGUCUCAGGCUGUUUGGGACGCAGGGAAAACAUUCGAGCUUCCCCUAAGUGCAUUUCAUGCUUUUAAUUGACACUAUUGCAUGUUAAUUCGAAGCAUGUCACGGAUGUGUCACACCAGUAAGCUGCCAGUGUCCGACCUCAUGUAACGUCGAAUUACAUUCCUGCUGCUUAUCGCCGUGACAAUAGAUAAGCUUUUCCCAUGCAACGCCAAGCGGUGUUGGAGAUGAGGUGUUUUUCUGUGCCUGCUGUCCUCUUCACUUAGGAGGUGUCCUGUGAACAUGCUGAACAUUGUUUUUGUUGUUUUGUAAUUCAAUUUCCCUCACUCUGAUUACUUUCUCUGUCUAACUCUGAAUCUGAUUCUUUUUCAUGGAUCCAGGUCAGCAUGGCUGAGACAUUCAAAUAAGGACCCCUGAGACAAAUACCCAAAGAUAAACAGCAGCACCUCUACUCUUACAAAUGUGUUUCUACUAUACAUACGUCCUGCUGGGGUUUGUCUAUCACUUACAAACUUUCUAGAGGUACUCAUAAAUCCAAAAAAUGAAGUAACGGCCCAGAUUUUCUGAUAUUUCUGAAAAAAAAACAACAACAAAUAGAACCAUAAAAUAUGUUGAGCCUCACAAAUGCAAUAUUGUAUAUGACUCUAAUUAAACGGGAGCGUGGAGAUCUAAGGGGUAGAACAGGCCGAUGUAAAGCCCAUACGCACAGGAAACUCAUGAGGGAUAUAAGUCAGCACAUAGACUUCAGCCAAAAGCUUCUCUCUAUUUCUUUUGUGGUCUAAAUCUGUGUUUUAUAUUUGGCCCUUUGAAAUCUAAGGCCUGGCAUAAACAUCAUAUUUUUUUAACCUGUUGUAGUGGAAAUCAAACUCACUCUGCAAUUGAAUCUUAUAAAAUGCACAGCUGAAGCUCCUUUAUUUGAUAGUGCUGUAUUGUCCCAUUGUUAAAGCGUGACCCAUCGGCUGUUUAAUACAUGAUGACACAUGAUGAUGGUGACAUAAACUAUUGUUUUGUUUUGUUUUGUUUUGUUCUGAGCCCAUCAACAGCAAACACCAUGUUGGAAAUAGUGACUCUAUCUAUUUUUUGGUGAGGCAAAGAAGUAGGGUUGGGACAGGGCUUUGGCAUCCCAGUUAUAGCUAUAGUGUGCUUCUCUGUUAGCCAAGUCUGCUGUGCCUCUGAUUCUGCAAAAGUUUAAAGUUUAAUGUCUUCAAAACUGACAGGUUAUAAACAAAUCACUGCCUGUUCAGUCUGUACAUUGUGCAGACUGAGAAGUGAGCCAAAAAUAUUUGCUUGUUCCAGGCAGUAAACUUUUUUUUUUGUUUUUCUCUCAAGAUGAGCUUUUUCAUAAUGGGUGUGUAUGUGACUUCCAGUGCUUUUACAGCCAGCCUCUAGUGGAUACUGAAGGAAGUGCACUUUUUUUACUCAUUCGCUCCAGAGGUUGUUUUUUGGCACAUCCUGAGUGCUCAUACUGUACAAUUUUAUUUAAGGAGCUUUUACAAAUAUUCAGGAACUUUUCCAGGAAUUUGCCAGACAGAAGUUAAGAUAAGAAAAACACCUUUAACAAGAAAGUGAAGUACAGUUAUCACCUUUCUACACCCUGCCUCUCACUGAUGCCAAACGUAAGACAUAACAUAUAGUGAUUGUUUUGGGCAGAACUCAUUUAACAGGUUCAGAAUUGUACCUAUUGCCAGUUAACAUAAUGUUUCAACUGUCUUAAUAUCCAAAUGAAUCUAUAAAAGGAUUCUACCAUGGUUUAUAAGCUGGGAUGUUCUAAAUUUGACCAUUUUGCGUGUUUUAAUGAAUUUUUUGUUUAAUCUAUGCAAAUACACGAGCAGUCAGUCCCUUUAGUGUGGUAAAUUCCAGCAGAUAUUUAACAAUGAAAGAGAUGUUUUUCUUUCUUUUUUUUUUGUUGUUGUUUUUUUGAUGCAUAAAGUAUGGUACAAUGGUAAAAUGCCGCACCCACAAUUGUGCAAAAUACAAAAAAUAAAAACCACGUUGAUGUGGUAUGUGUUGAACUGUUGUUAAUUCAAAAAAUAUUGCAGACAAGUGCUGAUUUUGGACAACCACAAUCUUGCUCUGUGAUACACUCAUGUUAUCAGGGUCACAAAACUGUCGGUCUCAUUAGCGCCAGUCUGAAUCUGAAACGAGUCAAGACAAAUUCAAAAUGGCCGCUGUAAAAGUGGUAACUGUGAGAUGUGGGAUGAUUGGCUUUGACGCCUCGUGGCCUGUGUGUGUCUCAUGCUGGCUCUAUCCGGUCGAAGAGUGAUAGCACUGGCCCCAAGAAUAGCUUCAAAUUAUUCAGAGCGAGGUAUGACAAGCUCUGGUGAAAAAUAUGCUCGUGCCUGAGUCCAUCGCUGCAGGCCAAUGGAAGAGAUUAAAUUUAAAGCUGUAAGCCAGUAAGUAAUAUGCUAUCAGAUCCAAAGACAGACACCUGUCAUUGAACAGCAACAGGGGACACAGGGACAUGGGGAUAACCCAUAAAAGUUUGGUCAUAACAUGCUCCUUGACUCAUUAGAAUGACUCCAGCUUGUACUUUUCUACCUGUUGUAUCUUUGUAUCCACUUACUGCACAUAAGAACUUCAUCAUACAUUUCUGAGUGCUUUUACGUUGCAGGGUUUAUCUUAAAGAGGACACAAGAACUCUGCUAGUGUACUACGCAAAGGCCCAUGGGUUGUUGCCUACUCUACUUUGGGCUGCAACAGUUUCACACAGGUGAAGUGACACCAUUAUCCUAAUGUAUGUGCUGAGGUCAAAGGAAAUCUUGUUUUAGGCUUUAAUACAUCAACAUAGGUGUUUGCUUUUACGUGAGGCAUGGACAGUUAGUGCAACAAAUACAUUUUCUUCUAAAUCAGCUGUUCAGGUCUGCAGGCUUCAAAAGAGAAAAAUACAACUAUACUAAAAAUGCAGUAAUUUGACAGUGAUAGAUAUGCAAUUUGCUGUGGCUGCGAAAAGACACAUCUCUGAACUGGAGUUUACAAAGAAAGAUUGGUUUUAACUGGAGAGCAAAGGGAUCCUACGUUACCUGGUAGUGCAGGUGUGUAAAUAUUGAGAAAGUCACCACUGUCUCAAAUGGACUUGGAACCACCUUUAGGGACCUGUCUGAGUCAGAGGAUUACAGUGGCUCACAUGUGGAUGCAGUCUACAUCACAUUCCUUAGGUUCAAGGCUGUACUCAAUGCCUCUGUCAGUUCUUGACAUCCACAGUCAAGUCAAGCUACAGCUCAACUAGGCUAUUUAGUUGGACUUGAUCAAAACAAAGGUGAACGAGAUAUACAUCACACUAUGACAAUAUCAUCACGUUUACAGAUCCUGAUUUUUUUUUUUAAGGUCUUUUUAAAUUUUGUCUCUUUUAUGGCCUUUGAUUGUCCUUUUUUUUUUUUUUUUUUUUUGUUCACUAUUCAGCUCAAGGCCUUUGGUGCAAUAAAUGUCCAACUGUAUUAUCAAGGUAUGUUAGUCCAGCUAUGAGAAGUUUGAGUUAGUGUGAUUUAACUCUUAGGCAACAAAUAGAUUUUUGCAACAACAUGUGAACAUACUGUCUUUAACAAUGUUUUUAUAUUCCAUAAUGACCCCAGCAGCAGUCUGAACUAGGGUUAUGAUUCAGCUUCAUUUCAGACCCACUAACAGGAUGGUCCAUAUCACCAAAAAAGCUAUUGACAGUUACUCUUGUCAAUGACAUUAUUCCUUGUUUUACUAAUUUGUCUCGACUAAAUUUUGAUAAUGAUGUCAAGCAAACUGUCGAGGAAAAUUAUGGUGAAAAACCUGUUCAAUCAAUGCUCUCACAAACAAUAAGACAAAAUAGUUGGCUUUGUUUGAAUGAACCACCAAUUACUUUGCUGUUUGUUUUCCUUUUUAAGCCAAUCAUUUAUCUGCAGCAAGUGUGCCACCUCUAUUUAUCUCCUGCAUUGUCAUUGGAUGAUUUUCCACAAGGUGCUUGUUGGUAAGAGGUGUGUUUACAGUCUUUGGUAGGAGGCCAAACAGCUAGCUAUUAGCCAUCCUAACAAAAGCCAAACAAAACUCACGCUGGCAGCUACAAUCACAAAAGAUAGUGCAGCCUAAAGGGAGGGAAGGAAGAAAAGAGAUGACCUGUGGACAUAUUUUGAAACUACAGCUUAUGUUUGAUGCAAUUUUGCUUCAUAAAAGUUUCUCAGUAUUGAAAAGGAUAGAGUAUGAAGAGAAUUGUCGCAUGUGAAUCAUGAGGGAUUCGGCUUUUCCUCCUUUUUAACAUAAGUCCUAUUAUUGCGACAAGAACUGAAUCAUUCUGUUAGUGCCUACGUGUGCAAGAGAAAGUUAGCCGGUGAAGGACGGCAGCAAAUAUUUGUCAUUCUCCUGCACUUUAUUCUGGUUCUUUGUCGCUGUUGACACUGCUAUUAUCUCUCAAAUACUGAGCACGGUUGUUAGUAUUUGUAGUCAGAGCCGGAUGGGUCAUUUAGUUAUGAAUCAUCAGGCACCAUGAUUACCAAAGAAUUACGUUUGAGCACAAAACCUUAACCUAGCAAGCUUUAUACUCAUCAGUGACAAUAUAUAAUAGACUAAAUAUAUUUAUGCACACACUCAGUUUAGAUGGUGCUACAGACAGACGCAGCCUCACACAUACUACCCCCACCACACACGCACACACACCAGAUACACACACUGAGCUUACUUUUAGCCCUCAGGCGUCGCAUUUGAGAGUUUCAUUUACUUGAUUAAAUCAUAUUUGCAUAUGGAAAUUGUUUGAAAAUGAUAUUAAUUUGUUAUAUUCAAAGGAGAAUUACUUUCUCAUAUUAAAAGCUAAAUCAGACAAAGGCUGUGAGAGUGACAGGUGAUGAUAUUGAACUUUGCUCAGUUGGGGCCCUUCAAUGGAAAUACACACACACAGACACACACUCAAAGUUGGACAUAACGUUCAAUUUUCCCAGGCUAUGAAUAUGUUUACAUUUCCUCGUCUCAGGUGUGUGUUUGUCCAAAUCUGCUCUCAAAACCUCGUCUUUUCCGCCUUCAAUAAAGACGAAGGUCAUUCACUUGGCAGCGAGCGUCAGGAUCCUCCUCGACCUCCUGUGUUGUGUCCAGGUGUGUGUGACUGAUGCAGCUCAGUGAGACGCCACCGUGGGACAGAUCUCCUCCUGAGCCAACUUAACUUAUCAGGAACACGGACCAAAAAAAUCAGGCUAAUUAAUUAAGAACAGUAUUAGAAGUAAUGGGAUAUUAUAAUAUAAAUUGCUACAUUCUGGAACCAAUUUAAUCCAAUUACUGGAACCCCUCAUGAAUAUAAUACCUCCAAAAUCACUCCGUCAGAGUCCAAAGGGAGAUGUGUCUGACUACUUAGACUGAAAGAAAAGAAAAGGGGAAAAAAAGAAAUCUGCUCCCUUUUAACAGCGAACACCAACGAUGAUUUAAAUGGUUGAGAGGAACUGUUAAUUUGAGUAAUAAACCUAAUGAUGACUUUUUUUUUCUAAUUGACAUUUCGACCGUUUCCAACCUGAGUAGGCUUUUUGUUUGAGCUCCCUGUGUUUGAUAAAGACGAAUGACUGGAAAGGCUGAUUGGUGCUUUUUCUCUUAAUGGACUCUACCCAAUUUAAAAAAUGUCUUAAAAGAGACAAAAGAACUCUUAUCCUCCUGCUGUUUAAGUGGAGUGCAUUUUGGAUAAAUUGAAGAGGAGAAUCAUAGCAAAUUUAGGGGCUCAGAAAUCAUUUUACGAGGGAUAAACCCACAGUAGAGCACAUGACACAAUACGUGAGGGCUGCUGGGAGAAAGAUGCCAGGAUUAAGUGUCACAUUAAUGAAAAAAAACAUGGUGCAGUUUGAGUGAAUUUACUCCUCCUUAUUUAUAAAUGCGAAAUUUUCUCCAAAAGUUCCACCACCAAGAGGCAGAUUUUUGGGCUAGCCUGGCACGAGAAUUCUUUUUUUUUUUUUUUUUUUUUAAUAAAAAAGCGUAUCUAAACCCCCUUAAAUAAAUUUUACAAUUAUGUUAAUUUUUUGCAGAUCAAACACUACCUUUUGUCUCUUUGCCAACUUUGUCCCGAAUUUGUAUCGUGUGUUUUUUGACAAAAAAAAUAAAAUAAUAAAUCCCCACAUAUUUAAAGAGCAAAAUACCAUAAAUCUUAAGUCACUCACUGGCCUAAUCAAACCCGUAGUCACUUGUGCCAGUCGGGUAUCACUGUACUGGGGCUGUCACAGUAUAAUCAGUGAUGUUGGUAACUACAGCACCCAGUGGUCUCACUAAGUUUCCAUUCUUUUAUUUGCUGGUCUUUGGCAAAAAAAAAUUAAAAUAAAAAACCUCACAAGAACAGAGGUUAAUAAAUGUGAGGAUUUUAAACACAUAUUUGCCAUAAAGUUGUAAUCGUUGAUGUCAAGAAUCCACACAAAGACUAUUUUUGCAUUCCUAACAAACGGUUGAGUGUUAAAAUCCCAAGUUUUUGUUUAAUUCCUCUUCCUAUUUCUGUUUUUAUUCCUACACCCACUUUUGUCUUUACAUAUACUCUGUUUUUAAGUUUGGACUCUGUUACUUCUUCUGACUGUUCGUUGUGCAACAGACCACACACAACCAUUCAGACAUUUUUCUGACAUUUGCCAGUGGACUAAAGUGACGAGGAGGCACCUUCACGCAAUACAAAGUCAAUGGAGAGCGAUGAAUUGUUUUCUCCUCUGAUGUGGGCGGGUCUUAAUUGCGCUCUGUCUCCAUUCAGAUUGAUACUGUGACACAUUGGAAGUCUAGACCAGACAUGAAUCACACACUGCCUUACUUUAGUGACCAUGCCUUUCUUCUUUAGGGAUAAAAGUUUGUUUGAUGGCAUUGACUUGUCAUUUAACACACUACUGGAAAAGAAAGAGAGAGAAAAAAGUAACAAAGUUUGACAAGAGGAAAAAGUUUAGAUGUGGACAUAUCAGCAGGGAAAAGCAAGAGUGGGUGUAUGCUGUGCACAAGUACUAAUUCCCAACUUGGUACAUUUUGGUCUCAGCAGACCAACGGUGGAAAACCUGGCAAACUGUUGAGAUCUAACCUCUGACAUUUCAACCUUGACAAGCAGCCACAUGGCAAUAAAUAGUACAAGUCAAAAGACACACUUUAGUGAAAAAUCAUAGUUGACAACUCAUUAGCUUGUAUCAGAACAAGGCUAAUCUUAGAAUUCAACCACUUCCAAGUUCACUACAUUUAAAAUUCACAGAAACAAUAAAAAAGUAAAACAUUUAUGUAAGCAAAAAGACUGCUAGUGUUGUGGUAAAAUGUGACCCUACCAACUGGAGACUUUUGUGGCCUUCAACUGGAACUCAAAGUCAGAAAAUUGUCAUGACGUUGUGUGAAUGAAAGACUUUUUGUUCUUGUGGAAAAUGGGUGGGGAUGCAAUGGCUAGGCAACAGCAGCAUGGAUGUCGAAAGAUCAAUUAUUGCCAUGCUUUCUUCAUAUGUGAAAAUACUAAAAUAAAUCAAUGUGCUGAAACACCACAGAGGAACAAAACACCUGUAAGUUAAAAUAAAUUCAUUCUUGCAAUGUUGUGAAAACCACAAUAGGCGUUGUGCAGAAAUGUGAGUAUUUUAAGUUUAAAGUAGUUAAGCUUUUGGAAUGUGUCCAUGCUCAUCAUUGUCGUUUCAUCCCCAAUAACCAAUCUAAAUUAAGAGGGGGCUGGACUUAUGAUUAUGUCUUUGUCAGCAACGACAGAGGUAAAAGUGACAAUACUUGUUUUCUCUAGGUAGAAUUUUCAGGUCUAGAGCUCUUAAGAAUGCUAUGGCAUGGUCGCUAUUUACCAUUGUGUGAACGCUAAAGAUGGCACAGAGAUUUUUCAAAGAGACUGAAAGCAAUAAUGUGGGGGAACAAGUUUGGUGAACUAAUAGUAAAUGUCAGUGAGCAGGUUCUCUGAAGUUAGGAUGGUGGACAGUGCAAAAAAACAAAACAAAAAACAAACACUUUGGUACUUUCAAAGCAGUCAAUUAUAAAAUAUCUCUUUACCCUCCUUGCCGUAUCUUAGACUCUGAAAUAUAUUUGUUUAGUUGAUAGUGGCUAAAUGCUAACAUAAACUAUAUUCUGAUGUUAGCUGAUAGCUUGUUAAGAAGGUGUUUAUUUUGUCUUGAUGUCUCUGUGAAUUUUGAGGAGGCGAAAUGUCAAAAAAUUGUCAGACUGUGGACUCAGUGUUGACUAACACAGUGUAAGACAUGGUGACAAUAGCUGAGCUUCCCACCUUUGCAGGAAGUCACAUAGUCGCUGUGGGAAUUUGGUCCAUGAUGUGUCUGUUUGUAUCAUCAUGACAUGUUUUUAUUCUGUCCACCAAUGUGAUAAUACAACUAUCAGAUUUUCAGGAAUCCAGACAGAAGCUGCUACAAGCGGGGAACAAAGUGUCUUUGAAAGUUUUUGAAAAAGAAAUGUUUUUUUUUCUCACAGAGAGAAGAAAAAUAAUAAAGCUCAGUUGCUCUUUUAAUCAGUGACAAUUUCAACCAUUCCAUAAUGCAUAGUUAAUUACAUCAACUUUUCUUCUUUUUGAUCAAAGCGAGAAGGAAGAUCUCGUUAAACGGAGGCAUACGGAUGUUAGUGUGAAAUAUUGUGAAGUAUAUGAAAGAGGAGCUCUGUAUUCCCCAGUGGAUCCUUCAGAUAAUCACUCCAAAGAGUGCAGCCGAAUGAAUUGACGUGAUUGUUGUUGUUGUCGAGAAACUCCUCAGCUCACCAGUAAAGAUAUUAUCCCGUACUACCAAAUACAAUAAAAAUGAGUCAAUUCUCUUUUAUUGAUACUCUCACGAGCAAUUUAGCAGGUAGUGUUGGUGGUCCUAGCCCCACCUUAUUCGUAUCAACAAACAACAGGUAAUGUGAUAACACACAAUCUAAUUGUAAUGGUAGAUGCAGCAGAGAAACCCCAUACACAAGUGCUACUUUGGUGGUAUUAAAGCCCUCUUAUAUGUCCUUAGAAUUUCAUCUGAAUGCCUCAAGCCCAAAGUACAAUAUUUGAGUGAUGGGUUUAGUCAUUUAAUAGUUCCAAGAGUGGAGUGUGGCAUUCUUUAGCAACAAAGAAAUUUAAGUAACAGCUUGCUGCAAAAAAGUUCUCUCACAACAAGACAAAAAAAAUUGUAACCUUGAAAAAGAGCUUUUACAUGUGGCCACUGACAGUGUCUUCAGCUUUUUGUUUGCCACCAUUCCUGAAAAAAAAAAAAAAUUAAAAGAUUAUUUAUUUCCCUCAGUAAAUUGAUUUGAUUGAUUUUGGACUGCAUUUUUUUUUGAAGUUUUUUUUUUAAACGCCAUUGCUGCCAUCAUACCCAAAAGCCUUUGGGAGCCAAGGACUGUGCCAAAGUUGACACGAACUAAAAGUUCCUCACGGGAGCUUUAACAUGUUUUCACACCUGAAAGUCUGGACUAAGGUCUGUGUUUUUGUUUCAUUGUAUACAUUUGGUUAAGUCUCUUUAGGUUUUACACUGUCAUUACUUCAAACAGACUAACAAAAUUUAUAUGACGAACCUACGUGGUAACAUUGUGAGCUAAGUGUUUUGCUUGUCUCUGUAGUUUACAGCGAUCGGUCAUUUGACGUCAACAGGUUAAAUAGCGGGUCUUGAAUGUUGUAAACUUGAAUGAUAUUGUCGUUCUCUCUAUCAUAUUAUUGUAGAUUUUGUAUUACUCAUGGUGACAACUUGAAGAGCUGUACAUGAGGCUGAUCGGAGCCUAUUAUUAGACGGCAACUUCAUCAUCGUCGUCAGGAACGACUAAGAAAGUAUGCAAUCCUGUGAGCCACACCGAAUCUGUGUGAAAGUCUGUGUAGUUAAUCUUUUGAUAAGAUAAGCUGUCAAUAGUGAGGUAUAACUUGUUCUAUCAUACUACAAAAUUUCCUGUUCUUGGAUAAUCUCCAUUCAACAUAAUAUCAGACACUUCUACUCCUCAUGUCAUUUCCUGUCGUUGAAAUGAAGGUCUGAACCUUUCAAAAUAAUGCUUUCACGCUGGGCAUGAACCAGACUAGGGUUAUGUUUGGUCCAGACCAAGGUCCAGGGGAGGUUUCAUUUGUUUUGGACCAAACAGGAAAAUCCAAAAGUCCAGACCAAACGAUGUUGGGUGAAAGCUCCCUAAAAUUUCAAAAUCUUAGUAUUGAGUACAUUUUCUUAAUAUGGCCUCAGUACUCUGACAAAUAUCACCUGAUUUAGGGGUGUCUGUCUUCUUUAACAAUGUCUCUUUCACUCAUCUUCCUGUGUCUUUUAAUAUUCAUUUCCAUUUCUGCUUUUUUUCCUCUUAUCAUCUUAUCUGGAGACUGGUCGGACAUGUACCAUGUACAUUAAGUUUAUUGCUCACCAAGUAUAUUUAACUGAAACGGAAGUUUUUGUCACAGUGUCAACAGGCAGAAUUAAAAUGUGCAGGUACCUUUUUCCUUGGAAUGAUUUGAUAUGAUGUGUAUGAUCUGCUUGUGUCUGGGAUUGCCAUUUUCAGGGGAUGCUGACCAUCUUAAUUAAGUAUUUUACAGAACUAGGCAAAAACAAAGUCAGUAAUGAUAAAGGUUGGAGGCUUUUAGUGUUGCCCUGAGCAGACUUCACAUGUCUUGAAGAGGGUGCGGUUUCAAAGUGACAAAUGUAGGGUAAAUUUUCCCUAAUUAGAUGAAGCGAUUGUGUUAGAAAGAUUACCACACACAAAUCAAGAUAGAGACCUGAAAGAAGAAUUAGGUUGAAACUGUAAACCAUGUUUUAGGCAGAGUGUUUGAGUGUGUGCUGCUUUUUUUUCAACCAUCCUUUCUUUAAACUCUCUUAAAAGUGAAUUAACAUUGUAGAAAGGCACCUUUAAAGGCUUCAAACCUCCCAUAGUGCACUUUUUUUUUCUCUACUGCCAAGAAACUCACUCCAUACAGUAAGCACCAGCCAACACUUCAUUCAAACAGCGCUUCACUGCUGAGAAUAUUGAAAUGACUAGUCCUUGACCAUAAACUGCUUGUUGAAAAGUUGUUUUCUGAAACAAAUACUGGUACUAUAUAAAAAAAAAUAAACAUUGACGUCCUAGUACCUGCACAUGAACGUUUGGAGCUGAGGUGUCACUUUAACUGAAGAGCACUCUACGUACAGAAAGAGAAUCAACAAAUGACACCAAGCUGUAUCAAAGAAAUCACUUAACUGAGAUGAAAGUUCAAACAAACAGGUAAGGUUAUCUCCUAUCUCCCCUGCUGACAUUCAGAUAUUUCAGUGUUUUUUUGGAAUGAUUUUGUUCAUCAUUAUAAUGUCACUCUUUGAUGAUAAAGUUUGUCAUACUCUUUCUCUUCUCAAUGCUGAAUUUUUACACCCUGGAGUCAACCUUUACAGCACUUCCUGAAGGAACCACGUAGUGAAACUCCCCUGCUGUUUGAGCUCGCAGUCAUUUUUAGAGCAGGUCUUUGGCAGGCGGCAGAGAGGUGAAGCUCUUGGCUCCGUUUUCAGCCAUACUGAGUUAAUCACAUCCGUGCAAACCUUUUGUCACUGUGUGCAUGUCUGUUGGUUCGUACAAUGAUUACUCAUGUUCACACAUAAGCUGACUCUAUAUGUGGCUUCACUGACAAUACUACCUUUGCUUCUGUGUGUUUGUGUGUAUGUGUUUGAAUGUGCGGCUGUUUGUUCUUCCAUGUGUAUGUGUGUGUGUGUUUGUGCACGAGUGGGAGUGGAUUUGGCCCUCGCUCCUUCGUGAUUGUGACUUUAUUAAAGGUGUUUGUUCUGUGGGAUGGCAGAGACACAGAAGAAGCUAAAAUGGAAAGCACAUAAUCUGCAUAUUAUACACAUCAUGUGUCAAAAUAUAGAAGAGUGAUUUAUGCGACAAUCCCUACCCAUGACAUUUGGCUGCUUUAUGGUAUCAGAAUGUAAUGAUAAAUAUCAUUUAUUAUAAGCACAGCAUAAAAUUACCACAAGCUAGUCGCCAAAUGUUGCUGAAUGGAGGAUUUGGUGUUUAUCUCUCUAUUCUUUCAUUCCAGGGAACAUUGUAAAAAUAACCAGUGAGACAUAGGAUAUUAAGCCCUGAAAAGGUUUGAAAAUACUGGAAUGGGGGAAAACUGGUUUGAAGAACUGCAGAAACUGACCAACUUUUACUAAUCAUGUGGGUAAAUUAGCACUAAUUGUUAAAAAUAAGUUUAUGUAUUGAUCGAAGUUGCACAUUUUCUUUUAUCUACUCCUGAUUGAAAAUGAGUACUAUUGUAAUGGCUGCUGUUAGAAAGGGAUACUUUACACUUCUAUGUUUUUGUGUAGUCUUUAAUCUGAGUUGACUUCUAAAAAUGUCAACAAAAAGGAGAAGAUAAAAAAAAUUGCUGGUUCUGGUGGCAGUAGAUCAAUAACUUCAGAGUUCUAAAAAGUACAGGUGCAAGUACUUUUAUAUAGUUUUUGGAUUUUUGUCCUCUCAGUUGACAGAACAAAGAGGUUGUUAAACUACACCUACUGUUUGUGUGCAAUUGUUGAUCUGAGCUUACCUUUAAGAAGACAAAAAACACCAACCUAGCAAACUCACUCAGACCAACAUCUCCAGUAUUUAUCUCCAGUAUCUCCAGUAAAGUAUUUGACAAUAUUUACCAGAUUGACCCAAAUGUAAGACAUAUUUAUAGCCGCAACAUACUGUAAAAUCCACCCUCUUGGUUAAGUUUUGAACCAAGUGGGUGGAUUUUACUUGACCCUUCAGCAGUGAACUGAAGAACUGAUUCUUACAAUUUUAUUUGAAAGAUAUUAAAAACAUCAUCUUACCUUGUUGUAUAGGUCUGUAUUUAAACUAUUGUGUCUUCUUACUUGCAGACUAUAGGAGUUAAAAAGCUACCUGUGGCUUACACAGUGUGUUAUUUGUUGUUUUUUGUUCAGAGCUAACUCUUAAGUGAAGAAGGCACAUGAAAACAAACAAAAACUAAAUAAGAAAGUACUCAUUGAGGUAACAGUGUACAUAUAACUCAAUUGUGCUUAAAACUACUUUGCUGUUCAGUUUAAUGUUUUUUUUUCUUCUUACAAGAGUUGCUGUUCUACCCCUGCCUGUACCAGUCAUUUGUAUAUUUGUUCUAUGUUAUUUUUCAUCUGAGCUGACACUUCAAAAGACAAAUCACGCAAAAAAAAAGGCGAUCAACCUCUGCCUUUACCAGAUACUUUUUGUAUUGUUAUUUCUGAUUCAAGAUGGUCCUCCUAAAGAUUAAAGUCAACUAACAAGUUAUUUAUUUAUUUAUUUUUUAUCAGUUGAUUCUGGUGGCUUCGGUAGGAGAGUAAUGUCAAAGCAGUUUUUGACUCAAAUUAAAUAUACAACUUUAAAGAAGUUCCGCCACUAAAGUUAACUUUCUUCAGUUUAGCUCAACAGAUUUAAAACUCCAUAUAAAGCCUGUCAAUGGUGAGAAUAAACCUUUUUAGCAGACAUGUUUUGAUCAGACACAUUUUACCAAAAUGAUAACGCUGCAUACAUUACAGACUUCUUCAGAGUUGCCAGCUGGAGAAGUUUACAAAGGCAGCUCAAAACUUUUAGUACCCAAUUAUAUCUAUUUAGAGAUAUCCCAAAAUAUGCAAAAAUAGAGAAAAGCUUGGAAAAACAUGAAUUUUUCCAUAAUUUUCUCCAAUUUUCUUGUAGCUCUGAAAAUAUAUUUCAGAAUCAUUCUGGAAAAGGUUACCCAGGAUGUCAACUCUCGUCUUAAGUGACUGCAUAGUGCGUCCAGGCUUAAAACUGUUGGCCAGACAAUUUUUCAUUUGUUUGGUUAAAAAAGAAAAAAAACUACCAAUCCUCAAUGACUUUAUGUAGAUAAUUACUUUAGAAAAGGAGGAAACAUAUGAUGAAAGGGUAUUUCAAAACAAUACAGUCCAACCAAGUUAUCUGAAGUGACAUUUCAAAACCUCUUUCCAAACUGAGAAAACUGAAGCAUGGGUCUAUUAGAAGAGGGUGAGUUAACUCUGUCUGUGAAAACACUGAUGGUGCUCUUAAAUGUGUCUCACGGUCACUUUAUAUUGGUAAAAACUCAUACUUUUCCUCAUCAAGCAUCGUAAAAAGUUCCUUCUCUCCCUGUGUCUGACCUGAUCACACACCUGAGUGAGAUUUCACCCACCCUGACAUGUACCCUGCUUUUCAAACCCUCUCUCUAUGGUUACCUCCGGGCCUCCUGCCAUACACCUCACAUGCUGGACGCUCAGGAAUGAUGGCAUGUAAUUGAGCUGCUGUAAUUUGUAGUGAUUGACCCAGAGGGCUGGCUAUUAGCAAUUGUCAGCUCUAAUGAUAGAUCCCUUUAGCAUUACAGUGCCACGGCCGUCCCCGGUGUCCGCACCCGCUUAACUUGUUAUUUAUAGAUCAUGUCAGGCCUGUAAUAAACAUAAAGCAUAAAACUGCAGCUAAUGUGCUGCUAAUGAAAUCUGGACAUGAGCAACUUUAUGAAUUGAAAUAAUUCACAUGACUGUUCCAGCGGCACUGGAAAGGUUAGCAGUGAGUGUGUGUUGUAUCUGUGUGUGUGUGUGUGUGUGUGUGUGUGUGUACAUUUCAGAGGUGCUGCCUUGCUCAUUUGCAGGGUGCAAAUGCUCUGUAUAUUGCAGCCAACAUGAAUGAAGUGCACUGUGCUGAAGAGUUUGUGUGCCUUUGGAUAAGUGGUUGGAAAAUACUAUAUUCAGUCUUUUUUAUGACCUCCAUGCUCUUCACCUGCAGUGUGUUGCAAUGUAGCCAUGCUGGAUCCUUGAAACCUUCUCUUUCAGGUCCUUGUUGCUUUUCUGCUCCAAAAACCUCAUCUAUUUAAAGCCCAGUACUUCAGGGCUUUUAUGGCUGGUACCUGGUUUAUAUGCAAAAUCUUGCACCUUCACAUUAAAAAAAAAAAAUAAAUAAAUAAAAAUAAAAGGAAAUCCAGAAGCACUUUUGCUUACUUAAACAAACAACAAAAUCUAUUAUGACACUUUUCCAAUUUGAAGCUUUUGCACAACAUUGCUGAGAAAACUCUGAGAGUCUUUUCUGCAAAGCCAGAUGAAAAUUUAGAUUUGAAUUGAUCAACUUCUUGGUCAACAACAAUGGCAGAGGGAGACGAACUGAAGCCUGCACUCACCAAAAGAUUUUUAAAAACGUUUACAGUUUUGAAAAGCUCAGGUCUCAACAUGAGAUGACAAAUGAUGACAGAUUUUACAGUUUUGUUCCUUCAAACCAACAUUGCGCAGUAGCAUUGUACGCAUUCGGCGGGAGAGUAGCUGUGAUGACGCUCAGCUCAAACAGCUACUCUCCCGGUGAGCUACACAAUCUUCAUACGCCCAUAGGCUGUAUCAAGUGUCAAUCAUAGAAAACAUGAACCCCCUAAUAACCUUUUAAAAUAGAGCUGUACAGAAAAAAGAGGACUUGAGCACAAACCAGUCUUACAGUCACUACAUUUCAACAUCGUAAGCAGGGGGGAGAAAAAAAAAUAUUCUGUGUAAUAAGUUUGUCCACAACUCCAUAAGGGUGGCUGGAGGAGGCGGGACUUAUGAGCUAUACUGCAGCCAGUCACCAGAGGGUGCUUUUCUCUUGGUGGCUUCACCUUGCUAGGAGGCAGACAGCGUCCAUUCUAUAUACAGUCUAUGACCUCACAUCACACAUUAGGACCUUUUUCACCAGCAAGCAGAGUCCCGACUCUCACCACUGGAAAGUCUCUCGUGGUCAAACGUGGUUUUAAAGUAAACAAACAUGGCAGAAUGUGGGAGUCGCUACCUGCUUAACACUUUGGCACUUUUACUACAGUAGUAAUUUUAUUUUAAUGCCUGUCCCCAUCACCUGGGUGUAAGUACGCUUCAUGAAACAUGUUGAAACGCUGUUUACACACUUGUGUCAUCACAAUGUAUUAACGCUUGUGUUCAUUUAUUCUUAAAUCCAUCUCAGAUUAUCCCUUGCAUUUACUGUCGUUGACAUGGCUGCAAUUGUUUGCCUUCUUGUUCAGUCAGCUGCUUUCAGAUUCUUUUGGUAUCGUUUUGGCGCCAUUUCUGUCAGUUGUUUUAGUUUUUUUUACUUAAGAUUAUAUUGAAAGCCAAAAUGAAAAAUAAUAAUAAUAAUGAAACAUACGGAGCAUUUUAAAACAGACCUAAUGGUUAUCACUAACAGACAUGUUUGUACAUACAGUACUGGCGACAACUCCCUUUAAGCUAAACAAGAAUAAAUGCGACGUGAGAAGCUCUCUAGAAUAGAAGUCUAGUGCUCAGCCAACACACACACACUCACACACAUGCAUAUUUUUUUAAAGGUACCAUUAGUGCUUUAAGUCUUCAGAUUUGAAAUGUUGUCCUGAACACUCAGACUUCUUCUGUUAAAAGAAAAUCAUUCCGCUCUGGUUAAUCUUGUGCUUGGACUAGAUGUAAUUGCAUCAUAUGAACUUGGUUUUUCGUGGACAUACAUGAUCUUAAAUCUUACACAUUGUGUGUUGUUUGAAUUUCUAAAUAUGAAAUUAUCCAAAAAGAAAAAAAAAAAUCCCACACUCAAUCCCACAGAUAAAGCUCAGUUUUCUCAGUGGAAGUUAAAGCAAAGACACAACAUGUCUCCUGAGCAGUUCAUCCAUCCAUGAGCUGUGUUCAAGGUGAGCGUGCUCUCUGGCGGUCUGUGUAUUUGAGCGUGUUCGGAUGUUGUUCAGAUCGCUGUAUUUUUCCAGCCUGCACCGUAAAAGCUGCUUGUUUGAGCUGUUGUCCACGCCGUCGCGUAUUUACUCUUUGUGGCUGUGUUUGCGCACACAUGCAUUCACUUGUGUGUCCGUGCAUGAGUGUGUGUGUUUGUGUGCGUGUGUGUGUGUAAAUCUCCUGCUGCCUCGUCCCCCCACCCCAUCUUAUUGCUUUCUUGAAAUCCUCUUGAUUCGCCCAGUCCCUGAGGCUAGAGCCCCAUACACAGCAGAUGUUCCACUGAAAAGGCCAUGAAUGUUUAAUCAUUUGUGUUAUUGAUGCCGCCUUUUUGUUUGUUAGCAAGUGUGAGCGACUCUUUAGGGUCUUAUGUGUCUAUUUUUGCAUGUUAUGCAUCCGUUUAUGUGUGUGCAUGUGGCAAAAAGAGGGAUCUGAGAAAAUUCAAAACCAUCAGUCUUUUUAAUUUCUUUUUGAAAGAAAUCUCUUUUACCUCACAUGCCCUGCAAUGAAUGCAUAAUGAAGUCUAUUAAAAAAUUUUAUUUGGGCUCAUUAUUGAGUGUGCUGUGUCAAAUAUCACAUCAACGCACUCUCACAAAACAGGACUAUCUUUUUUUUUUUUUUUUUUUGUCAAACAGAAAGUUAAACCCUACCUCUGAUCAUGGAUGAACAAACUGGGCUCCGUCUCUAAACUGUGAUUUGUUGGACUUAAAGCUGCUGUUUUAGUAUUUGAGCUGACAGCCAGAUUUGAUCAUAAUUAGACAGCAUGCCGUGGGCUUUGAUUGGCACGGUAAUUGGAUUGUCAUUGGGGCUGAAAAGCUAUUAUCUUAGGAUCAUGCCCCAUGAAAUUUGUUGGAAAAACUUCUGUGGCCGUCAUUAAGUCGGCCAUCUUGGGGGCCUUCGCAAAUGAGCUUUUUUUUUUUUUUUGUGCAAGAAGAGAGAGCGAGAAGAAGGGAGGAGGAAAAAAAAUAAAAAGGUACCUGUGCACCACUGGGACCCUUAGAUCCUUCGAAUCGCGGUGAAGACAAUCUGGGCUCUAUUGAUUAAUGAUAUUAGCAUAGCAGGUAGCGCUAAGUCGAAAAGCGGCGUGCUGGGUUAUUGCCCAUCGCUCUCGCCCACUCGCCAGUAACAGGGGUGGGGGUGAGCGGGGUGAGGAGGGGGAAGGGGGGGCGGGAAGUAAAGGAAUGGGAUAAUGAGAGAGAGGUGAGCCUGGAAGGAGUGAAAGGGAGGGGAGCGAUGAGAGGAAAAGGGGAAACUGCGGGGUGGCUUUUCAUUUGCAAUUGUUUAUGUAAAGUAUCAGGUGCGAUGCCCAUUUUAGGGGAAUAAGUAGCAAUACGAGGUAAUGAAAAUGAGAGCGGAGAUGGGGAAGUGAAAUAGGUAGAAUUCCUCAAAGCCAUUAGGCAAUUAAGUCGACUCACACACCUCUGAAAGCUGAAAAACACCAGCAGAGAAGCCUGAACUCUGAGUUUCCCUCUUUUUCUGUUUGAUUCUUUGCACUCCAGGAGUCACGAGUCAAAGUAAGAGCCCCUCAAAUACCCCCAGAUACGGUCAUUAGACAUUUUACUCUACGGGCCAGGCACAGGAGGCCAAGUGUUUACUUUUUCAAUUAAAACUACAAGAGAUUAAGGAAAAAAAAAUCAACAUAAUCAGAUUAACAGGCUUUAAGAUGUAGGACAAAUACAUGUUUUUUAGAGUAACUUAUUUGCCACUCAGGGCGAAUACGUUUUGAUCCGUCACAUAUAUUAAAAUGUUCACAUGUAUAUUUCUGCAGUUUAGGACACAAAUGUAUGUUUUUCGAGAGACACUUAUGUGACAUUGUUUAAGAAAGCUGGCUAGUUUUACUUUAGCUAUGGUUAGGUUAGAUUGUGUAAUGUUCAGUUUAAAUUAUAUCAAGCUGCGUUAAUUUUCAAGCUGGUAAUGUGAGUUUAUGCAUCUCUCAGUAAAUUCCCACCCCUCCAAUCACGAAGCCCCCCUGAUAAACUUUAGGAUCAUAAACACAUCCUUCAUUGAAGCAGCAGCAAACUCUGGUCCUCUAAAGAUUCAUAAAGGACUCCUCAGUAUAGAGAGAGAGGAUGUAGACAAGAUAGAUUUUAACGCCGCUAAAUUACAAAAUUGGAAAUUACUUGCAGACUUCUGCGAAGCUCACACGUCACUUUGGAGUAAACUAGGAUCCAAACCAAGAUAAUGUUAUGUAUUUAUUCGACAACUAUGUCAUCAGGAACAUGGAUGGUUUUCAUACAACCAACUGUUUUUUUUCAAUAGAGCCUGAUGGCGGUACAGUCCUAAAGAUGGCAGCAACAACCAGGAGAGUCACAUGAUUGAUACCCAGUUGCUGUUCAAGCACCAUUAUUCUACUCCUGUUAUAAGUCAACAGACACUAUAGACACUAAAUGGACGCUAUUUGGCUGUCGGUCCAGCAGAGUUGCCAUCUCUUUUGACUUGUAAUGCCAAACUUGUAUUGAUACACUUAAAGCUACAGUGUGUAGAAAGGGGAAUAUUGAGUCAGUGUUGUUUUCGUCAGGCAGGACGAAAACUUAAAUGACGACGUCAGACCCCUUUUUUCCUUGACGAAAAUGAGACUAAGACGAACGUCACCAAAGCUCUGUAAAGACUAAAAUGUGACGAAAAUUGUAUUCAUUUUCGUCAGACGAGAACGAGACGAGACUAAAUUGUUAUUAGGUGGACAAACAAAGUUUCAAAACAUGCUUUUUUUUGUCCUAACAGUCACGCCCCCAUCACACACGCACCAAAAGCCUCGCUCGCGCACAGCUGCGCGCACACACUCAUUCACUUACACAUAGCGGCAGGUGGACGAGGCGCGCACACACACACACCGUGGCGGCAGGCACAGCAGCGGUGCCCGGUGGCCGAAAAAAGAGGGAUGAUUUUUGGUCCUACUUCAGAUACAGUUCAAGUGACAAUAAAAUAAAAGUGACAAUAAAACACGGGACAGGGAGACGAGACAGACGACAGUUGUGGAGCCACAGCUUCCUCAUGCUUCAAACUGUCGGGAAAGAACACCACGAACCUCAAAAGGCACCUUUACGUCGACUAAAACUAGACGAAAACCUUUUGAGUUUUCCUCGGACUAAAACUAGACGAAAACUAUCAAGGAUAGAAAUGACUAAAAUGGGACUAAAACGAAGAAGCAUUUCGUCAAAAUGACUAAGACUAAAACUAAAUCUAAAAUGCCUGCCAAAAACAACACUGUAUUGAGUGAUGUCCAGCAGUCAGAUUUUAGAUUGUGGAUCCUUCUUGCUCUCCCUUCAUGUCUAUAAGUCGUUUUUGAUCUUUGUUGACAAGAAGCUCUUGUGAUACAUGACAAGUAUGAUUCUACAUUUGGAAAGUUUUACUCUAUCAGCACUAACUUGUUGCCACUCUUCAAACAAAAACUCUGUGGAGGGGGACUUACCCUCAUUCCAAGUUCACAAUAACAAAACAGUUCUGAUAUCCAGGUGAUUAUAUACAAAUUUAAACUAGCCCAUGAAUAUAAUAUACCAUUUCCAUCAAGUCUGCUCUGCUUAAUGGUGUUAGAAACUACACACCGGGCCUUUAAAUACUUUAAUUGCCAACUGGGGACAUGCUUGUGGAGAGUUGAAACCUCUGGGAGGACUUCUACAGUACUGUCAACGCGCCGUCUUUCAUUUUAUUGUUAUUUAUUUUUUAAUCAACUGAAAAUGAACCCAGAGUCACAAGCUAAAUAAAAUGAACAACAGCACCCUCGCUUUUCUGUGUGUGUGUUUGUGUUUGUGUGUGUGUGCAUAUGCUCCUGUCUGCACGCCUCAGGCUAACAGCCCCCAAAUUGACAGUCCCACCCCUCAAGGCCAAUUCCAGUGUUGUUAACCCUCGGGGGGCCAAGAGGUGACUACUUGGCAGAACUUACUCUCAGCUCCCUCGCAGAAAAAUGAUGACAGUAAUACACUCAAAUACUACAGUGUGUCAUGCAUUAGGGAGCAUUAUGUUAUGGUUUUUCUGACAUAAAACAGAGGGAGACUCUGUUUGUGUGUGCGUGCGUGCUUUGCAAAUGCACUGCCUCUGGUUUAUGAUACAACACAGUAUUUUGCAUACAUGAAUGUGUGGUUUAUGCAAGAUAAGAGAUGUAGCUGUACAUCAUAUAUGAAAGGUGUAAUACGGCAGGGAAAUGUUUUGUUGUGUUGAUAGCAGCUCCCUCCGUGUCCUCUCUCUCUUUCUUUGUGUCUGUGGGUGAAAGUUUCUGUGCAGGCACUGUUGAUCAUGGCCUAUCAAGUGUCAUCUGAUUUGCAUUCAGUGGACGCGUCAUUAUUCACAACAUUUGAUGUCCACAAAAACACAUUAGACCUCUCUGUUUCGGAGCCGAGUGGCGUUGGCCGCGACCGCCCAGACAUCAUUUGUGCACCCAAAUAGUCCAAAUGUAAAUUGAUAUGUAAGAAAAUGCCCCAUUAACUUUUUCAUUAAUGGUUAUAAUGCAUUCUGAGUGUCAUCCGCAGGGCGGUGCGCUUCCCUGAGCAAGUCCGCGCACACAUAUGGCACACACACACAAACAGCACAGAGCCACACAGAGAGGUUCAGACUCAGGCGUGCAAAUACACAACUCCACAGCUCCACUGUACACAGGAAAUACUGCAGCACACUGAAUAAGAAUGAUGUGUAAACUUCACCUACAUUCAACCAUCGAUGUUGUGUAUGAUUUAAACCUAAAAAGCAUCAAAUGAUUGUUUUUAUUCUGUCUGAUUUUGAUUAGACCUUUACCGAUCUUUACUGACAGAUGCAUUCACAGCUGUUUGAACAGACACUUUGGAGCUCUGGUUGGCUUUAUUGUUGAACUAUUUAACAGUGCUGUGACAGACAUUUCUGAGUGCAAAGUCCCCCACUGUUAAUGCACACAUAUACAACAGAUUUUUACAUCAAGAGGCUGAUGCAAAAUGCAGUUUCAGCUAUGUGCUCUGUCUAAAUGCACUUAACAAAAGCAGGAGGUAUAUUUGCUCAGGUCACCAUUGGCUUGCAUGGCUUUCUCUCAGUAUUUGCAUUUCUGAUAGCCCUCGUGUUAAACUUAAUCUUAAAUGAAAUGUCAUUUGUCUCUCCCUCCUCAAUCCUUGUAGAUACACUUGAGAACAUAUUAUCACGCCCUGUGCAAUGUUCCUGCAAAAUGCAGCCCCUAAACUCAAACCCAGCUCAUGUUUUUUUAUCUUAAUUACAGUAAGAAUAUGUGAAAUGUUUUAUCAGCUCUCAUAAACCACAUUCACCUGACAAAUCAAGGUGAACAUCUAGUUUAAAGAUAUAGCCAGCAGAAAUAAGUCUUGUAUUGCUUGUCACAAGUUAAAAUAAUCACCAAUGGGGCAAUGGGUUCUGAUAAUUAUUAUGAAUCAACUCAAAAAUAUGCAGGCUGAAGUUGAAGCUUACUUUGCCCACGUUUAUUAAUAUAACAGUGAGCAUGGGCAAACCUGUCCCACUGAGCCUUUUUUGGUCUAAAGAGGUCUAAUAGACGUCUAAAUGUAGCCUAGAUGACUGGUCUAAAAUCAGGCUACCACAGGUCUAAAAAUAAAAGUUUUUUUGACGUCUAAAUUUAGACCAAGUUUAGACCAAGUCUUAAUAUGGGCUAUGUUUUUAUUACACUGUAUAUUGCUUAACAGCUAUCAUAAUUAUUUUGGUUCAGUACUUGGAGAUCAGUUCUGAAACUCACAGUUACUUUUUGAAAUAAAUAGUUAUCCAAUGAUGGAUUAAAGUGCAACUUCUAAAUUCCGUCUAAAAAAGAAAAAAAAAACAGAAUCUAGACGGUUGAAAUUUAAAAAAACUAGACGUCUAAUAGCCGUCUAUUGCUCAAUGGGGUACUACUUAGUCAACAACAUUUUAAUGACUUUUCUAACAAUUCACGCCAAAACAACGGGCAAACAAAAUUAAAACAAAGUCCUGAAAACAUUUCCUACUGAUCUACACCGUAGCUGGAAAAUCAUUUUAAAAAUCAAGAUAGGGCUAUACAAAGCAACUUCGUACAAAGCAGCUGUCAUCAUCGAUAAGACUGCAGAAUUCAAAUUCAUUUCAGCAGGAUGACAUCUCUGCUAAUGGACUAACUGUGUUGUUUUUUUUUUGUUGUUUUUUUCAGAAAUGUGCCCACUCCCCAACCAGUCUCAUGGAGGAUGCUGCCCUGAAGACCAUG
Messenger RNA from Xyrichtys novacula (pearly razorfish), 96841 nucleotides. Lineage: Eukaryota; Metazoa; Chordata; Actinopteri; Labriformes; Labridae. The record is from the annotation of a GenBank genome assembly.